AUGCACGUCUUCCAGGCUAUGCUCUUGUGUGAGUCAUGUGACCUGCAUGAAAGCACAGCCCCCGCCCCCUGUUGGGAAUGUCCUGGACUGUUGAGGGGUAUGUGCCACAGACCCUCUGGUAGGCAAGGCCUACCCCACAACUGUCUUUCAUUUAUAUAUUUAUUUAUUUAUUUUGAAAUACAUUUUUGAUUUUCCAAAAUAUAAACAUACAACAAAAACAAUUCCAAAUCUAAUUCUCAAGAUUACUCUGAAUCUCCUGACCUCCCCUCGCCACCCCUUCUAUGGGUCCUAUUGAUUCUAUUUUCAACUGCAUAUCAAUACUUCUCCAAUUUUUCAUCUUCCCAGAUUAUCUAUACAUUUUUUUACAUUACAAGUGUGUUUAAAAUCCUGCUAAUGUUUUGACCUGCUUACAAUGAUUUUGUAUAUGCAUUAUAAACAUUUCCCAUUCUUUUUUUUUUAAAAAAAUAUUGUCUUAUUGAUUCCUGAGCUUCCCAGUUAGUUUUGCCAUUUCAGCAUAGUCCAUCAACUUGAUUUACCAUUCUUCUCUGGUCGAGGUUGUUUCUUCCUUCCAUCUUGACAACUGUCCUAUUUUAAGUGGGACAUCCUUGAAACACAGAAGCUCAUCCUGGCUUCAGUUUGCAUCAUGGAAUGUCCCUUUUUUGGCCUGGCACUCUGGCGUGAGUCCUUGCACCAGAGAGCCAGACCAAAAGAUGCUCACUCUGGUGCAAGUCAAGAGGGUUGCACCAGAGCACCUUCCGACCCCUUUUGACUCAUGCCAGAGCGACAGACUGGAAGGUGCUUUGGCGCAACCCUUCUGAUGUCCCAGUUUUGGUGACAAAAACGUUGGAGGGUAUGCCAUGGAGGUCCCAAAGUACAAGGAAGAGUGGGAUGGGGGAAAACCCUCUGCAGAUACUUGAAUGGUGUGAUGGGAGAAGCUGAAUCCCUGUCCCCGGCUCUCCCCCAAGCUGAGCUUCAGAGAUGAGAUGGCAUUUGUUAUGCUAAUGGCCUCUGAACUGCCUAACAGCCUGCUGAGCACUGCUUAAAGUCAGAAGCAGCUAUGUGUUAAAUGAUUCGAAGAGGCGGAACUCGAAAUUAAAUGGCUUAAAUCCAGGUGGAGAUAGGAGUGUCAAGGCAAUAAAAGCUGAAGGGAAGCAGCUAGCGAGUUUCCAGGCAAGUUGUAAAUAGUUAUCAUGGUCUAUUUGGCUACGAUUCAAGUGGCAAUAAUAUUGAUAAGGUGGGACUCUCUCUGUGUGUGUAUGUGUGUGUGUGUGUGUGUGUGUGAGUGAGAGAGAGAGAGAGAGAGAGAGAGAGAGAGAGAGAGAGAGAGAGAGAGAGAGAGAGAGAGAGAGAGAUCUACAUGGAGGCCUCCAAAAAUCCAGAUGGGCUGGAUGUUUGAGCCCUUUCUGCAAAAGCUACAAAUUAAAUUAUAGCUGCCAUAAAAGACAUUGCUAUAAUUUCAUAAACACCUAAUCUUCCAAUUUUGGGCUGUAAGGGAGAGACUGAUAUUAAUAGGAUGCAUUUAUAAGUGAUUAUACUCAAAAUCAUUUUCAGAACAUAAAAAGGAGACCCGAUUUGUUCAUAUGAUAGCAUCUAUCACCAUCUUGCUUUGCUUUACAUCUGUUUUAUUGGUUGUUUUUAUUCUAGGUUUUUUUCCUUCUAUGGUGAUUUUGCAUGACAAUUUCUGGCCCCAUUGUGAUUGAUAAUACAGACUUAGGAUAAUGGUGUUGUUAAUAAUGGCUUUGCCACAAAGGGGGUGGGGGGGGGAGCCAUCUGUUCUGGAUUCCAAAAUUACCUUCUUCCAUUGCCUUCAUCUUCCUGUAAGCCACCCCUUCCUGUCAGCCAUGCUUCAACUGCUGUGCAGUUGCAGAUUUCUAAGGACUCAAUAGACUGAAGUCACAUUCGCACUGUACAUUUAAACCACUAUUAUACUACAGUGGUACCUCUGGAUGUGAACGGGAUCCAUUCCAGAGCCCCAUUUGCAUCCUGAAGUGAAUGCAACCCGCGUCCGCAGGUCGCGAUUCACCGCUUCCGCGCAUGCGCGUGAUGUCAUUUUGAGCUUCUGCGCAUGCGUGAGCAGCGAAACCCGGAAGUAACGCGCUCCACUACUUCUGGGUUGCUGCGGAGCGCAACCUGAAAAUAUUCAUCCCGAAGCUACUUCAACCCGAGGUAUGACUGUACUUCAAACAGUAUUGGUUUCCCACACAGAAUCCUGGGAACUAUAGUUUAAUAAGAGUGCUGAGAGUUUUUUGGAGACCCUUAUUCCCCUUGCACAGCUGCAACUUGCAGAGUGGUUUAAAAAGCCCUUUUUACAGGGAACUCUGGGAGUUGUUCUCUGGUUGUAAUUUACUUGCAACAGAAGUGGGACUAGUGCAUCAUUUCCAAAAAGAGAGAAGAGCUGUUGAGGCUCUGUCUACGCUCUCUCUCUCUCUCUCUCUCUCUCUCUCUCUCUGUGUGUGUGUGAACUCUGUGGUAGCUUAGUGGUUGGAGAAAAAUCCUCUGCAUAUGCUCCAAGGUGCUGUCUUUGUGAUUGUUAUUUCUGCUUAAGUAUUCUGUGCCCUGGCUUCACUAACUGAUCUCAGGCUAGACAUUUUUGCUGUCAUCUUGGUGUUCCUCAAGUAAAAAAAUGGACCAAUAUCUUCUAUGUUCUAUAAAUGAGGGGUGGGGAAUCUCUGGCCCUCCAGAUGUUGUUUUGACAAAUGUAGACAUUUCUGCAAGCAAUUCCCCCUAAUAUAAUGCAUUUUUGUAUGUUAUUUUCACAAAUAUAAUGCAUUUCGAUGCACACUUCCCACUUAAUAUAUGCAUUUUUGUACAUAUUUUUUGGCUGCAUCCCAAAAUUUGGAGGAACACGCAUUUCUUAGGAUAACGUUUUGGUUUGUGAAUCGGUUCGAGAAGUGAGAAUUAAGUAGUUUCUCACUGAAACUUAAACAGAUUCAAAUUUCUCCUCCAACCCUAUUCCUGUAAAAAACUAACCUUGACUCAUGAGACAAGGCAAAGGUGUUUAUCAGACGGGCAAUGUACUGGGUGGUGUUUGAAGUGGGGCGAGCAGGCAAAGUGAUGGGGAACCCGCAUGAACCACUUGUUAUCACAAACCUGGUCUCUGAUGCAUGUGCUGCUGAAGGAACACUCAAUUUUCUCCUUCUCUCUUUUUGUUGCAGGGUCCUACCUGAUGGUCAACUCCUCUCAACAUGUGCAGGGUCAGAAAGCUCACAUCCUCUUCCAGACGCUCAGUGAGAAUGACACCCACUGCCUCCAGUUCAGCUACUUCAUGUACAGCCGGGACGGCCACAGCCCAGGGACCCUGAACGUCUACGUGAAGGUGAAUGGAGGUCCACUGGGCAGUGUGGUGUGGAAUGUCUCUGGCUCCCAUGGGCGGCAGUGGCACCAAGUGGAACUAUCCGUCAGCAUGUUUUGGCCCAAUGAGUACCAGGUGAGUGGAGAAAUACUUUUCAGGAGAAAGCUUGGGUUCGGAUUUCUCUGCUACGCAGGCAGGAGGAGGCUAAGAACAAAACAAAUCAUGCACUCUGUAAUUAAUCUUUUAAAAAUUGUACUUGAUCGCCACCGCCAUCAUUUAUUUAUUGAAUGUAUGAAUCUCUUCCAGUGAGACACCCUGAAAUGAUUUACAGUGUUUUAACAUAUGUAAAACAGCUUUCUGCUUUUCUUUGUGGACUGUGUAGAAUAUCCUCAUAGGCCCCCAACAUUUUAUUCCUUUAGACCGGGAAUAGGGAGACAGUGGUCCUUCAGAUGUUGCAGAAUACCACCUCCCAUCAUCCCAUCAGUAUAGUCAUUGGUCAGGGAUGAUGAGCAUUGGAGUUCAGCAAUAUCUGGAGGGUCACAGGUUUCCUGUCCCUCCUUCAGGCAAUUGGCCACAGACCUUCUUUCAGAAAGCCUUUGGUUGGCUUUUGUUCUGCUUUUAGAUUUUUAACCUGAUAUUUUGCUGCUGGAUAUGGUAAUCUGCUGCAGGUUUUUGCUGCUAUGAUAAGGAAUUUUCUAUUCCAAUUGUUCUAUUCCGAUUGUUAUUCCUGGUUUUUUUUUUGUUUUUUUUACUUUUUUCUUUUUACUGGUGUGUAUUAAUUCUAUGGUGACCUUCAAUUGAUUUUAACCUGUGGACUUUAGAUAUGGACUAAGUAGGUUAUAGAUAGGCAAAUCAAUCAAUCAAUUAAAUAAUGGAUGAUAGCUCAAGUUCCUUGGAGGAAGCAUGGGAUAAAAUGGUAUUAUUACAGUGGUACUUCAGGUUAUGAACUUAAUUCAUUCCGGAGGUCCGUUCUUAACCUGAACCGUUCUUAACCUGAGGUACCACUUUAGCUAAUGGGGCCUCCCGCUGCCGCCGCGCCGCCGCCAUGUGAUUUCUGUUCUCAUCCUGAGGUAAAAUUCUUAAUCCGAGGUACUACUUCCGGGUUAGCGAAGUCUGUAACCCAAAGUGUUUGUAACCCGAGAUAACGCUGUAUUAUUAUUAUUAUUAUUAUUAGUAGAAGUAAAAUAGAUUGCUUGAUACAAACCCAUAGAUGAUGCUUGUGGAGUUUUGAAAUGUUCUGUUUUUUUUUUAAGAAUAUUUAUUCAAGUUUUAAAAUUACAAAAAAAAAAGAAAAAACAAAACAAGAAAACCAGUCACAUACAUCUUACAAAAGAUACACACCAUACAAGAAAAAAAAAAGGAAAAAGGAAAAAAUGCACAAAAUCAAAAAUCACAAUAAAAAAUAACAAGAAAAAAAGAAUUCAAAUUUAACAAACCGUUUUCCCAUUUACUUAUUUCCGUGACUUCCUCUCACUUCUCUGCUUUGUAUUCUAAUUCAAAUUGUAUCUCCAGCAAAUCCUUCUAACCUUCUUUUCAUUCACUUAUUUUAACAUUUUAACAUUCAAAAAUAUUUAAUUCUCCUCUAUCCUUUAGUUUACACUUUAUAUUUACUUAAUUCCAUUAUACUCUGUCUGCCAAUACGGUCUAAUAUUUCUUCUCCAACCUUUCCUAACAUUCUUUUAUGUUACAGUGAUUCUGUAAAUAUAUUUUAAACUUUUUCCAAUCUUGUUCCAUCAACCCUUCUUCUUGAUCUCGAAUUCUUCCAGUCAUCUCAGCCAGUUCCAUAUAGUCUAUCACUUUUCUCUGCCAUUCUUCUCGGGUAGGCAAUUCUUGUGUCUUCCAAUAUUUCCCGAUGAGUAUUCUUGCUGCUGCUGUCGCAUACAUAAAAAAAGUUCUAUCUUCCCUUCGCACCAAUUGGCCGACCAUGCCCAAGAGGAAGGCCUCUGGUUUCUUUAAGAAAGUAUAUUUCAAUACCUUUUUUAAUUCAUUGUAUAUCAUUUCCCAGAAUGCCUUGAUCUUUGGGCACGUCCACCAAAGGUGAAAGAAAGUACCUUCGUUUUCUUUACAUUUCCAACACUUAUUAUCAGGCAAGUGAUAAAUUUUUGCUAGCUUGACUGGGGUUAAGUACCACCUGUAAAUCAUUUUCAUUAUGUUUUCUCUUAAAGCAUUACAAGCCGUAAAUUUCAUACCUGUGGUCCAUAACCGUUCCCAGUCAGCAAACAUAAUGUUAUGCCCAACAUCCUGCGCCCAUUUAAUCAUAACAGAUUUAACCAUUUCAUCCUGUGUAUUCCAUUUCAGCAGCAAAUUAUACAUUUUUGACAAAUUUUUAGUUUUAGGUUCUAACAAUUCCGUUUCCAGUUUAGAUUUUUCCUCCUGGAAGCCAAUCUUUUUAUCUAAGUUAAAAACCUCCCUUAUUUGAUAAUAGUGCAACCAAUCUCUGACUUUGGUUUUUAAUUUGUCAAAAUUCUGCAAUUUUAAUUUAUCUCCAACUUGUUCUAAAAUUUCACAAUAUUUUGGCCAGUUUGUCUCCAUAUUGGUUUUUUUCAAUGCCUUUGCCUCCAUUGGUUGAAAUGUUCUGUUUUAACUUAAAAAUAAAAUUACAAUCAACCCUAUUUCCACCUCCAUGGAAGUAAGCCAUGUUGAAUUCAGUGGAAGCGGACAUAUAUUGGAUUUUGCUGUCCCAGGGCUAUAGCAUUUCCAUGAAGAGUGCAGAAUGUAUGGUCCACCCGUUGUUUCCAGAUUCCAUCUCCCACCAUUCCUGAUCGUUGGUCAUGCUGAACUGGAGCUGAUGGAAAUUGGAGUACAACACUCCCCAGAGGGCCCUAGGUUUCCCAGUCCUACUCCAUUAGAAUUCUCUGGGAGGGACUGUGGCUCAGAAGUAGAGUACCUACUUUGCAGGUUCAAUUCCUGGCAUUUUCAGGUAGGUCUGGAAGAGAACCUUGUCUUAGACACUGGAGAACCAUUGCCAGUCAGUGUAGACAGUACUGAUGGACUAAUGGUCUGGCUCAGAAUAAAGCAGCUUCCAGUAUUCCUGACAGGGUUUAUCUAUAUGUGCCUGAUUCCUUCUCAGGUCCUGUUUGAGGCAGUGGUCUCCAGUGAACACAGAGGAUACCUAGGAUUGGAUGACAUCCUGCUCUUGAACUAUCCCUGCUGUAAGUAUUGCUAUAGCCUAGGCCUGGAGAUAGGAUUCGUCUGCUUAAUUUAUACAUCCAAACUCUCUGGUUAGUUUGUGAGCUACUCCUUUCUUUCUUUUCUUUCUCACAUUGAGUCCUUUUGUAUUCUUAUGUGUUGUUCUUCCUUUUUCCUCUCCUCUUGACUGAAUUUCUGUUUCGAAACCAAAUAGAAUUCCAUGUGAUAGUAAUGCUCGCUGUUUCUUCGGUAAUGCCUUUCAUAAGUGCUUGAAGCGCUUUAUAUUAUAUUAUCUCGGGGCUAAACAGUUGGAACAAAAUUAUAACACUCACGGUUUUCUCUGGCUAAGUGCUUCUCAGAAUAGACCCACUGACAUUCAGUUAGUCAUGUCCAUCCAUUUCAGCGGUCUAUGCUGAGUAGGACUAAAGCUGGAUACAACCUUGGAUAAUUCCAUCAUGCUUUUUUGUAAGUGCUUUAUAUUUUCUGUCUUAGGGAUAAACAUGUGAACUUUGGCUCAAAAUUGGGGCUAGGUCUGGGUGAUAUAUCAAUAUGUUGCCCAAAACUGGUUUGAAGUCCAUAUAGUGAUAUUAGUUUCAUAAUUUUUGACCUGGCAAUAUACCACAAAUCAUGAUGUGCGUUAGGGCUAGUUGAUAUAUCAUCCAAAACUGGUUUGAAGUCCAUAUUGUGAUGUUGGUUUCAUAAUUUCUGACCUGGCAAUAUAUUGUGUGUGUGUGUGUGUGUGUGUGUGUGUGUGUGCGUGUUAUGCAGAAAUCGCAGCAUGGGGAAAACUGUGAAACCAGCCAAUGCCUCUAACAGAGCCCCAUCCUUAUUUCCGACAUCAUGAUAUAUCAUUUGGUGAGGCAAUUUUAUCUCAGCUCUACCAGUGCUCUCCACAUUCCUCACCACAGCCCUGUAAAUUUGGCCAGGAUAGCUAUGCCCAUAUUACAGAGGAAGACUGAGAAGGCCCACCUCAAGACAUUUUGCUGCCUGAGCUGAAGGGCAAGAUAGGAUCCUCUCCAAAUUCCAUGCACUGUAGCUGACUGGACUGCAGCUGGAUCUAAGGAACAUAGGAAGGCGGCUUAUACUGAGUCACAUUAUUGGUCCAUUUAGCUCAGCACUGUCCACACCGACUGGCAGCAACUCCCCAGAUUUCAGGCAGGAGUCUCCCCCCAGUGCUGCUUUGUAAUUCUGUGGGUUCAACUUGGGACCUUCUGCAUAGCAUGCAGCUAUAUAAUGUGUGUAUGAGAGGAGGAGAGGGGAGGAAGGGAGAAGGACAUUCAGUUCCAGGGAUUUCUAUGGGUUUAUUUCUCAUUGCAUAUUUUGGCAGCUAAAGCACCUCAUUUUUCCCGCCUGGGUGAUGUGGAGGUGAAUGCCGGUCAGAAUGCCACCUUCCAGUGUGUUGCUUCCGGCAAGGCUUCUGAAGCAGAGAGGUUCCUUAUGCAGGUAAGUGGGGUUGGAGGUUAUCAAGAUUACUGCCCAAGAACAACCUGGGAUUUCUCUGUCCUGUUAGUUCCUGGUGCCGUAUGGUUGAUGAAACCACAGAGCCUAGGACUUGCCGAUCAGAAGGUCGGCGGUUCGAAUCCCCGCGGCGGGGUGAGCUCCCGUUGCUUGGUUCCAGCUCCUGCCAACCUAGCAGUUCGAAAGCACGUCAAAGUGCAAGUAGAUAAAUAGGUACCGCUCCGGCGGGAAGGUAAACGGCAUUUCCGUGUGCUGCUCUGGUUCGCCAGAAGCGGCUUAGUCAUGCUGGCCACAUGACCUGGAAGCUGUAUACCGGCUCCCUCGGCCAAUAAAGCGAGAUGAGCGCCGCAACCCCAGAGUCGGUCACGACUGGACCUAAUGGUCAGGGGUCCCUUUACCUAUAGCAUGUGCCCAUUAAUCCUGGGAGAGAAUUAGGUAAGAAUUUGGCUUGCCAUCCAGUUGUACUUCAAUGGCAAACUUCUUCCUAUCAUCUGUGAGCUGACCAUCUUUCAGCUUGGACAGAAGGAUGGCUGUUAGGUAAACAAUUUCUCGAAGCCCAAACAACCAGUUUUAGGCAUGCAGGAAAUGUUAUUUGCUUGAGAGGAAGAGAGAUGCUUCUUUUUACCUCGCCCAGACACCCUUUGCCUCCAUGUUUAGCUUGUACCAUUCCACAAAGAAAUAAGCAUUCUAGUGCAAUGAACAAUAUGUCAUAAAGUGAGGGUCUGUGAAAGACUAGGAUUGCGAUAGGACUGAAGUGAAAGGAGUGUGUGAAAUCUGCUCCACUUCCGGGUGGGGAGGAGUUGAUGGCAUACAUCUUUCUGACUGGGGAAACAAUGUUUGGUUGGCUGAUAUUACAGAGGGCGUAAAAGAUUGGUUGCAUGUAUGUGAGGGUAUUGGCGGCGAGCCUUUGGCUCAAGUGGCAGUUAGGCAUUGGUAGAACUUGGUUUGGGGGAGGGGAGGUGUGGCCAUCACCUGUCUCUAAUCUUAAGGGUAUUCCAUUAAAGGAAUCCAGGGUGUGGAUCUUGUCCAAAGCCCGGGGAGGGGCUAGGGCCAUGCCAUGACCCCAUUGGAAACCCUGGGGGAGCUCGAGUUGGUUUGCAUCGACGGUGCUCCCCCUAUUGGUGGUUGAGCCUUACAGGACUCCCUGCAUGGCAGGCAGGAGUCAGAUAUAGUCGGGUCAAUUCCAGUGCCUAAGCCAAUACAGCUCACAUUCUGUAACCAAUAAGGUUGUGGCCUAAAUUUGCCCAAUAACCAUUAACCUAAUAUACUGUGUCCUUGUGGCUUAUUCAUCAAGGGGGGUGGGUAGCCUUGGGGUCUUGACAUGCAAAUAUAUCUCUCUGUUUGGGUGAUAGUUUGGUGGAGUUUGAGAAUGAAGAGCCUAUUUAGAGUGAGAGGAGAAAGUAUUGCCCCCAUUCUGGUUUGGCUUUGUGACAAAUUUGAUUGGCAAUGUUGAGAUCUGUAUAUUCCCUGCAUGAUCCCCAACUGGUUAACAUGCAUCCACCAAGAAUAGCUCUCUUUUAAAGGGUGGGGAAAUGAGAGAAAUUGCACAAACGGGGAAAAUGAAAAACCUUGCGGGGGAGAUUGGAGAAGACUUUGAUACCACCCUCCAAAACUCCCCUUUUCAUGCUGAAAGUGAUCACCCAUGAAAAUGUUGUUGCAUCCUAAAUUAAGAUGUACUUCUCAUGUGUGACCUUGUAGGCAAGUAAGAGAAACCACAGCAUUGGGCACAUAAUAGGAAGGCAUGGGAGGCACAUGGAGUAAAAGGAACUGUGUGCGAGAGCCAAUGAGAUCUUAGCUCCGCAAGAAACGUAAGAGAAUCCAAUGACUUCUUCCUGAUGAAGCCAUUUAUUCUUGUUUUUUGGAUGGCAGAGGCAGAAUGGAGCAAUUGUCCCGGCAGCUUCCGUGAAACACAUCAGCCACCGGAGAUUCCUGGCUUCCUUUCAACUGGAUAAAGUUUCCAACGGAGACCAGGACUUUUACCGUUGUGUUACCCAGUCUGGCAGGGGCUCUGGCGUCUCCAACUUUGCAGAACUGAUUGUGAAAGGUAUGCAGCAGUGAGUGUCAGGAGGGUUGACUUUGGCUUAGGGCUAUACCAGUAGAAGACAGACCUGGAAAGCAAAGAACUAGGGGAGGAUUUGACUCCAAUUCAGCAGCGGAUGCUGGUUUUGCCAAGCCCUGCAACUCAUGUCUUGUGUCACUGAACCAAAGCUCUGAGAAAAGUGCUUUGAAGCUGGGAACAGACAGGCGUGACACUGCAGAGUCUUGGCUGCUGUGCACACGUAGCAAAGAAACCCUCCCAAACUCUCGGUGAUGGGUGGAUUUUGCAAGCCAGUGAACACAAACUAUUAGAGGAGGGGGAGGGAAAGCAAAUAAUCUGCCUUUGCCGCAUGUCCUUUGUUCAUUUAUUUUGACAGGUGCAGCUGAGUGUCAAUUAUUUUAGAUGGAACACUGCGGCACCUUAAGUGUACCCAUUUGCUUUGACAUUACUGAACUUUUUUUGGAGGGUUGGGGGGGGCACGCGUAGAGGGCAACAGAAGAGGUAUACAAUGAGUUCCAUGCCACCUUGAUUCUGCUUAGACUGAGCCAUUAUGGGGAGCAUAGAAUCUUCGAUUGUAAUAGACCUUGAAAGCCAUCUUGUCCAACCACUGGUACAUUAUUGAUACAGAAUCAUAGAAGGCCAGGGAUCAAUGGCUCAAGUGUAGAACCACACAAACCUUGAGGUUUCACCUCCAUUGCUGCUUUUGAGAAGAUAAGGAACACUGGGAACCUCUUUCCAACCACCAGAGGCGAUUCCUGCUGUUUCUUACCACAUGCAAAGUUGUGGUCCCUUGUCUUUAUUGUUAUUUAUUAAUUAAAUUUUUAUACUGCCCUUUACAUGUGGAUCACGAGGCAGUUUAGAAUAUCAAAACACAAACACACAUUCCAUAGUAGCAAACAGAAAGAAUACCCCAUCUCCCUGGUUCAAAAGGCCGUAGAUUGUUUAAUUAUCCAAAGACCUGGGAGAGGAGGAAUGCUUUUGUCUGGUGCCUAAAUAUAUGUAACAAAAGCGCCAGGCGAGUCUCCCUGGGGACAGCAUUCCACAAGUGAGGACCCACUGCAGAAAAGGCCCUGUUCUCCUUUUGCCACCCUCCAAGCCCUUCAUGGAGGAGGCACACAAAGAAGUGUCUCAGAUAAUGAUUGUAGUGUCUGGGUCAGUUCAUAUGGGGACAGGCGGUCCUAGUAAGCCACUUUCUUAUUGAUAACCGUCUGAAGCUGGUGUGAUGGUCUCUUCUAGUAACAACUUCUCUCUCCUUUUGGACAGAGCCCCCUACGCCCAUUGCACCCCCGCAGCUGCUGAGAGCAGGCUCGACGUACCUGAUCAUCCAGCUCAACACCAAUUCCAUCAUCGGAGAUGGCCCCAUUGUAAGGAAGGAAAUUGAGUACCGAAUGACCUCUGGGCCGUGGUCGGAGGUUCAUGCUGUGAACAUGCAGACCUACAAGUUGUGGCACUUGGAUCCAGACACGGAAUAUGAGAUCAAUGUCCUGCUUACCCGGCCAGGGGAUGGAGGGACUGGCAAACCUGGGCCUCCCCUCAUCAGCAGGACAAAGUGUGCAGGUAGGAGCUUUCAUUAUUUUCAUUGAGCUUCCUUGUACCAUGAAAACCAGUUGCCAUACCACCCCAAAUGCAUCUUCUACAACAGAGCAGUGAUGAGUUCCCUACAGGGUAGUAUGCAUUCUUGCCCAUGGGAUUAGAACAUAGGAAGCUACUACAUACAGAGUUGGGCUAUUGUUCUGUGUCACUUGCUAUAGUCUACCGCAACUGGCAGCGUAAUCUACACAGACCAGGAGCCUUCCCCAGAUCUACCUGGAAAUGCUGUGGCUUGAAAUCUGGACCUUCCUCAUGCAAAUCAGAUGCCCUGUCACUGAACUAUGGCCCUUCCCUCAAAACACAGACACAUUAGAAGCUGCCUUAUACUGAGUCAGACAACUGGUUCAUCUUAUCUACCUGAUUAGUGCCAAUCUGACUGGCAGCAUCUCUCCAGGGUUUCAGAUAGAGGAUGUUCUCCAUCCUACCUGAAGAUGCUGUGGGUUGAACCUGAGACUUCCUGAAUACAAGGUAGAUGCUCUACUGCUGAGCUACAGUCCUUCACCUGCACACAAUAUUGUAAUUCCAAACCUCAUGCCUGCUAGUUGAUUUCUUUUUUCUGUGCGGCUCUGCUUCCUGCGCUCUUAGCUGCUAAAAUCAGCAACUUGCAAAGCUGCCAGCCAGAUGCAGCCUGAAGAAAAGGAGGGGCAGGACUGCAGCUUUGUUUUAGGUGUUUGUGGCUGAGACCAUAGCAAAAGCAAAAGGCUCGAGGCAAUAGCAGUUUGUACAUUGAUCUAGCAAUGCUAUGCAUAAGCGUCAAGCGUUAUCCAUCCAAAAGCCCGUGUCCAUGGGAAAUUUCCAAAAUGGCUUUGGUGAUGUGGACUUAACAAGUGAUCACUGGAAAGCCCAAGGCAUGUUGCCAACACCUGCAUAGUUUAAUUUAAUGAAGAUGGUCAAUGGACCUUCAGACUGAGGGAGUGGGGACAGUAAUUCAGUGGUAGUGCACCCGAGUUUGAUCCCCCACAUCUCCAGUUAAAAGGGUCAGGUAAUAGGUAAAGAUACUUGCUCUGCUCUGCUCUGCUCUGGGCAGGCUGCUGCCAGUCAGAGUAGACAGUAAUAUGCUAGAUGAGCAAAUAGUUUCACCUGUUAUGAGGCAACUGCCUUUGUAACUAAAUUGGAAUUCUAAGAUCUUUAAACUCAGCAUAGCUACCUGCAUUUGGAUUGUUCCAAAUAAUGGCCAAAGAAAUGCUUCUUGCCAAGGUCUACCAGAGUAUGGCAUCAAGAGAGGUGGGGCAGGCAGAGAGAAGACUGGAAGAGUAAAAGGGUCAGGAUGAGAAAGUCCAUCAUAUCUUAUGGCUCAUUCACAGAUAAAAUCAUAGAAUUGUAGAGUUGGAAGGGAUCCUGAUGGGCGUCUAGCCCAACCUCCUGCAAUGCAGGAAUCUCAAUACAUGGUCCCCCAUCCAAUUUGAAACCUUACCGGACACUGCUUAGCUUUGCAAAUGUGCUAGCAGGUUUUUUUAAAUUGCUGCAGUCCCCUAUGUUGCACCGAAUAGGCAUGGCUGUGGCUAGUUGCUAUUCAGUCUGCUGGCCUAGUCAAGAGAAGGCUCAGACAGCAGCUUGUGUGUUCUUCCUCCUUCGCACUUUGAGAAUCAAUAGCUGAGUCACUUUGCAUUUUACAAGAGUUGUGGUUCACAAAAGUGGCUUAGUCUGGAAGCUGACAGUAGGGAUGUUCUUUGUUUGAGGCUCAAGGAAGCUAUUUAAGUACCUGUCCGUCUGUCUACCUGGGAAGGUAUUAUGAAGUUCCUUAAGUCCUUGGCUGUCUCCAAGCUGGAUGUGUUUACUGUCACUGAUGCCUGCAAUUAGGCAAGUGUUAAUGACUAACCUGAGACAGCACAGGGAAAGAGAGAGAAUCUUUCCGACAGAAGCCGGCUCUUGUGAUCCAGAUUUACAGUUGUGUUCACCAACAGGGGCCACGUUAAACUGAUAAAUGAUCAUUGCUUCAGAAACCGAGUAAAGGAACAGUCACAGCUUGUUGGCAGCAGGUUGGAUUAAUAAAAGGCUGGGGAUGAAGUGGUUUAUCAGCCACUGGUGCCCAUGGUCUAUAAUUUCUGGCUAAGAGUAUUCAUGUUUAAAUCUGAAUGGGUUUUGGGAAGAUGGGUAAGGCUGCCCCGGUGCCCCAGGCAGAAAGGGCAAGGGAGGGAGCUUCAGAAAUAAUAUACUUUCCUCCCAAGAACUAGUACCUCCUAAAGGGUUGCUCCAUUUAGUGGGGAGACCCUCAUCAUCCCUCUCUUGCUCUAAGGACAUAGCUCCCCCAAUUUCUUCUGAGUAGAAGGAUGAACCUCUGAUAAUAUUCCCAUCUCUUUCACAGAAUAUAAGUCAGUGCCUACAGAACUGUACACAUGCCUUUUAUACUGGCACUUCCACCUCCUCAAGUAGAUGGAGCCAAGUGCAGUUUAGGCUUUGCCAGGCUGCAUUAGGCUUCAGAUGCUUCCAGCUUUUGGCUGAGACAUCAUCUCCUAAAACUCAUCCAGUAAGGCAUGCCGAGAGCUAUCCAGGGUCCUGAUCUGUUUAGAGAUACCUGCCUAGACUUGUUGAUCUUUGCCUGACCUAAUUUUUCCCUGCCUUUUGCUCUGACCUGCUUAUCUGCACUGAUUUGGCCUGUUUAUUACUACCACCGCCCCAUGAGUCCCAGGGCCACAACAUAAUAGGAUAGUACUUUGUUCUGUAUGCUGAGAGUACAAGGACGUGAAGAAUCUUCUAAUAGGCUUGAAUCAAAUGAGCAGCAUUGGUUGCUUAAACACAGGCAUUACAAGACAAAACUCAACCAGACAUUAGAUUACCUGGAUCUUAGAUUUAGUGGACCUGGAAGACAAGGAGAGAGUAGCAUAUAAAAAUCUAGGUAUGGAAGAGAGGUGUAAAGAAAUAUGGGCACAUUUUGUGCAAAUAUAUGCAGCAUUAAAAGAAAGCAUUAUUACAGACCAUCUGGUAUGUUUUCUUUGUCCUUCCCUCUCCCUCUCCUGUGCUUUCUUCAUCUUUAUUUUCCCCUCUCUUUCUCUACCCUCUUCCCUUAUUAUUCCUUAUUUAAUUAUCUGUCUUUCGGGGGAAAAGGUGGCAUGUAGGGAUGUUUAAAAGGCUCUUUUAUAAACUACUAGUAAUACUCCAGGAUUGUAGGAGCUUGUGGGGCUGCCCUGAGGAAGCUACCUUAUACCAAAACAGAUCAUUGAUCCAUCCAGCUCAGUAUUGUCUACAGCGCUUGGCUACAGCUCUUCAGAGUUUCAGACAACCUGGAGAGGCCAGGGGUUGAAGCUGGGACCUUCUAUAUGCAAAGCAGAUGCCCUACCACUGCACUACUACUUUCCCUUCACCCUUUGUUUGUCCAUUGGUCCUGACCUUUGUUUGAGCUUGUUCCUUAAGCCUGGCUCUUUUGCUUUGGACUUGCUCUUUGCCCCUGACUACUUCGUUGUCCCAUGGCUUCUGGUUUCUGGCUCAACUCAGACUGUUGCCCACUGCCCAGCCCUGACACCAAUGAAGGUCAUACAAACACAGAAAGCUGCUUUAUGCUGGAUCAUACUUCCCCAUUUAACCCAGAAUUGUCUAUUCUUGCUGGUAGCAAUUCCCCGGGGGCUUUAUCCAUCAUCUGCCAUCUAAUUAUCCCAACAGGAGAUACCCAGGAUUAGAUCUGGGCUGUUUUGCAUUCAAAGCAGGUUCUCUGCUACUGAGUUAUGACCCUUCCUGAAAUUGCUGCUGGAUGGUAUCAAUUGCUCCUCCUCCUCCUCCUCUGUGCCACUGCUACUUGUUCCCUUACCUGCUCUCUCCAUUAUUCAGGAACUGCUGGAUUUUUGUGUAGCUCCUCCAUCUGGGUAACCUCCAAACUGUAGGUUGCAGCUUUUCAGUGUUCUCAGCCCCUGGUCUGACUCCAUCCACUAGGCUGUCCAUUGUAUCCUUCUGGACAGGAAGGGGUAAAGAUGGGCUUCCUUACUUCUUUACUUGCACAACAGUGUCUUCUUAAACUCUGGUGUUUCCGUGUGUGUGUGUGUGUGUGUGUGUGUAUGUGUAUGUGUGUGAUAUUCCAUGAGCCUGACUUCUGAUUUCCUUCCCUGCCUCCUGGUUUUCUCUAUGGUUCUGACUUAUUCCUCAAUCCUGACUACUGGUUUUGCCUCAGAGCUCAUGGCACUUCACCCAGGUGCCUAUGGUCCACCUCUGACAUCAUCUUCUCCCUCUGAUCCCAGUCCAGCGAUGUCUGCUUCUUGCCAUGCAGCAGGUGUGGGAAACCUUUGGUCCUUGGCAUUUUGCUGAACUACAACUGCCGUCAGCCCCAGCAAGCAUGGCCAGCGUGGUGGAACAAAGGAUCCCCACAUCUGCCAUGCUGAAAACCUGCAGAACUGUUUCCCUCUUCCCUGAGUUCUCACUGGAACAGAAAAGAAGACGAAGAAAGUCUGUGCUUGGAAGGCAGCAACAGCGCAAGGUGUCUGACCCCCUUUACCUCUCUUAAAAUGCUACAUCAAUCUUCAGCCUUGGGUGAGAAACUUGUCAGUGACAAAGAUGGGAAAUGGAACUAAUUUCCACCAUUGAAAAAAAGAAAGGAAAGGAAACCUUCGAGCCCUUCUAACCUAGACACUGAAUUUGCAACUCGCGGAUGUCUGAGUCUCUGCAGCUACAGGAAGUGUGUGCUCUGGUGGUUAAUAAUAGUGUCUCUUGAGUUGAUUAUGAUAGGCACGCUCUCUUGUCUCCCUGGGCUGUGCAUUAUGAUUCCUUUUAAGAGAAAAGUGCCCUCAGUAGGGGAAGCCAUGUCAGCGGGAACUUGGGGAAACUGUUUGCUGCACGCGAUGGGGAAAAAAUGGGCAGAGGGGGCUCUGGAACAUUAACUGCCGCAAACAGUGCCAGUUGAAGUGCAUGGCUCUGCCUCUGAUUGACUUUUCCCUUUUCUUUUUCGGCAACGACCUCCUGCAGCAUUUGCUCUGCUGUAUUGUUCCCUAAGCCUUUCAAGCAGGCUGCUGGCUCUGUUGAUGCAAAUCCCGUCUCUCUCUCUUUCUCUCUCUAGAGAUGACUCGAGGCACCACUAACUGGAUUGCCAUAGUGGAGGCAUGACCCGAAUUGUUCCAGGUGUCUCAGCUGGGAAUUCCCAAGUCAAGCUUGUUAGUGAUUCAGGCUUCAUUAGCAAGUGCUUUCUGCUCUUGAUCUCUGUCCCUUUGUUCCAAAUUCAGAUCCAGGCCACUGCCUUCCCUCAAUGCUCCCUAGUUAGCAAACAUGACCCAGACCUAGCAAAGUUUUUCUAGCAAAGCUUGUGCCCUGAUAGCUGGAGUUGUAGCUCAAGCGUAGAACAUCUGUGUUGCACGCACAAAGUCCCACAUUCAGUCUCUUGCAUCUCCAUGUAGGACAGGGCUUGCCUGAAACCCUGUAGAUCUGCUGCCAGCCAGUGUAGACAGGACUGAACUAGAUGAACCAGUGGUCUGACUUAGUAUUAGGCAGGUUCCUAAGGUUCUUCAGCCUGGUCUCCCUACCCAAUGUUUUGGACUACAACUCCCAUCAGCCACUUCAGCAUGGCCAAUAGUCAGGGAUGGUGGGAAUUUGGAAUCCACAACAUCUGGAAGGCACCAGCUUCAGGAAGUCUGCAUUGAGAGAACAAAUGUUGUGCCUGCCUGCUUAGUUUGGACUAUUGAGUCAUAUUUGGAGCAGUCAAUAAUGAAAAUAAUUUUAUUAUUUAUACCCCACCCAUCUGGCUGGGUUUCUCCAGCCACUCUGGGCGGCUUCCAGCACAUAAAAACAUAAUAAAAUAUCAAACAUUAAAAACCUCACAGGGCUGCCUUCAGAUGUCUUCUACAAGUUGUUUAGUGCUUUAUCUCCUUGAUAACUGAUGGGAGGGUGCCACUGCCAAGAAGGCCAAUUGAUGAGAAUGAUGGCCAAUUGUCAUGGCUCAGGAUUCCCUGCUCUCUUCUAUAGGAGGAGAGGGGCUGGGUAGAGAUGGCUUUAUUUCCAGAGUAGUUUAACAACAGGGGCAUCAAGUAGAGGGGGUGGGGGGCCAGCCCCCCAAAAAAAAUUCAGAUGAAAGGGCUACCCCCCAGUGUGAAGUAACUGUAUAGGAACUUAGCUCUUUACUGAGUCAGAGUAUUGGUCCACCUUGCGCAGUAUUGCCUACACUGACUGGCAGCAGCUCUCCAGGCUUUAAGACAGGUGGCACUUUCAGCCCUAUCGGGAGAUGCCAAGGGAUUGCAGCAGGGACCUUCUGCAUGGAAAGUAGCUGUUCUGCAACUGAGAUACCCCAUUCCCCCCCGAAUGGGAACAUAAAAUGCUGCCUUAUUCUGAAUCAGACCACACAUCCAUCUAGCACAGUACUGUCUGCACUGACUGGCAGACUUUCAGACAAGUGACCUUCUCAGUCCUACCUGAAGCUUCCAGGGGACUGAAUCUGCUUGCAAAGAAGUUGCUCUACCUCUGAGCUAUGCCCCUUCCACUUUUAAGGAUCUAGCCACACACCUGUCUUUCUGUUUUCUGUAUUCUUGUCUGGGCCUUUGUCUGUGCUCAUGGAAGUCCCUUCCCACCAUUGCCUGUCUCUCCGCACCUCCUUUCUUCAUCUCCCCUUUGCUCUCCCUGUCUGUCUCUUUCAUUUUAUUUCUGGUCAGUCCCCUGUCACAUGUUCACUGAUCCCAACAUAGUUCACAGCGUGCUGGCACCUUGCUGUCUCUCUCUCUCUCUCUCCCCCCCCCCACUCCCACCUUCAGUGGUGGAAGUGCAGAUUUGCAUUUGAUCAGCAAAGGAAGAGAUGAUUGCUGUGGGAUUAUUUUCUGCACUCCCCUCAUGACAACUGCUGGGCGGCUGCUGCUGCUGCUGCAGGGACAGAACGAGAGGCACCCAGGAAUUGAAUCAUUCUAGCGAGGGUGCCUGGCAUUGUCCCCUUGCCUUGCAGGGACAUCUUGUUCUCUUUGGGUAUCCCAAAGGGAGGCUGACGAUGCAAAGGCAUGUGAGAGGAUGCUGGGAGCACAGUUGGCUUGCCCUGUUCCUGUCACUUUGCUCUUCUUCUCUUGGGGCACUGUGUGUGCGAGAGAGGAGGAGGCUGGGAAAAUCUCUCUGAGGUUCCUGACUGAACUGCCAUGACCUUGUGGACAGUGCAGGGCAUCACUUGACAUGACAUGUUGCCUUGCAGCUCCGGUGCUGCAUAAAGGGAGCAAGCUCUACACUGACAGCAUCCAACAUCCCAAGGUCGCCCUAAUUGGCUCUUUGGAGGUCAAGGAUGCUGCCUUUUUAUCUAUUUAUUUUCUUGAGCUAGGAGUGGGGUGGUCUGAGGUGGUUAAGAAUGCUAUCUCAUCCAUCUGCAAAGUCACAGGGUGUGUUGUGUCCCACUCACGCCCUGUCGGGACCACCCUGCAGUCAGAAUUGUCUGAGAUCCUGGAGAGGGGAGAUCCCACCGCUGGACCCAGUGCAUUCCAGGUUCAUGACAAGGCAGUGGACUCUGACAGAACACCCACCCCCAAAUCAACACCCUGGUACAGUAGUUCCCAAACCUUUUCAGGGCACCACUCAUUUGUUCCAUAAUUUCAUCUCCACUGCCCCCUACCCUAUAAAAAGCAUUCAGAACAGCAGUUUGCAAACUCUACUAAGGAAGAUUAGAAUACAAUAAAAUUCAAAACAGUAAGAAUUAAUUCCAUGUUUAUUCAAAAUCCAAUUACAAUUAUUUAGUUUAAUUAAUUUAUCAAAACCAAUGACCUUGAUCCAGUGACACCAGCUUUUCAAAGUCUGAUAGCUAUUUACACCUUGCCUCUUAGUGCUCUCUUGGGUAAUACACCCCCCUAAGGGUACAGCACACUGCCCUGGAAGAUGUCCCACCUGUGAUGUUACUGUCAUGACAUUACCUGGAGUGUUUGCAGACUUAGGGGGCUAGAUGUCCUCUUGAGUUCUUAUGCCUACCAGUUGCUGAGCUUCACACAUGCCUGUGGGAUGAGGUGGGUUAUAGUUCAAGAGAAGAGCACAUGCUGUGCAUGCAGAAGUUCCCUUCUUCAGUUCUUGGCAUCUCCAGCUAAAAGGUGGACCAGGUUAGCAAGUGACUGCAAAGUCAGAGGUCUUUGAGAGCUGCUGAGAGUCAUGAGUAGGCAACACUGAUCCUGGGAAACAAAUCAUUUGACUGCAUGAAGCAUUUUUCUGUGUUCCACUGGAAAUGAGUCAGGUCCAAGGCUAGCAUCAGAAGGUGCAGUGCAUACCUGCCAACACAAGACCUUCCUUCUCUGAGCCCUCCAUGGGAUGAAGUGAGAUGGUAAGGAACACCAGGUGUCUCCCACUGAUGCACCAGAAAGAGGUGGAGGCAGCAAGGUCAGCUGCUGCCAAGCUGUUGGUGGUGCAGUGCUUCAUUCAACUCAUCUCCUAGUCCCAUAUGUUAGUUCUGGGUCUUUGGUUAGAUAGCUCCCAUGCUAGAGCAGCUCCUGCCCUGCUGGACAGCUCCCCAGCCUUACAAAGAGCAUGGGGAAGCUGAGCAUUACAGCAGUAUGGCUCUUGUGUCUCUGGUUACCAACCUCUCUAUGUUUCAGAAAAGUAGUACAGCUGCUGGAAGAAUCAUUGGGCAUUGAGAAGUGGUGCAUGAUAUGAAAAGUUCCUCCAUCAUAUGAUUUGUUGACACUACAUAGCAGCCUCAUGUGCUCUCUUGUGGGAUUCAUGAAAACAUCUGGUUGUCCAUAGUAGGAAACAGAAUGGAUUGCAUUGCAUUGCAUUGCACUGAGAGGGAAAUCUAAAAUCUCCCAGUUUGAGUCAUUUUCAAGUUAGGCGCCUGUACAUUUCAAGCAGUAUCAAACAGUCAUGGCUCCCCACAAAGAAUUGUGGGAACUGCCAUUUGGGUGCUGAGAGUUGUUGUUGUUGUUUAGUCAUGUCCGACUCUGCGUGACCCCAUGGACCAGAGCACGCCAGGUCACUGAUGGUUGUUAGGUGACCCUAUUCCCCUCUCAGAGCUAUAAUUUCCAGAAUAGUUUAACAAUCAAUUCCUCUUCCUGGGGAACUCUGGGAUUUCAGGGAAGGACUGUAGCUCAGUGGUAGAGCAUCUCCAGGUAUGGUUGGGAAUGCCACCUGUCUGAAACUCUGGAGUGCUUCUGGUGGCCAGUGUUGACACUACUGGACCAAUGGUCUAACUUGGUGCAAAGCAGUUUCUUAUUAUGUUAAUUAUAGUUCUUAAAUUGGGGGACUCCUAACAACAACUCAGUCAGCACCCUUCAAUAAAUACAAUUUCCUGGAUUUUUGGCAGAAGCCGUGACUGGUUAAAGUGGCAUGAUGCUGCUUUAAAUGUAUAGUGCAGAUGGGUUUUAAUUUGAGGACUAGGGAAGAGUUUGGUCACCUCUACUGGUAGCCAUUAAUAACUGCUGGUUUUCAGGAGCUGAACAUAUUCAGACAAACAAAUUCAGAGUGCAACUUUUGCAGCACUUGUAAUCAAAAACCCUCCUUUCUUCUCUUCUAGUGGAGAGCAAAAAACUUUCCAUAGUGGCAGAAAUUCCUUCUGUACAGUAAUAGCACCAUUGCCUGUGCCAGCCUUUUUCAGAUGCGAACAAUUGCCAGUCUUUACUGGAAGCAGCCCUUGAGCACAGGGAGAUUCCCCCUGCGCUGUACCAUGUUGCCGGCAGUGAUUGACACGGAUUGAGUUGCUGCACCAGGGUGUACUACAGCUGUAUCGGCAGCUAUAAGCACAGGCAACUUUUGUAGUGGCGCUAAUUGUAUGGAUAUAUUCAGCAAUAUUAAUGCUUUCAGACAUCCUUGUUAGCUGAUCUUUGACUGAAGCACUUGCGAGGCUGCUUGCAUUGGCCCAGGGGUGCCAGGCUGUCUGUUUGCCACUGAUCAUUUAAAUAACACUGAACUUUAGAAAGGAGAUUGAAGCUUAAAGACUGGCACUCUCUCAGCUCCGACUUGUGCUGUUCCUGAGAAACCAUCCAAGUGCAUUGGCCACGAGUUGAGGAUUUGGGGUGGGGCUCUUCUACACAUGUCAGAUGUGGACCAACAAUUCCUCUUAUGUGGUAUUGAUCUCCUUCCAUCAAUUUAAUUUAGGCCCAUAAUCUCUUCCCACAGCAUCCAGAGGCAGGGAAAUCCAUAGCUGGGCUGACCCUUCUUUGUGCCCAGUAUAAGAUCCUAAGAAAAGGCAUGCUGGAUCAGGCCCAACACCCAUCUACAGGUAGUCCAGCAUCUUGGUCUCUCCCAGCAGCCAUGGAAAUUAUCCUGGAUCCUGAGACACCUGCUGCCAUCACAUGAUGGCAAUAGGCCCAAUCUUAGUUGCUGCAGAGCUAGGAUAGUGAAAAUGUGAGCCCUGGACAACACAAGCAACAAGGCUGAGGCUGCUGCAACAGCUGCAUCUUUCCAUUAAUCCUUGCAUCUUCUAGUCAGGGGUUUGGAUUGCUCUAAUAGUCCCACCUCUUAAUCUAACUGGCUCUGGAUGUAGCCACUACUUGGUUAGGAGACUGUGUGCCCCAUAUAUACCACACUGAGCAUCAUGCAGUAUGAGCAGGACACCCAUGUAAUUGUCAGCACCGCAGCUGAAAUGUGUCCCUCGUUAGAUUGGUAUGGAAAUUGUGGAGCCAGCAGUUGUAUCAUCUCACGUAGGCCUGCAAAUUACAGAGCAAACUUCUUCCUAUGUGGCUUUGAGCUGAAAAGUGCCCUGGGAUUGAUAUGUAUGUGUUUUAUUAGUUUAUAGGACAAUCCAUUGAUAAAUACUCCCUGAGUGGCUUACAAACAAGACGGUAUUAAAAAUAUAAUGCACUGUAAUUAAAAUCAACAAUAUGCAAUUAUAGCUGGGAUGAGCAGGGUGGAUUAAUUUGCUUCCAUGAUUGUUCUGGGAUUCUUGCAAUUUGGAUGCAAGAAAAGCUGCUGGAUCAGGCCAAAGAUCCAUGCAGUCCAGCAUCCUGUUCCCAUGGUGGCUAAUUGGAUGCUCACGAGAAGUUGGUCCUGAGUGCAACAGUGACCUUCCCACUUGUGAUAGGCAUACUGCCUCUGGCUAACAGUGGGAGUGGGACAUAGCCAGUGUUGAUGGUAGCCAUUGGUAGUCUGAUCCUCCAAUGAAUUUUUCUAAUCCUCCCUUUAAACUAUCCAUGUGGGUGAUCAUCAUGGUUAAUUCUAUCCCAGUCUUAAUCUGGUCAGUAAUUCCAUUUCUAGAAUGUAGCUAGCAGAAUUCUUCAUAUGUGCCAUUUAAGUGUUAGUAAGUUUUUAAUUUCAGUUAAAAAAUGCAAUUGUGCAGUCAUGUCCCUCUACCACUUCGGCUUUCAUCAUAGUUUUAGUUUGGUGGGGGUGGUGAAAGCUUUGCAUGGAGGGGCAUAGCUUUCCAUGAAAUCGUAAAUAAAUAAAAGUUUUGAAAGAACAACAUCUUCUAUUACUUCAAUUUUAAUUUGAAAAUCCCCGCUGUCACCAUUGCGCUCCUUUGCAAAUUAAAACAACAAGAAACAGAUGUGGAAAUUACUUGUGGCAAGAAUGAAAUGCUAGGUUUAAAACACAGACCAAAAAUACACCCCUUCUUUCAAAAUUUAGCUGUUCACUUUUCCUCCAGAAUAAUGCUUCUCUAGAAUCCCAUGGACUGCAAGAAGAUCAAACGUAUCCAUUCUGAAGGAAAUCAGCCCUGAGUGCUCACUGGAAGGACAGAUCCUGAAGCUGAGGCUCCAAUACUUUGGCCACCUCAUGAGAAGAGAAGACUCCCUGGAAAUGACCCUGAUGUUGGGAAAGAUGGAGGGCACAAGGAGAAGGGGACGACAGAGGACGAGAUGGUUGGACAGUGUUCUCGAAGCUAUUAACAUGAGUUUGACCAAACUGUGGGAGGCAGUGGAAGACAGACGUGCCUGGCGUGCUCUGGUCCAUGGGGUCAUGAAGAGCCAGACACGACUAAACGACUAAACAACAACAGAAUCCCAACUGUAUCCCACCUCACCAAGAUCUGAUCAUGCACAUAAACACUAAACUGUGGUUUGGUGCAGGGGAAGCUAGCGUGGUGCUAGAAGCGGUUGGACCCCAACUGAUCUGGACAACAUUUCAGAAGCAGAAAACUGAAAAAAAACUACAACAAACCCUCCCCCUCGCAUAACAUUAGAACUUGUGGACAUCCACUGAAGUUGAAUGCUCGGAGAAUCAGAACAAAUGAAAGGAAAGUACUUCUGCAUUCAGUGCAUAGUUAAACUAUGGAACUUCCUUCACAGUGAGGGCCAACACCCUAGAUGGCUUUAAAAAAGAAUUUGACAAACUCAUGGAGGAGAGGGUUACCAAAGGCUACUAGCUGUGAAGGCUGUGUUCUGCCUCCAUAGCUAGAGGGAGCAGUGCUUUCGAAUAUGAGUUGAUGAGAACCGCAGUAGAGGAGGGAGCUUUUGUGCUCACCUCCUGCUUGUGGGUUUUCCACAGGCAUCUGGUUGGCCAUGUUGAGAACAAAAUGCUGGACCCUUGGCCUGAACCAGCAGGGUCUUCCUAUGUUCUUAAUCUCAGGCAGAAUCCAGUUACUGUCUCUACUUCGUAGUCACGGCUGCUUCAAUAACUGAGGGACGAUGGCCAUCUUGGGAGCUUCUGCACCCCCCCCCAAAGUCGUCCUAUCACAAGAAAAGCCCCGGUUCCGAUACAUAUAGGGCAGUUAAACAGAUGGUUAGAGGUGGUGGUAGUGGGUCAUGGUUGGAAUUGAGCAAGCAAGAUGGAAGGACAAGUAUAUUAUUACCACUGAUGUUUAUAGUCUGCCAGAGAUGCAGAGAACACUCAAUAACUUGUAUUGAUGAGGUCAUAGCCUCAGGUCCUCUGUGCUCAUGUCCUGCAGCACUUCCAUACCUCAGCCUUGUUCCUGUGUGGUGCUUUGACCUUGCUUUUGACCUUCGGUAUUUUUAAAACAUUUGCUAUAAUACCUUUAGCUUAUCCCAGAGCAGAACAGGCAUUGAUCCUGUCCUGCUGUCUCACCCGCUUUGGGCAACUACUCACCUCUGCUCCAGCAACCAUGACCUCAGCUGGCUGUCAGCAGCUUUCUUGACCAGGCGCCCUGGAAUAAAAACCCCAUGCUUGAUAUUCAUCUCACUAUUCAGUUCUGAGAACAGUUUAGGGUCUUGUUGCCCUGCUCAUGCUGGAUCCUGCCCAAAGGGCCUUAGCACAGCUCUCUGAUCACCACCCGCAAAUCAAUAUGGGCUCCCUUCUGAAAUGUGAUAGUCGGAAUGCCUUCAGAUACAUCUUGAGAGUUCGAACGAAGUUCAGGUCUCGGUUUCCCCAUGUGCCACUCUGAUUAGUUAACGCUUGUUAGGCUGUGUCUCCAUUUCCCACACUUCAGCGUUUGUGCAAGUGUUUGCGGAGGCGUGCUUCCAAAGUAUCUGUGAUUCACAACAAUUGAAAGUGAUCAUGUUGAUAACAUCUUUCAAAGUGAUAGUAUUCAUUAUUCCCAUUAAUAUUCUCAUUAAUGAUUCUUGUGAAUAAUAACAGGGAGUUGACUCAGCAAGCUCAUAUUCCCCCCGCCACCAAGCAGGUUUUUGUAUGCAUAUUUUUGAUUAUCUUUCUUUCCCUCAUUCCCCAUGUUUUCCCCUAUUUCUUCCCCCCAUUCCCAAUUAAAGCAGAAUUAUUGAGGAAGUCAGUCUUUGUGAUGCAGGCUAACCUUCUGGGCUAGAGAGUGGUUUAGAAUUUAGUUAUCCACUGGCUUUCACACUUCUUGAGGAUCCCACUACAGUUCUUGGCUAACCCCUCCUCCCCACAACUAAAGUGUCUUUUAUAACAACCACCACCACCACCACCACAACAGCCACAACAACCACAACAACUUACCUGCCCUGCAGCUUAAGGUCCUGGGACAGGUUACAACAAUUAAAACAGGAAAUCUGUUGUGCUAGUGGAACAACAGUGUUGCAUGCAGCUCCUGGAUUUGCUUCCACCAAUUCCUGGUUUGUCAUUAAGUGUAAAACAGGAGUUAUGGUUCAAAAUAAACUCUGGUCCAGGGGUGGGAAACCUCUGGUCCAAAGGCCAAUCCUCACCCCACAGGGGGUCCACUUUGCCUUUCAAAGCCAUUUUCCUCAAACCACGCCCAGCUGUCAGUCAGCAGACACCACUUAGAAUGUGGUGGGAGUCAAUUCCCUAAUAUUGUGGGUUCCCAGUAGGAUUUAACCCCUGCAUAAUAGCUGGCAGUGGGUGGUUAAAUCUUGAUCUGUUUAGCUGAGCAUGCCUGUUCCCUCUUUGGAACAGAGAUGCACAGAAAAAAGUAAACUGCAGAAAAACAGGGGGUCUUCUUGCUUUUGCUUCAUGCUGCUGCUCCAUUGGAAUAGGUACCUGCAACAAAAACAAGCAGGUCCAGUUUUUCCCCUGCAUCACUGCAUAAAGAAGGCGUACUUCCCAGAGGGAGGAAGAAAAGAUCUGUGGAAGGUGCUCUUUUAGAUACUCAGGUUCCAAGCCAUUUAUGGCUUUAUAUGCUAAGAUCUUGGACUGGAUCUAGUAACUCUCUGCCAGCCAAGGUGGUGCUUUCAGGACUGGUGGCUCAUGGUCCCAUUGGGCUUUCUUGCUUACCAGCCUAGUAGUCACUUUCUGCACUAGCAUCAAGGGCAGUUGAUCUACUGAAGGGCUUGGAUGUAGAGCAUCACUGUCUCACAGUGUCUUUAUCUGCUUCCCUGUAUUCACCCGCCUGCCUACAAGUGCUUCUCUUUAUAUGUCAGGAUGUUAGCUUCUUGGAACUUGGAUGGCGCCUUUGAUUCCUAGGAACAUUAUUCAGCUCCAGGCUUCCUUGGUCUGUUGCGCACUAGCAGGUAUAGCAACGUGCCCCUCUAAAUCUUACUUUAUUUGUUAAUUUAUGCCUUUCCAGAGCACCUACAUUAACUAGGUGCGGUACACAAACGAAAACGAGACAACAGGCCCUGCCCGCCAGGCUUACACUCUAAACGGCAAGACCGGGAAGUGAGAGGCGGGAGCAUAAAGCAGUGAAUUGUUCACAAGCAUCGCAGCUGGUGCAAUACAUUCUGCUGCCUGAGGCAGGACAUCAAACAGUGUUCCCACCCACAGACACAUUCCAAGUCGAAGUGCAUAAUACAUAAGACUAAGCAAGUUAUUUUAGCACCUGAGGGGGAAAACCCCACAAGAGUCUCCUCCUAGGAGUAAAAAUCCCAUGAGUGACAGGCACUAGGAGUCAGAUUCCUCUUCCGCAGGUGAUGGAGGCAACGACUGCAAAUCUGCAAAUCUGAAUGGACGGGUAUGCAAAAGCACGGCUACAAGAUGAACUUGUGUGGUCAGUGCCCCCCAUCCCCACAGCUCAAGGAUGUGAUACCGCCAUCCCCUGGCUUCAAGGACUCGCCUGUUCAAGAUCCUGGAAGAUCUUAGGCUGCACUGCUCUGUUGCAGUAGGAGAUUGCUACAGACUGCUGAGCCCCUUCAAGUAGAGCAGCAUUUUGCAGCAUGGGUGGUGUUAAGAAUUAGGCUGCACCUGGUAAUGCUACUAUAAAAGGGCUUUAUUGCAGCUUACUUGUUCCUGGAACAACUUCAGAUCUUAGUGUUUUUCAGAGCACAGCUUGUAUCCAGCCUGGUGUUGUGUUCAGUCUGAACCUCAUCUUACAUUCCAGUUGAGCCUCCCCAAACCUCAUUGGAGGACAACAAAUAGCAAUCGUAACAUAACAGAGUUGGAAGGGACCUUAAGAGUCAUCUAGCACAACCCCUGCAACACAGGAAUAACAGCUAUGUUAUCUCUAUCUAUCUAUCUAUCUAUCUAUCUAUCAUCUAUCUAUCUAUCUAUCUAUCUAUCUAUCUAUCUAUCUAUCUAUCUAUCUAAAUUUGUAUAAGGAAUCUCUGUGAGACGGCCGUUCAAUCUCUGUUGAAAAGCCUUCUGUGAAGGAGAGUCCACCAUCUUCCGAGGCAGUCCAUUCCACCACUGAACAGCUCUUGCAGUCAAUUUUUUUUUAUUCUAAAGCUUAGUUGGAAUUUCCUUUCUUGCCAUUUGACGCCACCUGUUUGGGUCCUAUCUUUUGAUGUAGCAGAAGGCAAGCUUACUCCAUCUUCCAUGUGACAGUACUUCAGAUAUUUGGAUGGAGAAGAAUCAGCUUUAGUUGUAUGUAUGUAAACUAUGUAAACUAUACAUGUAAACUAUGUAAUUUAGUGAUUCCAACUCAAUUGAGCUUCGUUUGCCAGUACAGUUGCUGCUGCUGAUACUCUUUGCAAUGAUGGGGAGGGGAGGGGGGCGGCAUUAGAAAAAGAAAGAAAGAAGCUGUGCACCUGCCAUGGCUAAAGGUGAGCCCCAACCUCUAAAAAACUGUUGAGGUGUUAAUCUUCACUGCCAUUUGUGCACAAUUCUGCCAAAAAACAGCUUGGUCAGAACUAGGCAUGCUCAGUGAGACACAGGACUUCCUUAGGAAAGAGGAAGAGACAAAGGAAAUGGAAUGGAGCAGCCUGAAAAAGGGAAUGGCUGGCUGGCUGGAAUGCUAAACAGGAGCAUUAGGAAAGAAAUUACAUUUAAUUUGCAUUGGGGGGGCUAAUUUUCCUAAUUUGCACUUUCAGAGACACUAUAUGAGCUGAAACACGGCCAUCCUUCAAAAUUCAGUUCUCUGAAUUUUGCAGUGCAGUUCCCCAGCCAAGUAAUUUGUGUAAAACUGCUUCUGCUAGGGUAAUGUGUUCAUAUAAAUGCCCAUUUUAGUGCAAAUAGCACACAGAAAUGCAUUGUGUUUGGCAACAUUGCUUUACAAAACUGCGUACAUUAGGCAGAAUUGCAGACAGAACUAUGUAUAUCAGGGGAAAUUUGCACUAUAAUUUUGAUUAUUUUCACGAGGACAUUCAAAAAAAAUUCUUAAAUUUCUGAUUUGGAAAUUUGGAGAAUGGAACUUAAGAAUAGAAAAAUUAAAAAUUGAGAGAAACUGAAGUUGACGGAUUCACCCGUCUCUGAGUACAAUAUUUGUUCUGGGUUCCACUUGGGCUCCCUGCUUUGAUGCCAGGAAUCUGAAUUUAUCCUUCGUUAUUGAGAUAAACAACCUUUGUAUUUCACAGUGGCAAUGAAGCCAGACUCCUUAUGAAAGCAGACAACUGCUAUUGAUGUCAGUUAUGAUAACUAAUUGAGCCUCUCCUCAAUGACUCUGUCAAGUGUGCAUCCCUUUCAAGAGCCUGAUGCUGAACUCGUUGAAAAGGCAAGGGCUUCUGUCCUUAUUACGUUUGUUAUUUGGAGCUUGCUGGAAAGCCCCCUUCUCCUUGCAGAGCAGAGCUAAUCAAUUUUCCCUCCGUGCCGUUGCCUAAUGAGUCCACAUCAAAGGCAAAAGUCUGAUGAGGAAUGAGAAAAACAGAAGACUGCUGAGAGGAUUUAUGGAUCCCAGGGAGAACAUGAUUCAUGCCCCUUCUACUAAUUCUGAAUCAAUCAGUGUUGUUCCUAGUCAUCUAUCCUAGCUCUAGGAACCUAGAAACACAAGCGGCUGCUUUUUACUGAGUUAUGCCAUUGGUCCAUCUAGCUGAGCAUUGUCUACUUGAUGAAUGGGGAACCUGUGGCCCUCCAGAUCUUGACAGACUGCAACUGCCAUUAUUCCUGACCAUUGGCUGUGCUGGCUGGGACUGAUGGGAGUUGGAGUUCAACAGCGUCUGGAGAGCCAUGGGUUCCCCAUUCCUCAUCUACAAUAACUGGCAACAGCUUCCCGAGGUUUCAGGGAAGAAUGUUUCCCAGUCCUACAUAGAGAUGCCAGAGAGUGAACUGGGACCUUGCUGCAUGCAAGACAUUUGCCUUUCCCCUGAUGCCUGUGCACAUCCCCAGACCUUUUUUAUAAAAACUUAAGCGAUGUCUGGAAUCUAUGAUAUUCCCCCUGAACUUAUGGUUUUUCUGGGAGCUUCGGUUGUGGUGAUGUAUUGGUAACGAGCAAUUUCUACUGGAGAACUAAUGGGCAAAUUUCCCUCUGGACCUCAAUCUCUGCAGUCCUACAUGCAUUGGCAGGUCUUGUAGUGUGUUGUUGCUAUGAUCUGUCUAAUCAGUGGCGACUGGUGUCCAUUGUGACUUGUAGGGCAGAAGACAGGGAGCCCAACAGUAGGGGGAGCCAGAGCCAAUGCCUGAUAGAGUCAACAAAGCCUAGUUUUGUCCCCAUCUUCCUCUCUUCUGUUGUGGUCGGCAUUUGGCACUGAGGUCUGGGCAGGGGGAUGGAGUGUUCUCAGACCAAAUGCUCCUCCAAUAUCAUUCACAGUUCAAAACCCCCAGCCUCCGGUUCGACCUGGCUGCUUGCAGCCUUUCUCUCCUCUCUUCUUGACUCGCUGCUACUCCCACUCCUGACCCCUCCCUGCUCUUGACUUUGACACCUGCCGAUCAUCCCUCCAACAUGGCUCCACCGCCCUCCUCCUCUGACAAGGCUCCACCACCUUCUGUUGCUCCUCAGUCCUUACACAACCCCUCUGCCAAACACCCACCCAGGGAAGUUGGGUUGACAAGGGUGCCUAGCUCUUCUACACCUUAAGUUGCCAUUCCAAUAUUGGGUACAUAUUGUGCCUAAUGGAUUACAGUUGUGGGGGUAAUGCGCCCCUUGUCUGUUGCUUGUCUGCCCACCUGCGAGCAGCUGUAAAGAGUGGAGUCAGGGUUUCCCCACCUGCAUUCAGCUGUCAGCGGAGUUGCGCUGUUGUCCACAUGCUGCCAGACCCUCAACUGGUGUUGCUCCUCUCUCCUUGCCUGCUGAUGUGCUUGAGGUGACAGUGGUGGUGGGGAAGGAGGCACUGGGGGCUCUCCUCUGAUCUGAUCAGCUUCUGCCGGUGGCUACUCCUUCUGCUCAGUGUUAGAUCUCCAGACUCCACUAGCCUUCUCCACUAGCCUUUUCCAAUCAUCGUGAGACACUGUGAUUCCAGUGCUGAGUGCUCCUCCCUGUUCCUCUUGCUCACCUCUGUGUUGAUUGCUCAGGGAGCCGCACGACAGUCCCCCAGCUCCUGCUGGGGACUUCCCAACAUCCUCCUCCUUGGACCAGGCAUGGGGCAUGGGGUGCCCCACGACACCUGCUGAAAUGUAACAGGCAGUGUCAUCCCUUGAAUAAGCAAGAAGAUAGGCAGGUGGGAGCUGGCUGAGGGCUGAGUAAGGUUGCUGGGGCAGUGUCCCACCUGCCCUAGUAAAUCAGACUCCACUCUUUCUAACAUAAUGGCAGACUUGUACUGCAUGUGAUUUCCUUAUUCAAAAUAUUUUAAUUCCAUAUUUUGUCAUAAGGUCCUUGAUGUUCAGGGACAGAUUAAAGCACACCGAAGCCCUAAGCUGUCAUGUUAAAACGCUGCAUAGCAUCACCCCCCAACCCCCCCCAAAACAUUUAGUAUUCCAACAGAAAGGACAACGAAAAUAGAAAUGAUUGUAUUUCAUAUUUGCAUAUAUACUGGCACAUAGGCAAUGAUGCAAUUAAAAACUAACAAUCCAACUAAAACAGAGAAUGCUUGUCUCAGAGUCUCCCUGUUUCCCCUUUCUUUAACCAAUUAUGUAAAACUUGCAAUUUAUUUUUCUUUAACAUGCAUUUAGAGGCCCCACAAAAUUUGAGGCCCUAAGCUGUAACAUACUUAGUUUGUGCAUAAAUCAGGCACUGCUGAGGAAUGGCUACUGGCUGGAAUCCCAGUUAGAACUCACAUCGCAUAUGUUGCUAAACACCUGCACUGCUUGCCAGCAGGGUUGCCAAGUCAGGAGUAUCCCAGACCCUUAGAUUUCAGGGCCCAAGCCAGAGACCUAGAGGCAGCCCCUGGUGAUGACAUGGGAUGCCCCCCUGUAGUGUAGUGCUGGAGCUUUCAGUGCCCCCACACUCUUCUAUUUUGCCAAUGUGCAUGCGGGCUCCACUGAUAAAAUGCACUCUUGAUACUUGCAUUGAGACUGUUGUUUACCAAAGCUCUGGUGCGCUUGUGUGCAGUGACUGAAAAAACACUCGAAAGCAAACCUGAUGUAAAAAGGCAGGGACUUGGGGAGGCCAGGUUGAAAUCCUCAUUUGGGCCAUGUCAGUACAUUUACAGCAGCACUGUAGCACUAUAAACAGUCAUGGCUGCCGCCAAAGAAUCCUUGGAAUUUAGUUAAGGGUGCUGAGAGUUGUUAGGAGACCCUUAUUCCCCCACAGAGAGCUACAAUUUCCAGAGUGGUUUAAUAGUGAAUCCCUCCUCACAGAGAACAUUUGAGAAUUCCCUUUUCUCUCUUUUGCUAAAAGAAAGUCACAUUAAAAAUUAAAAAUCAGCAUACCUUAGCUCAACAACUUUGGGCAAUUUCUGUUGCGGUCCCAAAAAAUAGGGGUUGUCUUAUACAUGGGGGGUGUCUUAUACACGGAAAAAUGUGGUACAUACCAAAGCCUGAAAGAGAAUAGCUUGGGGGACCACCAGAUAUCCACUGGGAAUUCUGCAACUGGGUUGCUGCCACUGAGAAGACCCUGCUUGGUGUCAUCACCUUGUAGGCCGUCCUUGUUUGAGGGGACCAUGGACAGGGCCUCACUUGCUGAUCUCAAAGCCUGAGCCAGUAGAUAUUAGGGAAGGCACUCCUUUUAGUACCUGGGUCCCAAGCCAUUCAGGGCUUUGUACACGAGUACUAUCACCUUGAAAUGGAAGUAACCUUCAGGCGAACAGUGCAGUACUUUAUGGAUUGGUGGCGCAUCUCAUCGCUCCACAUAAGAACCUGGCAGCAGCAUUCUGCAGCAGCUGUGGCUUCUGGACCAUCUCCAAGGGAAGCCCCAUGCAGAGCACAUUGCAGUAGUCCAUUUGGGAGGUUAUCAGAGAAUAGAUCACUGAAGUCAGGCUGUCUCAGCCUAUCUAUAGCUGGCAAAUCAGUUCUCACCACUGAGGUCUUUUAGGCCUCGAGUGAUAGUUUGGGAUUGAGAGGUAACUUCAGAGUACAUACCUGUUUCUUCAAGGGGAGCACUACCAUGUUCAGAACAGGCCAUCUACCAAAUGUACAGACCCAGGAGCUACCCGCCCACAGUGUCUCUGUCUCUUCAAGAUUCAGGGCCCUGACUCUGGAAGUCUCUCCCCUUAAAGUCUUGCUGGGCAGCAAGUCAUUAUAUUUAAAGUCCCUGUCGAAAACCUUUACUUCCCCCCAGGUCAUUUAGACUUCUGUUCUUAGCUUGGAUCUUAGCUGGCCAGGUUAUUGUUGUUGUGUUUGGUUUAUAAGCCUUGUGAAUUCAAAGGUGUGGGUUUUUGUUUUUUUAAUCUGCCUUGGAAGCUGCUCUUUAGAAUGGCUUUAAACAAAAACUAAAAACCAGCUAUCAAAUCCUUAAACCAACCAACAAAACAUCAUACGCAUUGCAAAGAUGGCAUUUAAAUCAACAAGAGAGGCUUGUAAAUCACCAUCUAAAGAGCUCAAGAGGUUCUCUUGGAUUUUCAGAGCACAUUCAGACACAUUCCGAUUCCUACAAAACAACUUCGGAAUACAGAGAUAAAAUCCAGUGGGACACCAUUUCCAUUUUAACAACUGCAACAACAACCCAAAAUCAUGAUAGAAAUGGUAAUUUUAUUGAAAUGUAUCCCCACUUAUAUGUUGCCACCGCAGUGUAAAUUCAGGCUCUAUGUGGACAACUAAAAUACCUUUAAAAUAACAGCUAUAGAAAAACAACCCUCAUAAAAUUGAUAGAUUUUUAUCAUUAUAGGAGAGAAAAGAGACAGAGCGGUUAGAUUGAUUGGUCCGGGUAAGCUGCCAAAGACCUGAGAGGGAUGCUAUGGCUGCAUCUUGCUUCGUCUGGUAUUUCACCUCGCGCUGUCUCUUCCAAUGAUGUUUAUGAAAAAUUCCAAAUAUUUAACCAGAAGGAAGUGCCCUGCAGACACAGGGGAGCUGUCGUUGCCUGAAAUAUUGCGAGAGUUUGCUCGUCCGGUGUUGCUUUCAUUCUGCCUUAGACACUGCUGAAAACCAACAGCUUGAAAUGGCUAUAAAAUAGCAGAGGUGGAUUUAUGGGACACUGGGUGCAAAGCCUUGGGGGCGCCACAACUAUGAUGUAGAAUGGAAUGGUGAGAGGCGGGGGCGGCGCUGAAUUUUGCCAUCACACAGGGCACUGCUGAAAUUGGAGGCCCCAAGGUUGGCCACUGGGAAUAGAGAUGGUCAGAGGCAUCAAAACGAUAUGUGCUUCCGCAGUUGGUGUGGGUUGUUUUCUUACUGCAGCCACGUUUGUUUUCUCCUUCACAGAAUCCUGUGCGUACAGGCCAGGCCCAACCACGAGGCAAGGUGAAGCAGCUGCCUCAGGAAGCAGGCCCUUGAGGAAGUGCCCACGUGGGCAUGUUGCCUGUGCUGCUACCUACACCACUGGCAGAGAAUUGGCGCUAGCGACACCUCACCCAAAAUUAGCACUGAUGCUGGUGCUAAUUCUCUGCUAGUGAUGAGAGCAGUGGGACAGGCAGAGGGACUGGCUGCCACUCUGUGGAUAAGACACCUCCCUAGAUUGAAGUGUCUCUCUAAAGCACUCUGGCUUCUUUUGCAGGAGCAGCCUUUGCCACAGAAAAUCUUGUCAGGAGGCUCUUUGCCAACAAUUAAAAAUACCGUAUUUUUCACUUUAUAAGAUGCACCAGACCACAAGACGCACCUAGUUUUUGGAGGAGGAAAACAAGAAAAAAAAAAUUCUGAAUCUCAGAGGCCAGAACAGCAAGAGGGAUCGCUACGCAGUGAAAGCAGCAAUCCCUCUUGCUGUUCUGGCUUCUGGGAUAGCUGCGCAGCCUGCAUUCGCUCCAUAAGAUGCACACACAUUUCCCCUUACUUUUUAGAAGGGAAAAAGUGAGUCUUAUAGAGCAAAAAAUACGGUAAUCAGAAAACAAUGCCUAUAGAGAUGGGGAAAGAUGUCUACUAAAAAGAGAAGGUUUUGGAAUUAGAAAUGUGAGGGAUUGAGCCUGAGACGCCAUUCAUGCAAAGCAGACAUUCUGUUCCUGGGCUAUGGCCCUGCCCCUGUUGUCUGCCAGUGACUGGCUUCCCAGGAUCUGUGGUGUUUUCUCGUGCCAUCGAUUCAUUCACUUCUCCCUCUGUUUUCUCUGGCAGAACCCAUGAGGGCUCCCAAGGGCCUCGCGUUUGCUGAGAUCCAGUCCAGGCAGCUGACCCUUCAGUGGGAACCUCUGGGCUACAACCUGACACGAUGUCACACUUAUACCGUCACGCUCUGCUAUCGCUAUGCCGUGGGCACUGGCCACAACCAGACGUUCCGGGAGUGCGUGAAGAUGGAGCGCAAUGCCAACCGCUACACCAUCAAGAACCUCCUCCCCUACAAAAACAUCCACGUCAAGCUUAUCCUCUCCAACCCCGAGGGGCGGAAAGAAGGGAAAGAGAUGAUAUUUCAGACAGAUGAAGAUGGUGAGUCUUGUAUCUUCCGUGGGUGGGCAGGGGAGAGAGAUUUGUCCUCCGGGAUCCAGAAACUGUUUUCAGUAAGGGACACAAAGGAGAACAGCUUAUCAGAUGUCAUUUCCGAUUCCCAUCAGCCUCACCCAGAAUGGCCAGUGAUCAAGGGUGAAGGGAGCUGUAGUCCUAGAAUAUCUGAAUGACUACAGUUCCCCUCCAUCCUUUAGUUAAACCAUGGGAAGGGGAAUUAACAUAAGACCCACCCAUUAACACCCCCAAGCACAUCAGCUUUGCCUACUCAGUUCUUGACCUUCCCAUGUUGAGCAGAAAAGACCUACGGGGUGUGGUGGGACUUUUACCCAAGUUUCCUUGAAUGCAAGCAGAAUUUUCCCUUUAAAUUUCCUCUGCUCAACAUGGGAAGGUUGGGGACUUAGUGGGUGCAGCCAUGGAUGUUGUGGGCAGGGCUAGUAGCUGUGGCCCUGUGCUUCCUACACUGGAGGAGAUUUCCUGUUCAGGAAUGAUGGCCAAGUAAAGCUUUAAGGAAGAGAGGGCUGGAUGGAAGCAUGCCUGGAGGUGUGUACAGCUCCUGAAGCAACCUCAAUGCCAUCAGAUGGAUAAACAUGAGUUUAUUGCUAAGCAGAAGGAGGCUCAUCCCUCUCAAGAGCAACUUCUCCAUCAUUUUGGGAAAGUAAUGUUUCAGCACCAAUCUCCUAACUGAUGGAUGGCAUUAAGAUGUGUGGAGACGUUUGUGUGAACAUGUGAACGCUGUUGCAAAGGAUGGGAGAUGGAGGAGCACACACAAGCUCUUUCCCAGCCCUCCAUUUGAGCUGGGAUGGCCUGUAGGGGACUUUAGCUGAGUCCUCAUUUAUGCAGAGGGUUCUUCUCAUGAGUAAAGCCCACCCUUCAUACCUACCCACAAAUAAUAAAGUGUGUGUGAUUAGGCAAGCACCUGGACAUGCUUAUAGGCUUUACAUGAUGGUGAGAUGUAUGAUUCAUUUGCAGGAUUGUGGCAUGUGUGAUAGAACCUUUGUCCUAGCAAUAUUGUCCUACAACCUCUCAUGGAUAACUGGCACAUAUGUGUGUUUGUGUACACACACACACACACACACACACACACACAAUGGUGUUGUGAGCCACCUCUAACAUAGUAGAUGGAACAUGGUAUAAAUAUUUUGAAGGAAGGGGAAAUGCAAUAGAAUGGAAGGCUGGGAGAGAGGAAGGGAGGGAAGGAAGAAAAAGGUAUGCAAGAGGUACUGCAAAGUAAAUGGGAAUUUUUGUAUGUUCAGUUUUCAGAGUUGGGUGGUUUUUGUCCAAACGUCAGACUUGUAUGUGGACUUUAAACUCAGGAUGAAGAACCUGAGGCCCUCCCAGAUGUUGCUGGACCCCGACUCCCAUCAGCUCCAGUUAGCAUUACGUGGGAUGAUGGGAGUUGUAGUCAACCUCUGGAGAGCCACAGAACCUUCAUCCCUGUUUUAAAACAUCAGUUCUAUAUUGCAUGUGUCUGCAUUUAGCAAAUUCCAGGAGAGCUCAUUGAUAAGAAACUGUAGAAAUAUGGGAUGCUGCUGUGGUGCAGGACAGCAAUUCUGUACUGUUACCAUGGUUACCAAUGGGACUUAUUUAUACAUGCAUGAGACCAGCUGAUCGGUGUUCUUUACUCCUUCCUGUCCUGCUUUUCUUUCUUAUCUUAGGUUUAUUGUAGCAUCUAAAGGUAGGAAUGGGGCUGGGAUACAAGAAUGCUUGUGGGGAUUUCAUUAAUUUAAAGCAUUUUCACCCUGCACAUUAGCCAAAACGGCUCCCAGAGCAGCUUACAAGAUCAGUAGCUAGACAGUUCCUGCUCCCAUGUUUACUGUUGAAAAGCCAUGGUGUGCAAGGAAAAGGGGAUGUGGAGGGAAGAGGGUAAAAGCAAGUUCAAGGCCCAGUACUUAAAGUUGCAGUAAUGACCAUCUGGGACAGUUCACUUAAACUGAUUGAAUGCCUGUCUCAAUGUGACAGCUGGUCUGAGUGAGAGGAGAGAAAGGAAGGGAUAGGAAUGGUGUGGAAAGCUUGGAGGAAAUGGCAUCCCCUUGGUUUUCUUCUGAUAAUUCACAUCCUGACUUAAAUUCAGUAGUGUGGCUUGGUAUUUUUAGACUUUGGGCUUAUGCCUAUUACUUUGCUUUGCUCAAAAUGUGGUAAGUCAGGUGUGUUGUAUUUGGGGGCCCACUUGCUCAUGGGGGGGGGGGGGUUGUGGACCUCUGCUCCCAGACAUGGAAAUAAAGAAACUAGUUGUUGUUUAGUCAUUUAGUCGUGUCCGACUCUUCGUGACCCCAUGGACCAGAGCACGCCAGGCACUUCUGUCUUCCACUGCCUCCCGCAGUUUGGUCAAACUCAUGCUGGUAGCUUCGAGAACACUGUCCAACCAUCUCGUCCUCUGUCGUCCCCUUCUCCUUGUGCCCUCCAUCUUUCCCAACAUCAGGGUCUUUUCCAGGGAGUCUUCUCUUCUCAUGAGGUGGCCAAAGUAUUGGAGCCUCAGCUUCAGGAUCUGUCCUUCCAGUGAGCACUCAGGGCUGAUUUCCUUAAGAAUGGAGAGGUUUCAUCUUCUUGCAGUCCAUAGAUCACUGCCUUGCCGUGGCAAAGGGGCUUGAAUAACUCAGAGAAGCUAUGAGCUAUGCCAUGCAGGGCCACCCAAGAUGGACAGGUCAUAGUGGAGAGUUUUGACCAAAUGUGAUCCACCUGGAGCAGGAACCGGCAAGCCACUCCAGUAUCCCUGCCAAGAAAACUCCAUGGACAAAGACAACAGGCAUAUAGAAGAAACUAGAAGAGGUGGCAAAUGCUGGAAAGCGGCAGAUAGGCCCAGGUUGUCUGCUUUUCCAGAGCUCACUGAGGCCUGAUCCGUACAUGCAGCAGAAUGAGGAGGGAAUGAGGUGCUGGAAUCCCAGCAAAGGAGAACAAACCCCACCAUGUUGGGUUAUGGAACAGGUGGAACUGCAGUGUUAUUGAUUUACUUUAUUUUAAUCAUUUAUAUACUGCUUAACUACAAUCAUCUCUAAGUGGUGUACAAGAAAUUAAAUACAGAAAAAGAAGAAGGUAAAAAUCUGUUAAAACUUUAAAAUUGAAGCUCACUUAAAAUGUCUGCUGGAAUUUUUAAAAGAAGUGUUCAUUAGGUGCUGGAAGCUCAACAAAGAAGGAGCCAAGCUGAGACCUCCACUGGAAGGGAUUUAGGUUAAAUCAUAGCUGGCAACGUUUCCCUUUUUUAAACGGAAAUUCCCUUAUUCCGAAUAGGAUUCCUCGCAAGAAAAGGGAAAAGUUGACAGCUAUGGGUUAAAUAAUGAAUCUGGUGGAGAAGAGCCAUGCAUUUUAGAUAGACAGAUGGAGGGAUGGGAGAACCACCCUCUUUGCAAGUAGAAAGCCAGUAUAGUAGGGUAUAGUUAAUUUCCUCAAUAGGAGCUAGGUUUUUUUUAUUCUACUUAGCAAUUAGUUUUGUCAUGGGUGGUAUUGAAGAAAGGGCACUCUUCAUCUGCAGUAAUGCAGUCCACUCUUCAAGAGUCUACCAUUUCCUCUUGCUCCUGUGUGCAGAUCAGGCUUGAGAAUAAAUGUAAGGCAGUAGUGGGUGUUAAAUUCCCUCCUUUAGCUUUUCUAUUUUUGGAGAAUUUCAUUACCGGGGCUUCCUUUCAGAACAGACCAUUUUCCUUUCAUCUUUUUUUGUGUAAGCAUAUCAAAGCUUAAUAACAAUAACAACAAUUACUCUAAUUAUUACCUUGUUCUCAGUCAGCACCUUUCAUCUGUGGAUCUCAAACACCAAUUAAUUAAGGCUCACAACACCUCCGUGAGGUAGAUAUUAAUGGUGACAAAGGGCCGAGGGGGCAGUCUGCCUCUGAUGUCUGCUCUCUGUAGAUGUCUCAGUACGUCUCUGACCUGGAUAAGUGCUGUCUCGUAUCAGGAAAGAUAAUUUCCCAGUUCUUCUGAUGCUAACUGGGUCAUGGCACUUGAUUGGCAGGUUGUUGUUUUUUUAAAAGAAGUUUUUAUGUGUUACUUAUGUGCACACAUGCAAAUCAAUACAUGCCAAGGGUCAUCAAGGCAUCAGAUUUAGAUAAUACUUGUCUACCAGGAGUUUAGGCCACCUGUAGCGAUAGCCAAAACCUGUCCAUUUCAGCUUCUCAUUUUCCAAUCUGAGGUUCAGUUCUUCAGCUUCCCACACCUUCACAUUCCUGCAUCAUUUUGCUAUUUUCCCCCAAGUAAAUUCACCAGUCAAUUUAUCCUAAUAUAAAUGACUUCUUGAAAGGUAUUAAUUUAACUGUUGUUUCUUCAUCACUGCUGUUGUUGUUAAAAAUAUUAAAAUCCUGGGCGUUACGCCAGGCCACUGUGAAAGGUCCAUUUAACUUAUAAUGUUUUCCGGAAGAAUUACUUGUAAAGGGUGAUUCAGAGAGAAUUAUAGGGAGAGCACCCCUAGAAACCUUACUAUGCUGAUAGCUGAGAUCUGGACAGGAAUGCGAGGUUAACCCAUUCUAUAAAAAUGUUAGCUAUUAAACAUUGUACUCUUUGUACGAGGACUGAAAAAGCCACUUCCAUCAAAGAUCAGGCCUGGAGAACAAAGCUUUUCAUCACAUUCAUGCCACAUCUUAUCACCCAAAAGCAGAAUAUGGGCCUUUUUAUACAGUGCAUCAUGUCUAGAACCUGAAAUGUAAGUCUCCUCGGUCCUAACCUGUCAUUGUAUUUGAGUACAUGACUGAAGUGAAAAUGAAUUUGGUCUCUAUGGAGCAUUUAACUCUAAGCCGGGGAUGUGGAACCUGCGGCUCUCCAGAUGGUUCGAAGUACAACAUCCAUCAUUGCUGUCUGUUGGCUGCGCUUGCUGUGACUGAUGGGAGUUGGAGUCCAACAACAUCUGGAAGCUCACAGUUUCCUCAUCCUUGCUUUAAGUCUUUUGUGUAAGAAGGAUGUGUGUGAAAUACUUGUGUCAAGGCCAUAACCACAUGAGCAUGAAGCUCUUCCUUAACACUAUUUAGCCAUUCUGCCUUUUCAUAAUUUGUUGUCGUUUAGUCGUGUCUGACUCUUCAUGACCCCAUGGACCAGAGCACGCCAGGCACUUCUGUCUUCCACUGCCUCCUGCAGCUUGGUCAAACUCAUGCUGGUAGCCUUGAGAACACUCUCCAACCAUCUGGUCCUCUGUCGUCCCCUUCUCCUUGUGCCCUCCAUCUUUCCCAACAUCAGGGUCUUUUCCAGGGAGUCUUCUCUUCUCAUGAGGUGGCCAAAGUAUUGGAGCCUCAGCUUCACGAUCUGUCCUUCCAGUGAGCACCCAGGGCUGAUUUCCUUCAGAAUGGAUAGGUUUGAUCUUCUUGCAGUCCAUGGGACUCUCAAGAGUCUCCUCCAGCACCAUAAUUCAUAUAAUCUGCCUUAUAUCUGGUGCAGAAUGAUUUGUCCCUCAAGCUAAGUAAUAUUUAAGGCAGCAGAGAAGGGGCCACCGGCCCUAUUCCUACGGUAAUUUAACAAUCAAUUCCUUCUCACAGGGAACUCUGGGAAUUGUAUCUCUAGGAGAGGAAUAGAGACCUCUUAACAGCUUUCAGCACCCUUAACAAACUGCAGCUUCCAGAAUUCUUUGGGGAAGCCCAUGACUGUUUCAAGCAGUGUCUUGGUGCUUUAAAUGUAUAGUGUACGUGUGGUCUCUGGUUACUGGAGUUCUGGUGUUGGAAAUUCACUGUUGACGUUGGCAAGUCUUUAGGGCUUAAGGAGGGUGGGAGAAGCAACUUCUUCCUGUCACCUCUCCCCACCUCUGUCAUGGUUUUGGGGGAAAGAGAAGCAGAUGACUUGCAAAAGGAGAGGAAGAGGAAACCAGCUAUACUUAGAAAAGUCUGCGGAAAAUGGAGGCCAGUGGAAAGUGGAGAAACAUUUGGAAUGGGCACUUCUACUGAGUCAGACCCAUUGGCCCAUCCAGCUCAGUAUUGUCUACACCAGUGUUUUCCAAACUUGCUUCUCCAGCUGUUUUAGGACUACACUUCCCAUCAUCCAUGACCACUGGUCCUGAUAGAUAGGGAUGAUGGGAGUUGUAGUUCAAAAACAGCUGGAGGCCCAAGUUUGGAAAACACGGAUCUACACUGACUGUCAGUGGCUGUCUAGGAUUUCAGGCAGGUCCUUUUUCUAGCCCUACCUGAAGAUACCAGGGAUUGAAACUGGGACCUUCUCUGCAAUGCAAUUCAAGGCAGAUGUUCUACAGCUGAUGAACAUCUCCACAAAACUAGAGAACUCUUUGGAAACACCUUGAGUUUUCCCUGAGAAUUAUCUGAAAAAGCUGGAAAAGAACAAGCAUAUUCUGAAUCAAGAUGAUGGGGGAUUUAACUGAUCUCUAACUCAUGCUCUCCUGUCAGCUCUCUUUCGUUCUCUCCCUCUGUAUGUGACAAAAAGGGGAUUUAUCCCUGACCACAUAAAAAAGAUAUAUGCAUUAGUAAAACAAUGUGAAGAAGGACAUGCAUCAGAUAAAUUCAUUGAAAAGAAUGAACACAUUUAUAAACCAUUUGUGACUUACUGGAAUACAAAACAUCAAGACGGCAUACAACUUUAUGUAUGAUCUUCACCCAUAUAAUUACAUAGUUGAAAAUGAAAUUUGCUUUCUAUUAUUUGUGUCCCCCCCCCAUUGUUAUGUGAAAUACCAACAUUAAAGAAGCAUUAAAUCUGCCUAGCAUCAAGCCCCUAACUGGCCACAGAGCUAGGAAACAUACCAACCAACAAAGACCUGGUGAUGACAGUGACAUCAACAAGAAAGAUGCUAGCAAUAAAAUGAGCAGUGUUCUGGAUAAAGCUGGCCACAUUAUGCCUCUCCACUUUCAAAUAAGCCAGGAGAUGGGAGAUGGAUGCACAGAAGCCUGACAGGAAGAGUCAAUUGGAGGUUACCCAAAUUUAGUGCCAGAACACAAAGGUUCAGUUUACUUGGAAAGAGGAAAGUGAGGAAAUAGAGUGGGCUAGAUGGAAGAGAGAAAAGUCAGGCACAAGAUCUACAAGCAAGCUUUCCCUGGGAUAUAUUGGGGAUUGAAAUGUAGAGAAAACGAAGUGCAACCGAAGAACGAGCAGAACGAAGGCAGAUUUCUUGCUGCUAUUUUGUCUCAUUCUCUGGAAAGGAGGAGAAAAACCUGGUUAGAAGUCUUGCUACUGAACGCGGCUUGACCAAGCCGGCUGAUUGAAUUGAAAUCUAGUAAGAUUUGAAGGGCCAGAGGUUCGCCCCUUCACCACGCCAAUGGUGUCUCUGGAAAAUAUCCUGCUUGGGUGGGAGAGGAAUUCAGAAUAACACUAAGCAUAUUGCUCCAUUAGUGUAAGCCAGGGGUCAGCAAACUUUUUCAGCAGGGGGCCGGUCCACUGUCUUUCAGACCUUGUGGGGGGGCCGGACUGUAUUUUGGGAAAAAAAAGAACGAAUUCCUAUGUCCCACAAAUAAUCCAGAGAUGCAUUUUAAAUAAAAGCACACAUUCUACUCAUAUAAAAACACGCUGAUUCCUGGACCAUCCGCAGGCUGAAUUUAGAAGGCGAUUGGGCUGGAUCCAGCUCCCGGACCUUAGUUUGCCUACCCAUGAUGUAAACAUUUCUGCUUGACUGAUGCAACCGUCUGUCCCCCCACUUCCCCUUGUGUACUGUUCCAGGGGUUCUCAAAACCCCACAAGCCAGUUUGUGGGGCUCAAGGUGCGGGGAGAGGAGGAAAAAACCCAUUUUGCUAGCAGAAGUCCUUGUGUGGGCUUCUUCUGGUAGGACUUAUUGGUUGAAUCUGGCACUUUCUUUUUCUCACAUCUAAUCCUUUGUGCAGAAGUGCAUAGGGACAAAGGAUUCCUCCAGAUCACUGACAUAACUAGCCCAAUAUUUUCUACUCAGAUUAGCAAUGGCUCUUCUGGGGCCUUGGCAGAACAUUCCUAUGUAAUGUUUCUCGAUCUUUCCCACACCAGCAACCUGAUCCUUUACAAAGUGGAUAUUGAAGGGAUUUAAUCAGGAAAGCUCUGCAUGCAGAGUGUGUGUUCUGUCCCCAGUGUGUUGUGUUCCCUCCUCCAAUGCUGUACUUUGGUGAUAUCGCUGCAACAGGGGAGGGGCCUGCUUUCCACUGCUGAGGGUGGGAUGGUCUGGCUUACAGCCAAAACAACUUAAGAAGAGCCCUGCCAGAUCAGACCAAUGACCCAUUAUUUCUAAUCUUUUUUUAUUGAGUUUUACAUUGCACAUUUAAAUUCCAACAUUAAACACCAUCAUUUAGGAUUCCCUGAAUCCUUAGACUCCCCUCCACCCUUCCAAAGUUACCAUUUUCAAUCUUUUUCAACUGCUUCACAUAUUUUCUCUAUUAAAUAAUCCAUUUUUUGCCUUAGUUUUUAGUACAUUACAAGCGUUACUCAAAUCCUGCCAAAGUGUUUAGUUGUUUAAAGUGUUCUCUUAAGUACAUUGUGAAUUUUUCCCAUUCCUUCUUAAAGUUCCUCUCUUCCUGGUUUCUGAUUUUCCUGGUCUUUUUUGCCAUUUUGGUGUAGCCCAUCAUCUUCAUCAGCCAUUCGUCUCUGGUCGGGACUUUAUCUCUGGGCCAGUAGUAUCUGUGCUGCUGUCAUCGCAUACGUAAAUAACCGUUUCUGCUCCUUUGGUAUCUCUGUGUAAUGGAUUUAGGGGUUGCUCGUGCGUAAGUUGCCGCCACUCCUGGUUAAACCCUUUCUGACUGAACAGCCUCCAGCAUCGUGACUGUCUCAGUCACUGGCAGAAUCCGUCAGUGGGCGUUUCUUGAACUUCUUCCAGCACAAAAGUUCUUUGACGCCAAGUCUCCUCCUACUCUCCCUGCGCCGAAGUCUUCUGCGCAGACAGGGUGUGGGCAGCGGAGUACCCGUACUCUCUCCGCUGGUCUCCGGCGAGGAGUCUUGGAGCCUCCUCUCCGAUUCCCCCAUCUGCCCCCCUUCUCUACUGGUGUUACGCUGAUUUCCUUCCCCAGCGGACGGGCUGCCUCUCUCCCUACUGGGACCCUCUCCGCCAUCCCUCUGGAGCCUUCCCUCCGCCUCUAGCUCCGAUGGCAGUUCCCUGACAUCCUGCACCUAAAAUUCCUAAUUAAAAAGCCUCUGUUUUCCCCCACAAAUAUUAUUUCAAACAUUUCCCCCCCAACUCAUUAUAUAUCAUCUCCCAGAAUGCUUUUGUUAUCUUGCACGUCCACCAGACCAAUGACCCUUCUUGUCCAGCAUCCUGGACUCACAGUGGCCACCCAAAUGCCCAUGGGGGACCUGCAAAUAGGACCUGACCACAAGAGAACUCCCCUCUCCUGCUGUGUCCACAACCAGUAGCCAACAACUGGUAGAACAUAGCCCUCAUGCCCAGUAGCUGUUGAUAGAGAACCCAAGCACAGGGCCUCUCUCUCUCUCUCUGCCACUGCUCAUCAUAAUAAUGUGCAUUUUGCUAGCACUGAAUAUUCAAGCACUGCUCUGGAUAGGAAGACCAAAUGCUCACUAUGUAAAGACGCUUCCGCAGGGAAGUACAUAGACCUUGUGUGUUCCACCCAUAAUUUGCAAUUAACUCCACUUUACAAGUUCAGAGUAAAUACCAACAUUAAUCAAGGGGAAAUUGUUUAGUUUCUCAUCCAGAGUUUUAUCAUAAGACUUUACAGCUCCGGGUUACAUUGUAAUUAAUCUCCCCAAUUUUGUCAUCAUUUUUUUCCUCUCCUUCUCUUAAGCUUCAAGUAUUUGCAAUUAACCUGAAGGAGCUUGUUCCUGUUGAAGACUCAAUUGGGUGGAGGAUAUUAGUGGGCUUAAUUUCAGUGUCACCAAAUCCCUGUGUAACUGCUCUGGCUCUGUGGAUAGCUCAUGCACCAGCAGAGUGUACAGGCAGCCUUGAAAGUUAGCCGUGAACAUUGUCGAAGAUUGUUCUAGAACAACGGUGGGGAGGGAAUAAAAGUUGCAUAGGAGACUUUAAUAGCUGUAUAAAUGAAGGCAAGGUUCAACAGACAACUUAAGAACAGUUGUUUUCCUUACAGGCAAACUUUACAAAUUUAACCCAUUACUUUUACAAUUAAUUGACUGGAAAAAAACAAUUAAUUAGCUAAAAUUAGGAUGGAGAUUUAGUCUUCAUGGAUGCACAGAAAACUACUGCAACAUCAUUAAGGAAAACCUGGUUUAUAUAUUAGAUAUAAUAUUCUGAUUAGUUGAAAUUGUUUUUUUUUCUAUUUUUGUUUGUUGAAAUAUUUAUCUCCUGUUAUGUGAGCACCUCCAAGGGAAAUACAAUGCUUAUAUAUAUAUAUAUAUAUAUAUAUAUAUAUAUAUGAACAAACACCAAAUAUUCAUAGAAUCAUAGUUGGAAGGGAGCCAAGGGUCAUCUAGUCCAACCCCCUGCAGUGCAGGAAUCUCAGCUAAAGCAUCCAUGACUGAUGGCCAUCCAACCUCUGCUUAAAAACCUCCAAGGAAGGAGAGUCCAUCACUUCUCGUGGGAGUCUGUUCUACUGCCGAACAGCUCUUACUGUCAGAAAGUUUUUUCUGAAUGUUUAGUUGGAAUCUCCUUUCUUGUAACUUGAAGCCAUUGUCUUGAGUCCUCCCUUCAAGAGCGGGAGAAAACAAGCAUGCUCCCUCUUCCAUGUGGCAGCCCUUAAGAUAUUUGAAGAUGGACAUGGGUGGCGCUGUGGGUUAAACCACAGAGCCUAGGACUUGCCGAUCAAAAGGUCGGCGGUUCGAAUCCCCGUGACGGGGUAAGCUCCCGUUGCUUGGUCCCUGCUCCUGCCAACCUACCAGUUCAAAAGCACGUCAAAGUGCAAGUAGAUAAACAGGUACCGCUCCAGUGGGAAGGUAAAUGGCGUUUCCGUGCGCUGCUCUGGUUCGCCAGAAGCGGCUUAGUCAUGCUGGCCACAUGACCCAGAAGCUGUAUGCCAGCUCCCUCGGCCAAUAAAACGAGAUGAGCACCGCAACCCCAGAGUCGGCCACGACUGGACCUAAUGGUCAGGGGUCCCUUUACCUUUAUCCUCUCAGUCUCCUCUUUUCCAGGCUAAACAUACCCAGCUCCUUCAAGCAUUCCUUGUAAGGCUUGGUUUCCAGACCCUUGAUCAUCUUGGUUGCCCUCCUCUGCACACAUUCCAGCUUGUCAACAUCCUUCUUAAAAUUGUGGCACCCAGAAUUGGACACUGUAUUCCAGGUAUGGUCUGACCAGGGCAGAAUAGAGUGGUACUAUUACUUCUCUUAGUCGGGACAUGAUACUUCUGUUGAUGAUUCACUGUAAUUCAAAUCAGAAUAUGACCAGGUAGUCCAAAUAUGCUUAAAAGCUACCAUGGGGCUUUGUUCAGAAACAAAGAAAAGUUAAUGUAAAUGAAAAGGUUUUUGGCAUACUUGAGAAUUGUGAGGAUGUUAGUGUAUGCAGUGCAUUAUGUCUGGAAGGAGGCUAUUCCAAAGUGUGGGUUGCCAUCACAGAAAAGGCCCUCUCAUUGGUUGUUGCCAGACGGACAUCACCAAGUGGUAGUACAACCAAGAUGUCCUCUGAAGAUGAGCACAGUGACUGGAUGGGUCAAUAUGGAAGAAGAUGGUCUUUCAGGUGGCCUUCUCCCAAACCACUUACAAAUUAAGGAUAAAACUGUUGAGGUUUGUGAGAAACUGCGGCUUUGAAGUGGACAAUUAGUGAGUUGGCAAGAAGCCAAGUGAAGCAAGAGUGCGUGAGAAAGUUUGCUUGGAGAUAGGGAAGUCUAGCAAGAGGUGGUGAUUGGCUAAACGUUUUCCCUUAUAAGCAGCAUGACACAGUAGUUUGGUGUUGGAGUUCAGAGGUUGGUUUGUAGAGUUUGAAUCUCAAGUUAUGUUCCUGAGUUGUCAUCCUGGACAACACAGACUAAGCAGCCGGUAGCAGAGAGUUUUGGUUGAGAUCCAUCAACAAAAACCUCAAUCCUGGCAAAUUGGCAGCCAGUGGAGGUCCUUCUUCAAAGGUGUUGCACGUCCAGGGCUAGGUGUACCACUCAACAGCAACCUAGUUGCAGCAUUCUGCACUGGCUGCAGCUCCUGGACCAAGAAUAAUGGCAGCCCCAUCUAGAGUACAUUACAGUAACCAGUGUGUGAGGUUACCAAUGUGUGGGUAACUGUGGCUAGGCUAUCCCUGUCCAGGAAUGACUGUCGGGAUAACCAAAUGUUCACCUGAUAGUCCUAACUAAUAUCAAAGUAGGUGUUAACGAUUAGCCUUUUUCAUUUCCAAAGGAAGGAGAGCAACCCUUCCUUCAAAGGCAAAGGCUGAGUCUCUCCAAUUUCCUUGUGUCCAGCUCUGCAUUCCUAACCUAUUUUUCUCAACUUGCAAUUUCCCCUGCUGCUUUUAACCACACGAUAAUUGCUCCAGCUGUUUUCUUCUUGUGCCCGCAUACAGUUACUCCAGCUGUGCUUUUUGCUGUACUGUAAGCGCUCCAGCUGCUUUUCUGAUUAACAAGACUUUCUUCUUAUCCUUUGAGUUGAAUAUGAUGUCUAAUAUAGUGUGCUGUCUAUGCUUCUCGGGGGAUCGAUACAUCUUUGUCUGAGCAGGGUGAUACUGAAAAUUGUACAUGUCUGUUUCAAUUAUUUGCCUAUCCAAUUUAUCUAAUGUGGCUAUCUGAAUCUGCCCAGGACUGCUUUAUGAAGCUUUUUCUCUGAUAUAUUGCUUUUGUCCUGGAGUGUUCAUUAGAAAUUCAUGUUUUUGUAGGUUGGUUAAAUCUUUUUCAUGUUAAAAACAAUCAGAUGGAAAAGUAGUUUUGAUCUGAAGGUGGGGAGGAGGCUAUUAAAACACCCCUGUUUUGUUGAUAUAUAUAUAUAAUUAGGACUGCUAAAGUGCAGGCAAAGUGAUGUACUCUGUUGUCAUUUUUUCAGUCUUCAAAUUCUGUGAUUAUGACUCCAGCAACCAAAUUAGGCUGGUUGCUAUUUCUCUUACUUCUACACAAUUGUGCCUGCACAGAAGACUCUUUGACACAUUACAGCAGAAUAUGCAUUUGCAUCGUUCUGCCAUAAGUUGACCUCAUCUGUUCUGUAACAUUUGAAGGACAUUUGCUUGCCUGAAUACGUGGCAAUCAAGUGCCCAGGAACCUCAGCCACUUGCAGCUCCCAGGGGUGUCCUUACUGCAGGCGGUUGGACACACAAAUGGUUUCAAAUGUUUCAAAAGCAGCACCAUCUACCCAGAGUAUGCCAAUAUGGUAUGAGCUUCUGUAGAAAAACAUCAACAACUAUAUCGGAUGAACUGGAACAGUGGAGCUGGUGUUUAUUGCAUACACAGAAAUGUGACCUGCAAAAACAUAUUGCACUGUGAAGUGCUCCUGUUCAGGAAUUUAGCCAAUAAAUCAUGUCCUUGCCCAGAAUAUUCCAUUCCCCUCUCAGCUUUUCGUCCCAACCUCCAACAUUGUUAGCAUUCCAUGGGCAGUGAGGAAGCUUAGUCGUUAUUGGGCUACCCUGGGGUUUUGUGUUGGAGUUGAAUUUUUGCCCCCUUUUUUCCAUCUCACAAAUAAUUUUUCUGUCUCUUCAAACAUUGUGGGUUCUCCUAAACACAUUGAAACCUCCGUCUUAAUUCCAAAUUUUGGUAAAAAUUCUUAUGGUACCACCCGUGCACACUUUUAGAUGGAAUGAUAGGUCCAGUGAUGACAGUGGUGGUGUCGAGGCUGGUGACACAAUCUUCUCUUGUAGAUUAUACCCUAUUGGCAGUGAUAUGUAUUGAAAGAAAACCAGCUCAUUCCUUAGCUUCUAAUUAUUUUAAAUCCAUGGGUGUGUUUCACAUUUUUUUAAAAAUUGUCUCUCAAUUAAAAAGUCCCAAAUGCUGUAACUUUUCUUCAUAGGGGAUCCAUAUAACCCCAAUGGGGUGUUGGGGAGUGGAAGAUGUCAGUUGUGUAGGGUAUCCUCCUUCUCUGGGGGCCAUGUAUGUAUUGGCAAAGGAGCACUGCUCCACCAGUAAUUGCAAAGCAAAACCAGAGACAAAGAGCAAGCUUUUUUUCCCAGAGAGUCUGUGGGGUGCCUGAAACGAGUACCCCUUUCCUUCUGGGUAAGGCUCCUCUGAGCUUCCUUCCCUGUAAGAUUGACCCUUUCAUCAUCAAACUGGCUGCCAGCUGCAGGAAACUUUGUAAAAUUUUGUGUGCGUGCCAGCAGGGCAGCUCAAAAGCUUGAGCUGCUCUCAGGCCAACCCCUUUCUGAGUUAUUCGCUUCCUACAGAGAUCAAUGAUACGGAUAAAAAAAGAGGCAGCGCUGCUGUCAUUUGAGCCCUCAAAGGUUGUUCCAAAACAUUAAAUAAUGGAAGCAUUUCCCAUUAGGAGAUGGAACGGUUCAUUAGCAGGCAGACCUCUGCUGCCCAGACCGAUCCUCCCAAGCAGAUGGGAGCUUUCCAGGGGCGAGUGGCUCUUCUUCCAUUGAAUUUACCAUUCUGACACAGCAGACAGUCCCAGCCUACAUCCCUUUGUAGGCCCUGUGUCUUUCUUAGUGUUUACAGCUGGAAGGUGACGGAUUGCGGGGGGGGGGGGGGGUUUCAAGGCACCUUUAAGGAAGACAACAGAGAUCUGCAGGCAGUGGUGAGAAGUGGAAUUGCUUUUUGUUGGCAUUCUGUGACCAGGGGUGGAGGAAGGGUGUGUGUGGUAGGGGCGGUUAGCCCCAGGUGUCACCACUGAGGGGUGUGACAAAAUGCCAGGUGGCACUCACUGCAGGGCGUGGGAGUGACGCGGUGGCUUGGGCACCCGCAGGCUCCACGCUGCCCCUAUGGUCCGCCUGCCGCCUCCCCCUCAGCUGUAGGGCAGAGGCCCCGCGGAGGCCCCGUGGAGCGUCCUGCCCCAUCUUGCCCUGAUGCUGCUGGUGUGAUUAGUAUAAAUCACAUGAGAUGUCUGAGAAGAGUGUGGGAACAGAAGACUGUCCUAUCUCUUCCAUCUGAGCGUGUUAUUGUAACUGUACUUUCACUUUUGCAGUAUGCAAGAUUUGUUGUUCUGCCAGAGCUUAGAGAACACAGACGUGAUUACGGAUUGUCUGUAUAGAAUCUAAAUAAAAUGUAGUUUAGAUCUACAGAUGUUUCUUUCUUCUUGCUGGGUGAUGCUAGAAGACUUGUGUGCAGUUUUCAGAUGAAAAGUGUCACAGAAAGGCACUCUGGAGAUGAAGGGACAUGUCAUUCCAGAGAUGUGCCUACCGGGAGACGCUCAGAGGUCCGGGGGGGGGGUGUCUCAAUUUUCCCCAGAGCAUUUUUCCAACAGCCCCACCCCUGUGGGCAGCUGGCCCUGCCCCUAGCGCCCGAUCGGCUUGCUCUGCCAUUGUCUGUGACGUCACAGCAGCUCACCUGAUUAGAGACUUCACUGCUGCAAGCAGAGUACAAUGUAGAUUACUCAUUUAGUCCAAACUGAGGACAUGCCAAAGCUGUUUUCUUCUCCCUCCCUUGCACCUUCCAGGUCCUAAGUACAGGGGUCAAGUACAGAAGCCAAUGAAGAAUGGCAAUGGAAUCUUAUUUCAAUCUUGGGAAAGUGACUUUCACUGCUCCUGAGGGCAGCAGGCUAGUUAGGGGUGUGGGCGGCAGGCUGCAUUGCACACACAAAUCUGUUCUCCAGCUGAAGGAUACAACCAGGGGGAUGCUGCCAUAACACCCCCCGCCCCGUAUCUGCUGCAUGAGUUAAGGCCAGGUCUGAUUAUAGGUCACACCCACAGUAUACAUUUGAAGCACAUUCCAUUCCCUGAAGAAUUCUAGGUAAUGUAGUUUACCCCUCACAGAGCGACAGUCCCCAGCAUUUUAACAAACUACAGUUCCCAGGAUUCUUGGGGACGACAAUGGACCAUGUCGCUUUGAAUUAGUUUCAAUGUGCUUAAAAUGUGUGGUGUGGGUGUGAACAUAAUCUUAUGUCUGUAUAAUUGGAAGCAAUUCUCACGGAGACUUUUCAGUUAUAUUUGCAAUUUUUGGAAAUCUCAUUGACGCCAAAAUAAGCACCGAUGAAUCAACAAACUGAAUUAGUGAAAUAAAGCCUCGGGUUUUUUUUGUUUUGGUGGGGUGAGGAUUGCAUGAAAGUGUUUAUCUGGGUCAAUUGCAUGACUUUUUGGUUGAAUCACUGUUUUGCACAAGCUCUAGAAUCCAGACAUAGUUGCCAAGUAUUAUUUUUAUUAACAUUUCUCAGAUGCCUUUUACAAGCCAGUCUCAGGGUGACCUACAAACAAUACAAAAGGCUUUAAGCAUAAGAGCAGCGAACAAUGGUUUAUCUGUACAAUACUAAAACCACCCCAAUGAAGUGCCUAAAUCAUCAGCCACACAGUAACAAAUGCCACUCAACAAUUAGCGAGCAUCCUAUCACAUACCAUGGCGUUGCUUUCCUAGAAUGCAAGGUGAUUAGGAACUCCUUUUUAAAAAAAGGGGGGGGGGAGUCUUCUAUUUCUACUUAAAAGAUGCCAAAGCACAGCAGUAUUUGUAGUGCACCGUGCCAACCUCUACAUGUAAUGCAAACAAGGUGGAAUAUCCUGAAAAUUGUUUCCUUUGUGCCUUCUCGGAUUUGAUUCCUCAGGUGCAUCCCAGACACUUGUAAUAAAAUGGAGCAUUUGCAUAGUGGUGAGCACAGAUGAAGACUGCACAUCUGUUUACAUGCGCAAAUACAUAUAUCUGCCCCAAAGGUUUCCAUAAUUUAAUAAGUGCUUUGUGUAGGGCACCUCACCUCGGAUUAAAUUAGCUUGUAAAUCAGGUGGAAAUGCUUUAUUUGCAUGGUGGGCUUUUGCUUUUUAUUCCCCCCUACUUGUUUUGCAGUGGAUUAGCUUGUCCUCCUUACCUCGCCAAAUAAUACAAUCUACGAGAGCACUGCAGAAAUUAGCAAUUGAUAUUUAGAGUGCCGUUAUCAAGUGGAAAGUAGGCGAUGCCUAUCUGUAGUACCUAAGGCAGAGCAAAGGUCCCAAUGGUCACAACACUAAUGAGGAUUUGGGAACUGGGUUGUUGCUGUUGUUUGUUCAGAAGACAAAGACAGAUUAAAGAAACAUAGCUAAAGAACAUAUAAAAGGUUAUAGUUUAAAAUCCAUUAAACUUUCUAUAGAAUUAAAACGUAUCAGUUAGAAUGCAGAUAGUAAACAACACCAACACACACACACACACACACACACACACACACAAAAACACACACUUAAGAGCCCUUUCCUUAAAAGCAGUCAGUUUGCAAAAACCUGCCAGUGGAAGAACAACAAGGAGGGAUCUGGUCUAGCCUCUCUAGGAGGGGAGUAACAAAGCCUGGGAGCAGCCACUGAGAAGGUCCAAUCCUGCACCCCCAACAUAUGUGCCUGUAAGAGUGGCAGGACUGAGAGAAGAGACUCCCCAAAAGAUCUCAGAGCCCAGGAAGUCCAUGCGAGAGAAUACAGUCCUUCUAAAUGCCUGGGUUCUACACAGAGUUCUUCCUCCCAGCUUGCUACUGUCUCAACAGUUUCAAUGAACUGUUCCAAACCAUUGGAUUGUUUCUGACUCUUUUUUUUUUAAUGUAGGGAAACAUUUACAACACCCCAAUUCUCACAUCCAAUAUCACUUUGAGAUAUUUCAAAUAUCACUUUCAAAAACCACCCUGUGUUUAUGCCUUGUUAAAGGUGUGAUUCUACCUUCUCCAUAUUUGCAUUCAUUAAUUUUGCAACCAGCUGACAUCCAUUGAUGAAAAACCAAUUUAAUUAGAGAUAGCCUAGGAAUGUGUCAUUGCACUGUAGGUAUCAACAGUUCAAAAUGCAUCUCAGCAGGUGCAUUGUGUGCUGCUGCACUGCAUGAUGCUUUAGGGAAAGGCUCAUUGGUGGAGCAUCGUCCCAGGUUCCAUCCCUGGCAUCUCCAGGUAGGACCAAGACAGACCUCUACUUUGACACCUAGGAGAACUGCCAGUCAGUGUAGACAAUACAGAGCUACUGUAUAUAGUCCAAUGGCCUAUAUAUUUCCCACUUGGUAGAAAGCAACUUCCUAAUGUUUCUCUAUUUAGGAAUAUUCUAUAUUUAGUAUUCAGGCACAUGCAUUUAGGUGCUUCAGUAAUCCAUUGUGUUCAGAUGUGUGUGCCCUAGAGGCAAAAUGAAUUACUCACUCAUUUGAGACAUACAAGUUCUGGGGAUCCUACUACAAGCAGGGACCUUGUAUAGUGAUGUGGAAUGGCAGGCUGUGAACCAUGUUAGAUGUUUGCACAUUGCAGACAAGAUCCAUCCACUCCCUGUUCACAAGAUUUCAGAUCCCAGGGAGAUAGCAGGAUCUGCCAUCCCAUUGAUCACCAGAUUUAAUUCAGAUGAUCUGAUUGGCUCCCACACUGCUUCAUGUGAGUCCUUCCCAAAGUUGCGUGCUUGGUGGAAGAGAAUGACCAUCUCAGAUAGAAGGAAUGUACUGUUCUUUGGGCUAGAAAUGUAACAAUGAAUUCAAAAUAACAAAUAAAUAAAUGAGGAUGGUUGGCCAGCCUCUUUCACUAGCCUGUCUGCGCAAAUCCUAUUCCUUUGACUUGUUCUUAUGCAUGGCUUUCAAAGUCGAUUAUACAAAUUUGUGGAGGACAUUGCUCUUAACAGCUGCUAGCCACAAUGGCUAUGUUUUACCUCCAAUGUCAGAGGCGUUAUGCCUCCGAAUACCUAUUGCUGGGAAUCCAUCUCAGGAGGGCAGAGACCAGUUGACACUCAAUGCCCAGCUUGCAUUCCUCUGCUGGGCAUCUGGUUGGCUACUGGGAGAACAGGGUGCUGGACUAGAGAGGCAAUUGAACCGAUCCAGCAGGGCUCUUGUUAUGCUCUUAUGUUUUUAACUGGAAUAUUUAAGACUGGACCAAAGAACACACAACCCUAACUUCUUUUUAAAAAAAGAUAAAAUUAAGAAUAAUAUUUCAUUUCCAGGGACUGUUCAGCUUGGCUCCGGCAGACAGAUUACAGACCUCCAGCCUUUGCAAUCCAACCGCAGAGUCUGACAAAGCCCCCAUGAUCACAAUAAAGUGAAUUAUAGCUUUAAUGCAAACAGUAUUAUUCACAUAACCCCUAAAGCCUGUUUCUGCCGAGGUGGUUUUGAAUAAUGCUUUUGGACUUCCCCAUCCUGCUGUUUGUACCUUGCCCCUGCCCCUGUCUGUGGAGUCGAAGGGCUUUGCUUCUUUCUCUCCCCCUUCUGCUUUUCCUUCUCCUAAAGAGAAUAUAAUCACUCGAUUCUGCCUAAAAUUAGAGGCUGCUGUAAAGCUUGUGUGGCAGAUGAUACUGUUUGUGAAUAGUGAUCUUUGCAAAGCAAUUGCCUGGUCUGUUCCUCCUUAAUGACAUCCUUGAGAAAGGGGAAUGAAAGGCGGGCUGGGGGAAUCUGUGCUAAAUCAGUGAAUAUUGAUCCUAGUUAUGGCUCUUUUGCUUGUUGUUUGUCAUUGUUAUUAUUGUGGGUUGUUGAUAAUUAGAGGGAAUGACAGGGCUCCACUAAUCCAGCCAAAUUGCCUGGAGAUUAGAGAUUUACGCAAGGCCCCCGUCAGUGGGUGUUGGAGCAGCUGGUUACGAAAGCUCCAGGCCUGAGUAAAUGGCAGACACUCCAUCCUUCCUGGCAGAAAAUGGUGUGUUUGCAGAAGCCUAAUGCCAGGUGCUAGUGUGAACCAUCAGGACUGGGUUCACAAGGGAGGGGGGGAUAACAAAUUGAUUAUUAUGGAUUGACGCCCAUGUCAAAAAUAUCUGAGAGAAGGUACAGUGAGGGCUAGCUACUUGUGAAGCCCCCUUCCCAACAUCCUUCACCAUCACCGACCCCUGAAGGAUUGCCAGCUGCAGAGAGAAACACUACAAACUACAGAGGGCGAUAGCAAUCUGCCUGCCAUUUUACAUUUCCCACAAUGCAUUUGGGAGUAAAGGCCAUAGCUCAGUGCUAGAAUACCCAUCUUGCAUGUAGAAGGUCCCAGGUUCAAUUCCUGGCAUCUCCAGGUAGCGCUGGGAUCAUCUCCCUGCCUGAAAACCUGGAGAGCCAUGUUGGUCAAUGUAGACAAUACUGAACUUGAUGAGCUCAGUGUAAGACAGCUUCCUCUCUGUUUGCAUGUUGGUGUUGUGUCCCUCCAGACCACUGUCAGAAAUUCACAGUGGCAGCUUGUCUUCUGAGGCUCAGUCGCCACUGUCAGUUGGCUCUGCCAGGGCCAGAGAAAUGGGUGAGGGACAAUAUCCAUGUAAUUGGCCUUGCCCAGAGCACAUGGACUUUCAAAGCUGUCCAAGAGUGCUGAGUUUGGGUGGUGGCCCUGGCUACAGGUUCUGGGGGCCCUUGGGCAAGAGACACACUGCAGGAACCCUUCUAGAGCUCACCCAGCUUUUCCUUGUUGCUGGCACUGCUGCCUGUUCCAUUGCCUUCUUCCUUUAGGUUGUGGAGACUUUUUCAGCCUGAGGGCUGCAUUCUCUCUUAGACAUCCUCUCUUAGGCAUGCCAGGGACUGAAGGAAACUGGAGUCCUGAAACAUCUGGAUGGCAGCACAGGUCCCUUAUUCCCAGUCUAGAUCACACUAGGAAGCUUCCUCCUGCCAAAUCAGAAAAUGGGUCCAUCUAGCUCAGUAUUGUCUACACUGACUGGUAGGGGACACUCCCAGCCUUAUCCAGAGAUGCCAGGAAUUGAACAUUCAAGAUAGAUGCUCUUUCACAGAGCUGUGCAGCUCACUGUCUGACCUAAUUGGUGUAGCAGGACAAAACUGAGCGCUGGGAUCCAACUGGGGGUUGCGUUCAUCAGACCCUUCCUGACACUGCUCAGAUAUGCAGCCUCCUCCUUCUCAUCUCUCCUCAUCCUCUCCUGUCUUGCCUUUAGUUAGCGGGUUGACUGCCUUGGCUCAGCAAAAGGCAAUUAAGCCGUCCCCAUAAAAUAAACAUGAGCGAGAGUCGCCUGCCGAUUCACCAGGCAUGUAUUUGCCUGAGUGCUAAUUUGUGGAGGAUUGAGGGCUCAGUCUGCAGUGAUCAACCCAGAGUGCUCUGGAUUAUGCAAACACAGUUCGGUAAUGGUGUGAUUUCUCCCUCCUCUGGCUGCUGAAAUUUAUGUUUGCAACCUAAGUUGACAGGGAAGUUUCAUUCCUUGGAUCAAGAUGACUUUCCCACAGCCUGUGUGAUGUAAUGGGUAGAGCAGUGCUAGCCCAUAUUGGACUACAACUCUAAUCAUCCCUGGCCACUGGGUGUGAUAGCUGGGGUUGAUGGGGCUUGUAGUCCUACAAUGUAUGGAGUGUUGGCUAUCCUGGGUUAGUGUCUGACUAGGAGUGGUGGGACUUGGGUUCAAAUGCCUGCUCAACUCCACAGCUCACUGAGUGACUUUGAGGUGACCAUCUCUCAGCCUAACCUACUUGGCAAGGUUAUUGAGUCAAUAAAUUCCAGGGGCAAAGGGAGAUCCUGUCUGUUGUACUUGGAAGAUGGUGUGUGUGUGUGGAAACAUGGGUCCUAUCUUUGCCACAGGAUGUUGCAACAACAACAACAACAACAACAACAACAUUUUUUUUAUACCCCGCCCACUCUGGGCGGCUUCCAAUGGAAUAUUAAAAUACAAUAACCUAUUAAACAUUAAAAGCUUCCCUAAACAGGGCUGCCUUCAGAUGUCUUCUAAAAAUCUGGUAGUUGUUUUUAUCUUUGACAUCUGGUGGGAGGGUGUUCCACAGGGCAGGUGCCACCACCAAGAAGGCCCUCUGCCUGGUUCCCUGUAACUUGGCUUCUCGCAGUGAGGGAACCACCAGAAGGCCCUCGGCGCUGGACCUCAGUGUCCGGGCAGAACGAUGGGGGUGGAGACGCUCCUUCAGGUAUACUGGACCAAGGCCGUUUAGUGCUUUAAAUGUCAGCACCAAUACUUUGAAUUGUGCUCGGAAACGUACUGGGAGCCAGUGUAGGUCUUUCAAGACCGGUGUUAUAUGGUCUCAGCGGCCGCUCCCAGUUACCAGUCUAGCUGCCGCAUUCUGGAUUGUUUGUAGUUUCCGGGUCACCUUCAAAGGUAGCCCCACAUAGAGCACAUUGCAGUAGUCCAAGCGAGAGAUAACUAGAGCAUGCGCCACUCUGGCAAGACAGUCUGCUGGCAGGUAGGGUCUCAGCCUGCAUACCAGAUGGAGCAGAUAAACAGCUGCCCUGGACACAGAAUUGACCUGCACCUCCAUGGACAGCUGUGAGUCCAAAAUGACUCCCAUUUCAAAGAAUGUCAGACUCUGCAUGCAAGACAAGUUGUUGGAGGAUACGCCUAUCAUUUCUCAGUAGCCACAAUGGUUAUGUUCUACCUUCACUGUCAAAGGCAGUAUGCCCUUGAAUACUAGUUGACCACUGUGAGAACAGGAUGUUGGACUAGAUGAGCCUUUGACCUGUUCCAGCAGGGCUCUUCUUAUAUCCUUAAGCACACUUUGUGCAUGUGGAAUCUUGCCAUCAUUCCAUGGCUCCCUUUGGUGUUCUGACUGCUGGAUUCCAAUGCUGGGGAAGAUCCAUGGUAUAUUCCUCCCAGGAACAUACCGUCUCAGCAAACAGAUGGUGUGUGUGUAUGCUUGGGUGGACUGGGGGCUGUGUAUUUAAAUACUGCCUCAUUAAUAUAUAAUGACCAACAUAUGGAAAGCUUAACAGAGCGCUGGGAUGGAACUCGGAAUGGAACAUUGCCCAUUUGGGGGUGCAGUUGUGCCCCAUGAUAUUUCUUGAUGUAAUUGUUAGGCUGUGAAAACAGUACAUCUGUGGGGAGCAACUUUAAACAUUGCCAGUUUGGGGAAAUGUUUGUGUUCAUGAUAUUCCCUUGUUGUAGUUAAGGAGCUGUAAGGAAAGCUGUCUUAACAAGACUGUAUUUUGACACCCACCCAACCACUUUUCUUCCCGAAACCCUUCCUUGUUUCAGUCCCCGGAGGCAUUGCUUCGGAGUCCCUCACAUUCACCCCCUUGGAGGACAUGAUUUUUCUGAAAUGGGAGGAACCAGUGGAGCCCAAUGGCCUCAUCACGCAGUACGAGGUAUGUUGUAAAGCCCUUUUGGGGAUUCCUUGUCUUUUUACCAGCAUUAAAGAGAUCUUAUUUAUUUUAUGUAUUUGCUAUUACAUUCUGCUUUAUCUUUCUGAAUAAACACAAAAGUGGCUGCUAUACAAAGCACAGAAACAGGAACAUGUCAAAUGCAAGAAACAGUACAGUUAAAAAACCGGAAAAAACCCAAGGCUGGGCUGGCAACAGAUCCACCGAAUCCACAGCAGCUGGAGAUAAGCACCAGCUAAAAAAAAAUCAAAUGGAAACAGAUAUGCUUGCUGAAGCAAAAUUCAACAGCAAAAAAGAAUUUCAGUAGAAUUUGAAUGCUUAUUGCAGAGUCAACUCUUUAUUUGGUGUCUGAAGGUGCACAGCAUCAUGGAUAGGUGGUCCCUCGGGGGGGGGGGCUAGUCUGUGCACUGAGAAAUUCCUCCACCUGAUAGAUAUCCUCCAAUCUUCAGCCAGAGUGAGCUCCCAAACAGGACCUCAGCUGUCAAUCAGAAUGCAAGAAGUUCGAUGCAUGGUGGAGUGUGAUCUUUCAUAUAUCUCAUGGCCUUUGGGUAUCUAGUUCCCCAAGCAUUUAUGGCUUUAUGGGUAGGAAGCAGGACUUUGAUUUGAGCAUAGAAACAAUAUGCAGCCUGUGGACAUCAGACAACACUGGAGUAAUAUGAUCAGUUGGCCAUAUUACUGGCGGCAACAUUUUGCAUCAUUUUACAGUUCCAGGCAGUUUUCCAGGGCAGCCCCAAGUGCUCAUGUUGCAGUAGUCAAGCCAAGUGUAUUAACUACAUGAUAUUUAUGAUCGGGUCACCACUGAGCCUCUUGGGCUUGCUGAUCAGAAGGUCUGUGGUUUGAAUCCGUGUGACGGGGUGAGCUCCCGUUGCUCUGUCCCAGCUUCUGCUAACCUAGCAGUUCAAAAGCAUACCAGUGCAAGGCGUCCCAUUGCGCCAGAAGUCACAUGACCCAGAAAGCUGUCUGUGGACAAACAUCGGCUCCCUGGGCCUGAAAAGCAGAGAUGUGGGCCACAUCCCAUAGUCAAAUUCAACUGGACUUAACUGUCCAGGGGUCUUUUACCUUUACCUUUACCUUUUAACUAUUAACUGCAUGAUAUUUACUCUAUUAACUUAUCAAUGAAACGUCCAUAUGAAGAAAAACAAUAUUUUUUGAAGCAAUAGGCAAACUUUAGAUUAUGCACUCGUGUGUCGCAGCAGGCAUCAUCUUGUGGAAGAAGAAGACAGCAGGGAGGCUGCCUCUUUUAAGAUGGUGCUUUUCUGCAGGUUUUUAAAGAAGUGCCUGUUUGUUUGUUACAUUUCCACAGCACCCCAAAACCAACAUUCUCAGGGUGGUUUGCAAUUAAGCUUAAAAUACAUAAAAUAGAACAAGACCUUAAAUCUAGGGCAGAAGAAAACCAGAACAAUCCAAAACCACGAUAAAACCAGCAAGAUGGGGAUCACGGCAGCUUAAGAGAUCUUUGGAACUCUAAAACACUUCCUGAGAAACCAGGGAAAGGAGACGGGUGGGAUUAGUAACCAAUGUUAGUCCUACUCAGAGUAGACCCCUUGAAAUUCAUGGGCAUUGCUAACAUGGAUGACUUAAUUUUAAUGGCUCUACUCUGCACAGAACUUAGUUGGAAACAAUUCAGUGUUUUUACCUGGUGCCAGAAAGAUCCCAGAGUGGAUGGUAGGAGAGCUGGGAAGGCAUUCCAUAGCCAGGGUGCCACCACUGAAAAGGCCCUCUCUUUGGGAUCCACCUACCACCUGCCAGAUGUUAUUGGGUGGGUGGGUGGUGGUCUCAAAAGAUCACCAUGCAGGUAUUUGUGUGAGAUUAGGCAAUCUGCCAGGUAACCCAAUGCCAAACUGUUUAACUCUGUCUAGUUUAUUCCCAGUAGUUUGAACUGAGUCUGGAAAUAGACUGGAAACCAGUGCAGUGGAGUAUAGCAAGGUCACAUCUACCACAUCCAUUAUUAGAUUGUUGUUGUUCUUGUUUUAUUAUGCAUUGUGUGGUUUUUUAUUGUAAUUUUAUGUUGUGAACCUCCUUGAGAAGGGCAGUAUACAAAUUUAAUUACAUCAUCAUAGUCAUCACUCUUAUAGCUCCUUAACUGUCAUGGCUUCCCAAAAUAAUUAUGGGAGCUGUAGUUUGUUAAGAUUUCCCUAACAGCUCUCGGCACACUUAACAAACUACAGUCCCCAGAAUUCCUUGGGCGAAGCAGGUUCCCCAACCACCUCGAUGGUGUAUAGGGUUGGGUGUUGGUGUGGAGCCAGUUGACAAUAAGCUUGAACUGCAAAGCAUGACAUGGAUGCUGAGCUCUAGAAAUUCUGCAAGCUGUCAUGCCAGGGCAGACAUGUUGGGCAACAGCACACCUGGUGAUGGCCCUUUGCAUGUCAGGCUAGGCUUAAGCAAUGGAUAGAGGUUGCUUUUUUCCUCAGCAAGGCAUUGUCGUCUCCAUUCAAAGCAGAGAGAAAAGGGAUACAUUGUCUUUUGAUAGUUUCUUGAAUGAAGCCAGCUGUGUGGUGCGCUAUUUUUUUUUGGGGGGGGGGGAUUCUUCCACAUCCCCUCCCAAAUGCAGCCAGGCAAAAAAAGCCCUCUUAUCUCUUUUUUUUCCUGCUUUUCUGCCCUCUCUGGCAUCAACAAAAAUUAUUAGAGCGCAGAAACAGCAGCGUGAAGAAAGCUGAUUCUUAUCUCUGUGCUGCUGUGACUGCCCUGCCUUGGGCUGAAUGCUGCCUCCCGGAGAAUUGACACAGGCUCCAUUGUAAUUCCAGAGACAUGUUUUACAGUCUCGGAGAUUAAGGACAACUUUAUAGUUCCUUCCAAACCCCAUUGUUUAGAAUGCAGAAUUCAAGCAGCUUUUCAUUCCCCUUUCUAAAAGUUUUCAGGCUGGCCCCAUUCUCACCGUGGUGAUAAAUUUUGUUUCUGGACCACUUGAGACUCCAGACAGGGGAUCACAAUUGAUUGGCUCCUCCUCUAUACCAAAAGCAUAUAGAGCGUGAGUUGGGGUGGGGGGAGAGGGCAGGAGAGGAAAAAGGAAUCUGACUGACUGCCCUCCCCUACUCCUGAUCAUCCUCACUGGAUGUGCUGAUUAACACCAGGUGAAAAGGUCAGAGUAACAUCACAGCCACCCACUUUGGCCUCUGGACACACAAAUUUCUGUCUCUGGCCAAAUAAACUUUUGCCCCUGUCCUUGCUGGCAGCUGGCAUGUGACCCUUGGAAAGUGGCUCAUGCAGGAAUGUUGCCUAAGGUUCCCUACCACUGGUAUAUGUGAGUGGUGAGCCCUUGCUUGGAAUUUGAAGUGAUAGUCCAGACAGUAUCUCUCUAACUACCCUACUGAGAACUAGGGCACAAUAUUUCACUGAAUCUCUACGGUUUGUUAUGUCUUUCCAGGUGAGUUCAGUCCCUGCUUGCUGUAACACAUUGAAAGAAAGAAAGAAAGGCAGUAAUAAUAAUAAUAAUAAUAAUGCCCCUGGAAAACACCAGCAAAAGGGCCUCCUGUUGGUUGAUGCACUGGGCUUCCAUUGUACUGUUUUUAGAACAUAGGAAACUGGAAAUAUCCCAUUUUAUUCCAUUGGGUCAUCUCCCUUGAUAUUCCAAUAUAUUGCCUACUCUGGCUGAUAGCAGAAAUGGCAAACUAAUUAGUAUUAAGGAUGUGCACCCAUCAAAGAAUUAAGUUCAGACCUUGAUCCAGAGCUUUGGAAAACAUACUUCCUCUGUCUGCUGUGCUUUAGAAGGGUACACAGUUCAGCUCAUGGUCCAAGGCUAAGUCUACUGUGCAAAAGAAAGAGAAAGAGAAAGAGAAAGAGAAAGAGAAAGAGAAAGAGAAAGGGGGAGGAGGCUUUGUUAUCCCCAGAUCAACAGCUAUAACUUAAUCCCUUUUGGCAGAAGUGGAUGACAUUUGUAGGCAUGCUGUCCCCUUCAAAGUGUCUAGCUGGCAUCAGUCUGUCUUGAGAGGAAAUAGAAGAGUGUGCCAUCAGAGGUAAUGUUAAACCAUUGGAGAGCUAUAGUGCCUGCUGUGGCUGUAGAGACCAGUAAGGGAGAGACAUUGAAGCUGGGGUGUCUGUCUCCAGGCACUGCGGUCAUCUGAAAGGGAUUCCCACAAGGCAGGGUUAAUGUUGCCAGCCUUCACGUCAUGUUUGCAGACAUCUUUAAAAUGCAGAGUUGGUCUGCCGACAGCCCUGGUACCUGAAGCACUAAACUACAUGCAAAUAGAGCCUGUGUGUGUGUUUGAUUGUUGUAACCCGCCUUGGGACCCUGUGAUGAAGGGCAGGUAAUAGUUGCAACAACAACUAUUCUUCACCAGAUUUGUUUCUGUAUUCUGAUGCUGACAUUUUCUUAAAGUAUAUCCAUUUCUCCUAGAUCAGCUACCAGAGCAUUGAAUCCUCUGACCCAGCAGUCAAUGUCCCUGGCCCACGACGUACCGUCUCCAAGCUCCGAAAUGAAACUUACCAUGUUUUCUCCAACCUGCAUCCCGGGACAACCUACCUCUUCUCAGUGCGGGCACGGACUGGCAAGGGAUUUGGCCAAACGGCUCUGACCGAGAUCACCACCAACAUCUCAGGUUGGUGGCAAGAAGAGCAAAACGGCUGUUGUUUUUUCAUCUAGGCUUUGCUCAAAGUUACAACUUGUCCUGGAGUUCUUUGGGUGUCUGCCAUUGCAAAUUGGAUGGGAUGUGGUUUGGAUGUAGUGACAACAUCUGGCAAGCCAGUGGAAGUCGUUCUUUUCCCCCUCUUUUCUUUUCUUUUCUUUUCUUAGCAAAAAUGAUGUGUGUGAUGAGCUGGCUUUCUGCUGACAAGCACACCCAUAUGUGAUCAUGGCACUGUUGUAAGGCUUCAUGGCAGCUGCUAAUGCAAAGGGAUUGUAUUAACAAUUCCAGCUUUCCAGUUCACUCUCUUCCCCCACCCUACCCCUGCUUCUCCUCCAGAUUUCACCUAUCUUUUCUGCACACUUCUAUUCGUUUUUCUUUUCUAGUUGACAUGGCCUUAUUUUAAUUGUUCCCUUUGCAGCAAUUCCAGCAGGAUAUUCCCUGCCCUCACUCCCAUCUCACAGCUUUGGCGUUGCAGUCCUAAAUAGUGAUCCCGCUGAAGCUUGUAAUUACUUAGUUAGCAACAGAAACUUCCUUUGUGGGCUAAGGCGCCCUGGGAACAUUACAUUUCCCAAGUGCCCUGGUAACUGGUAUGCUGCUGUUGGAGUUACAAGUGGAAGUGAGGAAAGUCAUAUGUAAAGGUCUGGAGUGAGAUUGGUGGUGGCGGCGGUUGUUUGCUGCCACUAUCAGAUAUACCGGUAUAUGAAGAGUUUCCUGUGGUGAGCAUAUGCAGGGUUACAGGAUGAGUGCGAAGGCGUACGUUCUUUGUCUUGCUCCCAAUUAUGGGAUCAGAAGUCCAGUGUAUUCUAAAUUUAGAAUUGGGCUCAUGGAAUAAGAAAAGUGAGCAGUAUUCCUACAGCCUACCACUGAUUCAGGCCAAGCAAACCUCAUAUAGUCCUUAUUCGAGUCUUGUAAGAAGUGGCCAAGUCUUGCGAAACGUCACAACAGGCUUGGCAUUCUCGUGGGAUUUGGGGAAAGUAUUGUGGGAAUUGGGUGCUUCAGGGGCCACUCUGUCCAUCUACAUCAGCCUUUCUCAACCUGUUGUUGAACUACAACUCCCAUCACCCCUGGCUAGCAAGGCCAGAGCUCAGGGAUGACGGGAGUUGUAGUCCAACAACAUCUGGGGACCCACAGGUUGAGAACCACUGAUCUAGAUGCAGCCAUCAGUGUGGCUGGGUGGUGGCCCCCUCAGCCUUUUCUCCUUGGUGCUGUGGCACGUGGCCAGCUGAGAGCCAACAGCAGUGUGGUGGAAGAAUGGCAUUGUGGUGUAUAUAUACCAUUUGCUCCUCCACCUCAGGCAAAAAUUGUUUUUAUGAAUUUCUCUAUUUCUCACUAAAUCAGUCGUGCAGAACCAAGCCCUUAGUCAUUAAUGAUGUGAUCAGAAGAUCCUCUUCACUCCAGUCUCCAGGGCAAACAGGUGGAGGUUUGAGCAGCAAUGUGGCAUGGAAAACUUUCUGAGUAAAACGCUUCCAGCACUUUAUUUUUCUGCGGAAAAUUCUCCCAUUUCUUCAGUUCAUUAGGCACCACAAUUGCAAGCGAAUUGCAAAUACAGUUUGAGGACAGCUUAGCAGUUUCUAAGUUCUGAGCUUUAUUUAUUAACUGCAAGCGAUGCUAAAUUAAACAUGCUAAAUUAGCACAUCCUCCAGGGCAUCAGAAAAUUUCCCAGUGCUAACUGAAAAUUUCUCAAUGCAAAUUAGGUUACUUUCCAUAGGGCUAUUUUCUGGAAAAUUUUCUGAUCCAACAUUUUCUGGGAAACGCCCAUCGAUGGUUCCAAGCAGGCUUUCAAACAAAAUCAGUCGAUACCAAACUGGGCGUACAAAAUUAUGCUAUGUGGAUUUUCUUUGGUUUUCGUCAUUUGAUUUUGUCCCAAGGAGAUGCGGACAUUGGUAGGACGUGGACACCUUGGUGGUGUUGCUGACUCAGCUUCUGGCAUCAGUGAUGGACUGACGCCACAACUGUGCAACCAAAGAGCAUUUUCAUCACGCCAAAGAAAUGGCGUGUGAAGUUGCUGUACAUAUUUUGUUUCUUGGAAAUGCACACACACAGAGAGAGUAUGGCUCAGUCUUCAAAGCCUCUUUGCUUAUUGGCCCAUCCAUGAAAUCUUCAGAGAAGUACAGCUAGUUAGUGGCCGAGGGGCAUUGGUCUGAUGCCUGGCAGCCUAUUGAGAACUGUGCCGAAAGCCAGGAUUUUCUCACCAUAGCCUGUAUCACACAUAUAUUGCUUGGUAUGCAAGAAGCAAGAGGCCGUAGACUUGGUAUGCAAAAGCAUCCUGCAAUUCGAGUCCUAGAAAUCCUCCUUUUGCAGAGGAUUGGGGUCCCUUGUGGUCUCACCCAGCUUCACCAUUCUGUGAUUACUGGCUCUCCAACAGCCACUGAAUGCUAACAUUUUGUGCUCCAAUACUGACUGCUGCUGAAUUUAAACCAGCGAAAUGCCUCCAAGUAGUUCUCUCAGAAAGUUUUCCAGACCCAAAGCUGGCUUCUUGUUACAGUGCGGCUUAAAACAUUCACAAGUAAUGAAAGCAAACCCAGUUUCCCCUUCCUACUUUGUAUGAUGGUCACACUUACUCUGACCAGGGACCUGCAGUCAAAUAAAUGCACCCCUGCAUUGCAGUGCAGGGGUGGAGGUGGUGAACUUUUGAACCUUUGGAUUAUUGUAGUCAUGUUUACUGUUUUGUCCCAGUUGCUGCAGUGGGAGCUUCUGGGCUGGGACCCCAGAGUUCCUGCUAGGAACCUUUGACUCCAUGUGUAAGUCCCCUGAACUGUAGUUUGGAGCAUCUCUAUGGGAAGAAAAAUAUUCUUAGGCUGUAGACUGUCUCUACUCAAACCUAUUGACCGUUGAAUCCUUCUAGGCUGGGGAGGGUCUGUUUGGGCUGGGACUUCGCCUAGAUAAGAGCGGCUUUCCUAGGUGUGGUGUGUUUCAGUAUGCUCUUUGGAUUGGACUCCUGGCUUUGUUCAUUGGCAUUGACUCUUGUCUCUCAGCUUUGGUUCUUUGCUAAACUUUUCCUCUGGCACAACGUGGGAUUUCUGGUUCCUGGAGCUCCACUAUGAUAACUGCCUACAACUCAGCCCUGACACAGCUGCAUCCCUCACAACUGCUAGGGCCUAUAGUGGAGGGCCUCCUGAACAGCUAAGAAGGCAGGGUCCACAGGCUCUUGUGACUCAGCCAGGCCAGGCUCUGGUUGGUGGGUCAUAACCUUUAAUGGAUGCAGUCCAUGAUGAGGACUGCAUUGCCCCAGCAACAAAUCAUUGUGAUUUUGAGAGGUGCUGCUUCAUUCUGUGGGUGCUUGAGGCUCUCCUGGGAAGCGGACAGUGCUCAGUCACGAGCUGAGAGCAUACAGGACCUUGGACAGCUCCAUGUACCCCUGCUAAGACAACUGCAAGAGAUGUUGCCUCUGCAGGAAGCCAUAGCCACUGAAACCUCAUGUAGACUGACAAGGUCUGGAGUGUAAUUGGAUCUGCCUCUCUGGAGAAGCCGAUCUUCGGUGAGGCUGGGGAGACACACGUACAGCUUGUGACCCAUCAUCUUAGAGGAUGGUGGAAGGGUUGUGUCUUUCAGCCAGAAGGAUCCUGAAUAUAGUACUAGUGGAAGUACCAGAGGAAGUAGCCUCUACCUUAUCUUCAUCCAAGUCUUCUGUACACGGCAAGUUCAUCAGGUCAUGGGUAAUGCAGUGGGGAAAAUAGAGUGCAUCUGCUGCACAAGUGCUUUCUGAAAGGAAGACGUUGGGUUUCUCUGGAGCAAUGAAUAGCAACUGAGCAAUUGUUGCACAAAUGCACCAAUCAUCUAGAAAGACUUUUUCUCUUUCCAGAUGAUGUUUCCUUUGUACCUCACAGCUAUGACAUGUGUGAGGCCAGGAUAGUCUGGUAUAGGAUGUGUUGCAAGAGAGAGAUGUCACAGCUCCAGCCGUUCUUUGGCAAUCGGGAUGAGUGGCAACUCAGUGCAGCUGAACCAUCAGGGUAACCACACAUCCCACUGCUCUGAUUCCUUUAAAUAUGCUUUCCCUUGAAAUGGAUUCUUCAUGCUCCAGAGGCCUCCUCCUCCUUUCCCAGCUACCCUGCAGUCAGAAUUCAAAUGGGGGGAAAAAACAGUAUGCAUUACAUUUUACAACCCUGCUGGAUAAUUUACUUGCAUGGCAGUCCAAAAGCUGCCUUGUUUACAUUACGGGGGCUUUUGCUCUGGAACACAUUUCCUAACUCAGUGGAGCGGCUUUGAUGGGAUCUAUUAGUGGGGGUGGUCUGGGAAAGGAGAAAUUGAAUGCUGCCGGCCCUGUGUCUUGCUAGAAACAGUCUCAGAGAAAUGAUAUUAUCUGCAUGAGUGGGAAAUGUUGUCUGAGGUGGAAUAGAUAAGGUGGCAUCACUGAGCGAGGAGAGUUUGUGUUUUUCAUUAAACAGCACAGGACCUUGAGUGUGCUUUUUCUGCACUGAAGUUGACGAUUUAGGGAGAUAGAUCUUGUGUAGGUCAGAUGGAUGCUGAUGCCACAGACACAAAGACUUGAUUUUGUUUGCUUUUAACGUGAUAAGCAUGUGUGUGUGGCUGGAGUCCAAGAGAGCAUCUUUGGCAAAGCAGAUGUUGCUUCUUCAAUGCAUGUAGUCAAAGAGAGAGAGAUGGCUGCCCUGCCCUGUGCUUUUGUCGUUACCUGCACAGGUGAGGCCACACCCACCUCUAGUCACAUGCAGAGGAAGUCUGUCCCAGCCCACAAGGAAACAGGAAGUUUACCUGCUGGCUGGACAAACAUUCCUCUCCGUGUGUAAACAUGUUCAUUCUAGGAAUGUUGUACUUGACUGCUCUGGUGUUUCACAACCCACAAAAAGUCCUAAGUGCUCACAGAGCAGUCAUUCCAUCCUCAUCAUUUAGGCUGCACUUUGCCAAACCCUUUCCAGUUCUGCAGUAUCCUCUCUGAAGUCAGGCAACCAGAACUGUACACAGUAUUCCAAAUGUGGUUGUACCAUAGAUUUGUACAACAGCAUCAGAACAUUGGCAGUUGUAUUUCCAGUUCCUUUCCUAAUGAUCUCUAGUCUAACAUGGAGUUCACCUUUUUCACAGCUGUCGUACAUGGGGUCAAUGUCUCCACUGAGCUGUUCUCUGGCAGAACAGAGAAUUCUAGAGUUGUAAGGGACCCCAAGGUUCCUCUCGUCCAACUUUCUGCAAUGCAGAAAUUCUGCCCAAAGCCAUCUCUGGGGGCACUCAAACCACCAACCUUCUAGUUAACAGCCAGACAUACUGACCUAUUCCUAAGGUCUUAUUCCUGGUCAGUUGCCAUCAGUUCACUGGACAUUCCCGUCAAAGCUAUGUCCCCUUUCCCUCACAUCCUUCCCAAAGUUUGGAGAGUCAAUUCUUCUUGUUGUUUCUUACCUACUCGAAAGCUGCAGUGAAAAUGACCUUUCGCAGGAAUGGAUCUGUGGAGUGCUGGGUGCCCUGCUCACUGUAGGACUGGAUGCACUCACCUCUGACAAGCUGACAAGUGGAUUUGUGGCUUCCUGCCCUUUCCUAUCAGCUGCUACACAACAUCUUUUUUAAGUAGAAAUGCCAGAGAUUAAAUUUGGGGCUUUCUGCAUGCAAAAGAUGUUCUCUAGUCACUGAGCCGUGGAAGAGCAAUUGUUUUUGCUGGCACAAACUUGUCAGAGGAAAGUCACCUGUCCCACAAAUAAAUAGAUGUUCCAUCUCUGGGACAUAGGAUUAACAUUGCCUGAAGAUGAAGAGAUUAGCUUUCGGUUUUGAUCAUCUUUUUUUUUUUUUUUUUUUAAAGGAAGCAGCAAUACCAUAGUUCUUAAAAUCUUGGAUCUCUUUGCACUGAUAGAACCAGUAAAGUUGUUGAAAUCACUGAAAUUCUACAGCGAUACAUUUUGCAUUACAAUCCUAUUCCAUGGUAUCCAACACAGGUUACUCCCGAGUUUAGGAUUGCAGCCUGAAAGUGUUGAAAAAUGAUCCAGUCAACGUACAGAGUGACUACAGCACAACAUAAAGUGAUGAUCACCAACUUGGAUGGUUUUAAAAGAGGAUUAGGCAAAUUCAUGGAGGAUAAGGUAAUCAAUGGCUGCUAGCUAUGAUGGCCAUGUUCUCUCCCCCACUGUCAGAGGCAGUUGCUGGGAAUUGCAAGAGCUGUUGAGCUCAGGUCCUGGAUUUCCUAUUGAGGCAUCUGGUUGGCCACUGUGAGAACAGACUUCUGGGCUAGAUGGACUUCUGGCCUGAUCGAUCAGGCCUCUACUUAUGUUUGCAUUUCUUGUAUCAGAAGAGCACCAAGUCUCCCAUUUCUCUGUGUAUUAGGGAUCUGAGUUACACAUGAGUGUGCACAUGGUAUGAAAUGCAUGCUUUUGCCAUUACGACAAUGAACCUUUGUUUCAGGAAAAGAAAUAAAUCUUAUAUCCCAGGCACAGGACAAAUGUUUUUUUCUGGAUGGUGCCAGGAUUAGGGUGGGCAAAUCACUCUUAUUUUCAAUCUGUUGUUCUGUCCUCUUUUUGCAUUAACCUCUGAUUUUGAAGAGAAAAACAACAACCGCAACAACAUGAAAGCUUGCAUUUGAACACAUAUUUAAGUAUUUUCUCCUAAAAUAUAUACUUCUAAAUGUUUCCCAAACCUCAAAAUAUGAACUUUCAGCCUAUUUUAGGGCUGCAAUACUUUGAAGAGUAAAAAAGAGGACACACAACAAAGAGCAACCAUUUAAAAGGCCAAGGAUACAACACACAAAUGCUAUUCAUCAAAGGCACCCAUGCUCUUCCCCAUAUUGCACUAAGGAGAAUCAUUUCCAGACCCCAUCACACGCCUACCAACAUGGGGAGGUAGGGGUGGGAAUAGGACCCUCAGCAGUAACAGCAGCUGGUCCGCUUCACCCCACGGAGAACGGGGUUGCCUGUGGCAGUGAUUUCCAAGCCCGAUCUUCUGCAAACAUGGGAGUGAGAUGGGGAAGGAGGAGAGAAACAUAUUUGAGCUCCCCACUCCUUCCCUACAUGGGAAGGCGGUGGCGCUAAUGGAAGAAUUGGAGGAGGGAGGGACUGAGCAAAGGAGCUUUGUGGGAGGUGGUGGGCGAAGAACGCAAAAAGCGGACUGACUGGAAGGGACCAACACAGGAAGUGAACAAACAGGAAGCGCUUGUGUGUUUGCAACAUCACCCCCGCCCUCCGCCUCCUGCACCAGUGGAACUUGGAGUUUCUCCUAAUAGUUCCAAAGGGUGACGUAAGGCUUGUUUUCCUUUCCUCCUGAGGAGGAGUGCAUAUGAUACAUAUGCAAGGAAAAGAAGCCUCUGCCUCUGCUUCCACUUCCCCAUCCUUCCCUGUGGGAUCCUGACCUCUCAGAGACAGUUGAGCAGGUAUGCAGGGAGAGGGAUACCUGUCCAGAGGUGGCUGCAUUCCAUGUUGCCAUGACUCACCUGUCCUCAGGCAAUCAACCAACAGCCCGUCCUCCUUCGUCGCCUCCAAAACUCCAUUCAGAUGUGCCAGCGCUGCCUACUGUUGAUUAAGAUGGAUGACAAGGUCACACAGUCCCAAGAGAGAAGCUGGAGCAGCAAGGCUGCUUGCAACACCUGUGGUUCCCAACUGAGCCAUGGCUAUGUGUGGGGCAACCGCUGCACAGAAGGCAGGGUGCUGUUAUCAUUUGGUGAAAACCCCAGACAUUUUGUCCAAUUUUUAAAAUCUUCUGGGACAGAAAUUUUACCCCUGAAAAAGAGGAGAUGUCCAGGAAAAAGACAAUGUAUGGCAACCCUAGGGCCCUAUUUUGAUGCUUUUUUGAUGCUGAGUACUACAUCAGAGCAUUAAGGAAGCAUGGAAAUCAGUGAACGGACAAAUUCUAAUCCAUCCAUUUGUCCAGGAGGUAUAGAGCAAGUUCAUUUGUAUUGGAAAUAGCAAAGAUUGCACCCCAAAGCAUGUCAUUCCAAUUAGAAGAUGCAGUGGGAUCCCAGAACUUGAAAUAGUGACAGAUUUCAGAGUCCUUUUUUGCCAAAUGAGUAGACUAUUACUGAUCCCAUCAAUUGCCCUUUCUUUUUCUCUAUGUUUCAAGUUUUGGCAGUGAAGCUAGUCACAUCAAUGCCCACAGUCUGCCAUAUGAGCUCCUAGUUGUGCCAAGGCUGAAGAGCUGGGAGGGAAGUUUGGGUCUGUAGUCAUACAGCCAGGCAUUCUGGGAGACAGAGAGGAGGCCAGGCUGGCUCUCAGGAGGAGGCAAAGCUGGCAUUCUUUAGAAGAUUGUCUACUGCAGAGAUAACAGAACCCCCUGCCGCCGCCACCCCAUAAUAUAUGCCAAGGGGAAGAUUACAGAGAGGAAACAAAAUACUCUGCCUUGCAGAGGCACAAACAAGGGAUUAAUUGGGCUUCAUUAACAAGCCAUACAGUACUUAGGGCUGUUUGCUAAUGUCUGUGGUGUAGCUAUUAACAGUGCUGAAUUGGCUGAGAUGUUUUUUAAUAGGGACACAGGAAUUAGGAGGCAGCAGGAGGUGGACCUGAGUGACUGCUGAUUAAUCAGGACCUGCAGGCUGUAAGCAAAGGGAGAGUGAGGGGCAGGGGGUAUCUGCAAGGGAAUCGUGGAAAGGUUUUGCUGCAUUGGCUGAAGGGAUGGCAUUGGACAAAGCAAGGUCUGCGGAGGUACAUUUUCACUUUCCGGCAAACUAAUGAUUCUAUUAGCUCCUUUACCGGUGACACUCCAGAGUUUCAGGCAGGGAACAUUCCCAGCUGUACCUGGAGAUGCCGGCGAUUGAACCUGCUCAACCCUUCACCAUUCUUUCAUAUUUCUGCAAAGAACUUCAUCUUCCUGCUUCUCCUUCCAGUUUUUUUCCUUUCAGCCAGCAUGUUGUCCCUCCCCUUGUUUUUCACUCAUCCGGCUCUGUCAGAAGCAGAGCCAAUUAAUAUGUCCUUCCCCUUCCUUUCUUCCCUUUCUCUUGUCAGAGCAAAAAGAAUUGUGGGAUAACCAUGGCUUUCAGAAUAAUCAGUGUGCAACGUGGAUGGAAAUGAGGUGCAGCGUUUUAUGUUGGCAUAAGCCGGGGACAUUAUUCAAAAGGAGAGAACUAGUCAAGGAAAAGAGAGCCGAGGGUUCUCAGUUCCAUACAGCUAGGGCUGCCAAACAUCUAGGUAUGAUCUGAAGUCCCCAGGCUUGCCUGGUCGCCUCCAGGUGGCAAGUGGAGGGCUUGAAUCUUCAGGUGGGCAAGAGUGCCUUUAAUAAUAAUAAGAAUUAUUAAGAAAAUUGUGCAUACAGCUUGCAGUCUUUAGUCUGGCAGGAGCUGGCUGAAAAUGAUAACAUAGACACUUGAGGGAGGGCUACUUUCCUCCCCUCACCUCUCCCAAUUAACUCCCAUCUCCAGGGCCCAUACUUUGAUGGUUCCAGGGACAACAUUGUGACAUCACCAGAAGCCUCCCCUCCUUGACACCACCAGAAGCUGCUCAUAGAUCUCAGAUUUGGGCCCUGACAUCUCAGGGUCUGGGAUGCUCCUGACUUGGCAGCCCUACACACAGCACACAUUUUUCCCCCUCCCAAAGAGCAACCCCCAGUCCCCCAAACAGUCAUGACUUUGCCUCCCUCUGAAAUGUUGUCACAUCUGGAAUCCAAGAGCUGAUUCAGAUGCACAUCAAAGAAUGCUAACUGGCUCAGUUUACCACGUGGGAAGGAGGCAGUUGCUGGCGCUCAUAAUUCAUCCCCCCAAAAAGUGCCAUGGGAGUUUUGGUGAAGGCCAGUUAUUUAAAACGAACCAAUUGGAUUUGUCUUUCUGAUUCAUUGCGCUCAUGACCUGGAGAGGAGGCCGCCUAACUGCUCUGUCAAGAAGCUGUUCUAGGCAGCGGGAAACAGCUACACCUAGGCUUCUUGAGGAAUAUGAUCUUGGCAAAUUCCCGUUCAGCCUAAUCUGUGCUGCACCUUCCAGUUUAGUGUGCAGAUUGGGAUCAAGUUAUCUGCGGGCUUUCACACUUCUCAAAUGUUAAGAGACAGUUCUCAGCUCAAGAACCCGGGAGCAGAAAAAAACCUUGCCUUGCAAUGAUGGUGGUGGAGAUAAAGAUGUGCCCCCACAUCCCCAUUCUACUGGUAUUUCCUGUUCAUGGCAGUACCAUCUGGAGAGGGCUUAACUGAUGUACCCAGGGACUGGGGGUGGGAGGACCAGAUGGAAUGGCAUCCAAUGGAGGCAGUUUUGAGAAGGGAAGAGCCAAAUGACAUGUGGUCUUUGCCAUGGUUGAUGGGGGCGGGGGAGACCUCACUGUCUUAUAUCAUUCUCUGAUAUAUCUGGAUGGCUUGAAGGAGUGUCUCCAUCCCCAUCAUUCAGCCCAGACACUGAGGCUCAGCUCCAAGGGCCUUCUCCCUGCAAGAAGUGAGGUUACAGGGAACCAGGCAGAGGGCCUUCUCAGUAGUGGCACCCACCCUGUGGAACACCCUCCCAUCAGAUGUCAAGGAAAUAAACAACUAUCUGAUUUUUAGAAGACAUCUGAAGGCAGCUCUGAUUAGGGAAGUUUUUAAUGUUUGAUCUUUUAUUGUGUUUUUAAUAUUCUGUUGGGAGCCGCCCAAAGUUGCUGGGGAAACCCAACCAGAUGGACGGGGUAUAAAUAAUAAAUGAUGAUGAUGAUGAUGAUGAUGUCUGGUGAUGUAGACAAUUUUGGUAAAGAAGGAACCAAAUAGCUGUUGCUCCCAACCAGAGCAUCUAUAGGAGGACUUGCACUGUCUUAAAUCAGUUUAAACCAAUGUAAAUGCAGAACCUCUCUGGGUUCAAUACAUGGCUUGCUAUUUCCAAUGAAACAUCACUAUGCUUGGAAGUCACAACAGCCCCAGGAUUGUCCUUCUUGAGCUUAUAUCCUUUCUGAUCACUGUCUUUUGUUUUCCUUUUUAGCUCCUAGCUUCGAUUAUGGGGACAUGCCCUCCCCUCUGGGAGAGUCGGAGAGCACCAUCACCAUUCUUCUGAGGCCGGCGCAGGGCAGAGGUGCCCCUAUCAGGUACAGGAAAGCCCAUCUACUCAAGGGACUCAUGCAUACCACCUUUCAGUUUUGAGACAACAAAACUUCAUUUAUGAAAUGGAAGGGGGAUUGUCCUUUUCCUGCUGGUGCUUUCUCUCUCCCCUCCUCCUUGCUUUUAAAAUAAAUAUUAAUUGCAGUUCCAGAGGUGGGUUGGAUUUGGGUCAUGACUGUGGUACUAGCAAAGGGCUUAAUCCUUCCCAUCCCCCCAUGUCAUUUACCCAGUUUGGAGUGCUCUCGUUUCUUCUUCCAAGGUAACUCAACUUCUGCUUUCCUUGAAGUUCUAUUGUAUGUAACAGAAAAAGGAGCUUUUUAGCCUCUAGGGAGGAAUCUCCUCACACUUAUUGGCUUAUAGGAGCCAAUCAUAGUGAAAGGAGGUGAGUCAGUAACUGAGGAUUGGCUUGUAGAGUCACUCUGAAGAAGGCAGCUGGGAGGAACUCCAAGGAGGAACUGUUCUGUAUGCUCCAUUUAGGAAUACUGAAACCAUACGGUUCUUCACUUUCCAGGGACCAUGCUGCAGAAAUAGUAACAAGUCUUUGACCCCCUGCAACCCCAGACUACUACACAUCUGAUUGAGAGCCAUCCACAACCAGAGCAAGAAUGGAAAUGUGAGGGAUAUGGCUGGCAGUGUUCCUUUUUGCCAUCUUUGUAAUUAGACUUUAAUGCUGAGAAUUGGCAAGCGAGAUUUGAUUCACCCACUGAACACACAUGCCUCCCCACCCUAAGCACCUGUCUUUUCCAAAGAUGGCAAAGGUUUGCCUGUUGAUUUAAUGCAUCCCUUUUGAAAAGCGCUGGUUUUAACAUGGUCUGUGCCACAGUACGAAACCUGCCCGUGAAUGCUUUGGGGCAUUUAAACAGUCCCUUCUGACACACUGUUAUUUGCCUUUCUGCUCUUGGCUGAAGGGUAGAGAAAGUUACAAAUAGUGCCUCUGACUUGGCAUCUUUAAUUAUAUAUAACCUACAGCCACCCAGGCCUGAUGUGUGUGUGUGUGAGAUCAGCUGCGCUUGGCCUGCAGGUCACAGCCGUGGAGUCUGGAGAAAGGGAGAGGGAGAGGGAGAGGGAGGGAGGGAGAGAGAGAGAGUUUCUGUGGAUUUCCUGCAGCUCUUGCUUGAAUGUCUUGAGCAAGUGUCUUUGCAUCCCAUGUGCACCUGCUGGAUGGAAUCCUCUUCCCUUGACUUUGGCAGCAAGGAAACGCGAGUACAUCAUCCUCAAAGCUCUGUGCCUUAAGUCUGGCAGCCGCCUCUUCUAAGACUCCUUAGCCAAGCCAUGCAUCAUCUCCCUUUGCUAGCUAUUCCUGUUUCUUACAAAAUCGGGCAGCAUAAAAAUGUUGUUAAAUAAAUGAUCAUCAUGCGGGGAAAGGGGAUGGCGGCACCUCUGCUUCCAGGAGUUACUUGAAACCCACUAGAUCUUCUGCCAGUAAGGCUGAACAUUUGUAAUCCAGUGUCUGCAGGAUGAUGGUAUAACCAGUAGACUCCAGCAUAGACGGGCAUUGGCAAGCCACAAACUCCCAUGACUGUACAUUUGACUGUACAUGGCUCCCCCCAAAGAAUCCUGGGAAUUGUAGCUUACCUCUCACAGAGCUAUGAUUCCCAACACCCUCAACAAGACUACAGUUCCUGGAAUUCUUUGGUUGGAUUAUUCUCCAAGGGUUUGAAAAGGCAGCUGUAAGUGCAGGUGCCAACCCCCUUAAUCUCAAAGCAUUCUGAUUUAUUUCAGCCUGGAUGCCUCAGCUGGUUAGAGCCUUUGUGCUGAUAAUACCAAGGUUCCAAGUUUGAUCCCCGUAUGGGACAGCUGCCUAUUCCUGCAUUGCAGGGGGUUGGACUAGAUGAUCCUCAGGGUCCCUUCCAACUCUACAGUUCUAUGAUUCUGUGAAACCAUCUGAUUUCACCCCUUUCUGUUCUCUUUCUCUCUCCAACCCGCUUCCUCGGACUGUGUUCCCAGCACAUACCAAGUCGUUGUGGAAGAAGACAGGCCUAGGAAGGUCAAGCGGGAGGUGGGGGGCCAGGAAUGCUUUCCGGUGCCCCUAACCUUUGAUGACGCCAUGUCCCGUGGCUCAGUUCACUACUUUGGAGCCGAGCUGCCCCCCAGCAGUCUCACAGAAGCCAAGCCCUUCACGGUAGGGGACAACCAAACCUACAGCGGCUACUGGAAUCCACCGCUGGAGCCCAAGAAGGCCUAUCUCAUCUACUUCCAGGCCAUGAGCCAUCUCAAAGGGGUGAGUAGCAAUGUGUUGGAUUAAAAUGUGAUCAGCUGAUAGACUUCCAUAACCUCUGGAAAUUUUGGAGCUCUGGGACUACCACCAAGAAGGCACUGCUGCUUCCAGAUCAGCUGGAACUUAAAGUGGGGAGCUCACACUGACUGAUCUUAACCUGAUUGUCUGGGGCCAGCUCAGCCCCCUGGGAUUUUUUUUAGAAAUCAAUGAUGCUGAGGAUUGGACCUUGCAUUUCACAAGGGCAAAACUAGUGCAUCAUCACUGCAAUGGUGGCUGGUGGUAUAGUGUCCCAUUCGCCUAAUAGACUAGCCUGCACUGCACCACUGAGCUACACCCCCUUUCCUGUGUCUGUGUGUCAUUAAUGUCCAAUCUCAGCUGCUUCUGCUUCUUCCUGCCUGGACCUGAGAGACAUCCUUGCCUUUUCUAGCAAGGAAGUGAGCAGUGGUGCCAUCAGGGCAGGAGUUGGGGGCAGCAGAAUCAGCAGGAGACCUUCUGGUGCUUAGCUGUGGUCCUUCCCCCUUUGCCAUCUUUGGAAUGGUGGUGGUGAUGGGGUAGAGAGUAUGUAAGACCUAAAAGUCUAAAAAUCAUCAGACUGCACCAUUGGAAAUGAGAAUACAUGGAUUUUCUUCAGGCUGUCUACAGAGGGAGAAGGGUGGGGAUCUUGCUCAGGCAUCUCAGCAAGAGACAAUUCAUUUGACACCCUUUCUUGCAGCGACUCCUUGCAUCUGCUAACAUUAGGAGAUGUCCUCCAAGGACUCCAGGCCUGUCCCCUGCAGCUGCCCCAGUGGGCUGUUUUGUCCUAAUCUGCAAGACGAUCAAGCUUGGCCUGGCUUCAACAGCCCAGCUUUCAUUGCAGAGACAAAUCUGAUCUGACUAACCCGAGGUUCUGUUCCACGUCUGGGCAAAUCUCUUUCAAGGUGACUGCUGGAACAACGGGGGGCAUCCUCCAGAGGAUCCUUGAUGCCUUGACUUGACACAUUCCUGCAGCUUCCAUCUGAGCCACUGGGGGUGCAGAAGUGGGCAGGCAAUGUAUUGCCGCACCUAUAGAAGUCGAAGGCUGUAGAGCCACAUGAAGGAGUGUGUGCUGCCAGAGAGAGCUGGCAAAGAAGUGGGAAGGGUUGCCAUUAAAUGUAAAUCCAUCAAUUCAAAUACAGGAAGCUGCCUUUGACCAGGUCAGAUUUUUUGUCCAUGGAGCCCAGGGUUGUCUGCUUUGAUGAACAGCAGCUCUCAAGGGUCUCAGCCUCAGACUGUUUCCCACUACAUGCUUGCUAACUGUUUCAAUUAGAGAUGCCGUGGAUUGAACCCAGGACAUUCUGGGUUCAUGUUCUGUGUUAUUUUCUGGAAGCAAGGAAAUUCAAAUGUUACAGGACCACGGACAGCUCCAAAAGAGCUACUUGCUACAACCAAUGUUGGGAGAAGAUUGAGGACUUUUAUGCCUCCUCCAGGCUACACCCACUAAAAGCAUUUGGGGUUUUUUUUUUGUUUUUUUUUAGUUUUGGGAGGGGAGAGAUCACUGGGGGCAUACAUGAUAGGGGUUUCUAAAAUUAUGCACUAUGUAGAGAAAGUGGACGAGAAAAAAAAGUCUCCCUCCCCUCCCUCCACCUUAUCCAUAAUACAAGAACUCAGGGUUGCCCAAUUAAAUUGAUGAGAGCAGUUUUCAGAACAGACCAGAGAAAGUGCUUCUAUGAACAAUGCGCAAUUAUCAGUGCUACAGAUGUAGUAAUGUUAGUUUAAAAACAGGGUUAGACAAAUUCAUGGAGAAUGAAGCAGUAUACACACCAUAAAUUUAAAACACCUCUCCCCUAAAAAAUAAAUAAAAAUAAAUAAAUUCUGAGAAUUGUAGUUUGUUAAGGGUGCUGGGAGUUAUAGCUCUGUGAGGGGUAACUGCAGCUCCCAGGAUUCUUUCAAGGUGUGUCUCUGUGUUUUAAAUGUAUGCAACCUAAGUCCAUUGGAGGCUGUUAGCUAGGUAAACGAAACCUCCAGGUUCAGAAGCAGUUCCUCUAAUUGCAAACUUGGGUAGUGAGUGCCAAUAAGAAUGGAGCCAAAUGGGGCCACUCAGAAUCAUAAGAACAUAGGAAUCUGCCUUAUACCAAGUCAGACCAUUGAUCUAUCUAGCUCAGUAUUGUCUACACUGACUGGCAGCAGCUCUCCAGGAUUUCAGGUAGGAGUUUUUUCUGAACUCUACCUGGAGAUGCUGGGAAUUGAACCUGAGUCCUUCUGCUUGCAAGCCAGAUGCUUCAGCACUGAGCUAUAACCCUUACCCAGAAACUAGGUGGACAUGUUGACAUGCCCCAAAAUGUCUUGAUAUAUUUUUUAAAAAAUGCUCUCUGAACAAAGAAACAAAGAUGGGGAGCAGGGAGACAAUAUGGAUUGAGUGUGCUCAGUAGCCACUAAACCUUGGAAUGGCCUCCAUGAACUCCUUAGUCCUAGAGAAGGGCAUGGUUAGCUGCCUGGACUUCUGAACAGGAACACUGUGGCUUGGAGGCAACAUUUUGUUGCAUGUCUCCUUUGUGCUAUUGAGCACUAAUUGCUGGUAAUAGCAUUGUUGCAUCCAUGCCUUGCUUGUGGCCAUCCCAAAGACAUCUGACUUAGUCACUGUGGGAAGCAGGAUACUGGUAUAUGUGGAGCGCCGGUCGAAUUCUUAGAACUGUAAUGACCCCAGGUUGGUAAUGAUUGACAGAAGCUGUUAAUUUCACAGUCCAGCUGCAGGGAGAAUAGAAUAGCUGCCUGUGUGAGCAGGCAGGGGAGGAUGUCUUGGAAAGCUUUAUGCCCCAGCUGAGGUUCUUUCCAGCCUCCUCCUUAUUGCUGCGGUCUGGUUCUCAUGCACCCAGCAUCCAAAUAUCCCAAAUGGCACAACAAGGAAUCCUAACAUAAUGAGUAGAUAUAGAUUAUGCACAUUAAGGAAAAUGAUGCCCAUUUGUUUCAUUUUCAUUCUUCCAUCUGCAGUGAUUGUGUUAUUAGCAUGGCGUUUUGGCAGGCGGGCAGGCAAUGCAGGGGGGUGCUUGAGGAAUCCCACUGGGCAGGCGAGAUAGAGAGGGAGGAGACAGGCAGUGCAGGAAAGAAAAGUGAGGAACAAAAUGGUUUCUCAGCUGGGCAAGUGAGAUGGCUCUCUAUCAACCUGAGAGGUUACCAUAUUCCUUCGUGUAUAACACGCCUCUGUGUAUAAGAUGCCCCCUAUUUUGGGGGACUCCAAAUGAAGAAAAUGGGGGGAGAUUGCUCAGAGUUGUUGAGUUUUUUUUGGGGGGGGGAAUUGCCCAUAGUUACAGAGCUUUUUAUGGGGGGGGGUGUAGCCCAGAGUAGCAACAGCCAAAAAACACCAGCCCUGGCCACAGCAACAAAUAACACACCAAAUAGCCACUGACUGCCUCCAGCUCGUGACCCCCAAUUUUUAACAUAAUUUUUAAGGAAAAAAUGUCAUCUUAUGCUGUACAUGGAAUAGUAUGGUGUAUUCAUUUCUAUCCAUAGGCCAUAAAUCUAAAGGAAUUCAAUGCUAUGGAGCAAAUUCCUGUGCAAGCUUUGCGAGUCACUGCAAAUGGCUUCAUUACGAUUUAAGAACCAGCUUUUAAAUUGGGUGUGGGGAACCUGUUUUCCUACAGAUAUUGUAGGGCUUCAGCUCCCAUAAGCCAUAACCAACAUCGGGGGGCCAUUGGGGGUACGGGUGGGCAGGGACCCAAGGGCCCCCCAAAUUUUCACUGAGGGGGCUGGGGGGGCAUGGCGACCUUGCACACGCCAUGUUGUGUGGUGUGUGUGAGUAUGUUGGUUGUAAAAUGGGGUUUUUCAUGUUCAUAUUGCUAUUUAUUUAAAAGAAUGCAUAUAUUGCAUUCUGGUGGAAUAACUGUGAUGGGAUGCAAGCAGGCAGAACAAUAUUCAUUGUAAAAAUACAGAGUAAGUUUGCAUAAAGCUUCGACAGAGUGUUGUUUUCCCUUCCCACUUUUGAAGCAGAGUUGUUAAAAGAAAAGGAAAGAAAAACCAGGCUUCACGGACCAGUAAAACCUGACUCUCUCUUUUCUUCCCUGUUAGGAAACGAGGCUGAAUUGCAUCCGAAUAGCCCGGAAAGGUAAUCAUUCUUCUUAGUGUGUUUUGCCUAUAUUAUCCCCGUCUAUUGUCAAAUGGCCUUUCUGAUUUGUGCCCUCUUGUUGAGUGACAUGCACUAGUUUUACUUCCAUAGGUUAGUGGUUUGCAACAAAGUGGCUGCCGGUGAGCCAGACAAGAGUUGCAGAGCCAGCCCAUGAUAUUUUGCUGCCUGAAAUGUCCAUCCCAUCCUUCCUUGAGGCAGAUGGAGUUAUGUUGUCAUCUGAGCCAGGAAAUACCCAGGGGUGUUGUUAGGGAAUGGCUCAGGUAGGGGUGGGCAAAUCUGUAAACGUUGGUUUCUCUCAGUUUCUCAUUUUUACAAUCAUAAGUUCAGUUCGUCACAUUUCCACAUCUAGGGCCGGAUUUAGGUUUGAUGAGCAUAGCUGUCAACUUACAGAUUUGAAAAUAAGGGACCAGCAGCCUCGAAAAUAAGGGAUCAGCAGCCAAAAUAAGGGAUUUUAGUCAACCAGCUGAAAUACGAAGUUAAAAGGGACCAGAUAAUUUGGGAGAGCAGCGCCAGUUUUUAGCCCUUCGUUUCCAGAGGUUGCUGCUCAAGACACCAGCUGAUGAAACACUGCAAUUAAAUAACUACAAGCAGCAACCACUUUUCGCGCAAAACGAAGUCCAAGCUACGAAGAUGCUGCUGCAGUUCUGUAUCUUUUCUCUCGUGCUCCAUCUGCAGCUCUCAGUUCCAUCAGGCGGGGCGGGAGGAAGAGAGGGGGGAAAAAUAGCACCCAAAGUAAACCCGCAAAGAAGACCAUCUAUGCUAGUCUACCACUACAAAUCUAUGGGAGAAGCACUUGCGGUCCUUCCUCCGCUUCCCCCCUCUAUGGUUAGCCCUUGGAACACCUGCCCGUGCCUCCGCCUCCUCCUCCUCUCUCUGAACUGCUUUCUCUAUGGUUGCCCUCGCUCUCCUCUCAAGGCUCCUCAGCAAUUCAUAGGCCGCGCCAGGCUGCCCAUCUCAUCUGGGUCCUUCGGCGGCGCAGCCGCAGUACGGCCUAGCGGGAGUGGCGGCGGCAACUGGCAGAGGGGAGGCACCCAGGAAAUUUAAGGGACAUCAUCAGUAAGGGACAGCAGCGGGACACGGCGCUGGGAUAAGGGAGGGUUGAUGAGGCCCUAAGCUACUGAAGGUAAUGGGGCCCUUUAUAUGUCCAGCUGUCCUUUGUCAACAACAAAUUGUCGCUGUUUUUUGUGCUGAAUAUAUGCUAUAUGGUAAUUUAUGGACCUAAUAGGUAUCAUAGGCGUCUACACAACACAAAACACUGUUGCUGUAUGUAGAUUUUAUUUCAUUUGUUUUUUAUCUUAUAUUUUGGAAAUGUACAUCCAGUUUUUUUUUCCUUUCAUUUUUUUUUGGGAGGGGGGGGCUCCCAAGAGGGUGGGGCCCUAAGCUAUAGUUUGUUUAGCUUAUACGUAAAUCCGGCACUGUCCACAUCAGUUUUCCAUAACACCAAAGGCACAAUUCCUAUAUUGUGCAGAAAGGACCACCUGUGGGCUUGUCCUCUCAAGAUAUGGGUUGUAGCAGAAAUAAUUUUCCCUUAAGCAGAAUUUGGGAUUUAAUUUUCCAAAAUGGAGUGGAGGCAGAGCUUGUGCCAUCAUGCUUUGUAUCUGCAAUUUUAGUAAGCAUGCACGCAUAGUUUAUAGGCUGUGAUCCUUAAUACACAUACUUGGGAGUAAGUCUCAUUGAACUCAGUAGUACUUACUUCUGAGUAGACAUUGGUUGCCAUAUGUCCUCUUUUUCCAGGACACAUCCUCUUUUUCAUGAGUAUGUAAAAUGAGAGUCAUCAUAGCGACCCAUAGUUAAAAGCAGAAGUCAGCAGAUGUGCCCUCUUUUUUGAUCUUCAAAAUAUGGCAGCCCAUAGGAUUGUGGCAUAAAUGAAAGUUUCACUGCACCAUCGCAUUUGUAGUUUUCAACUGCUGUAUGCACAGUGAGUGUAGGUCAUGCACACCUGCAGCAUGAAACAUAAACAGUGAGAAUCAAUUUGAAUUCUCUGCCAAAGUUCAUGGCAAAACAUUCAGAUAACAGAUUUCACUGCAAAGUUCCUCUGCAGGAAUUCUAUAGAAUCACUCUGUGGAUUUUCUCACACAUCCCUCAUCUAAGCCUAAAUCACAUUUUUUCUAAAACAAAUAGAAAUGUAGAUGCUCAGCAAAUUGAGUCAUUUGUGUAGAUGUUUUUCUUCCCCAUAGCAACAUGUUCAGGGUCUAAAUAGGAAAUGAAUUUUCUCCCUGGCAUCUGGAUAAUCCAUUGUCCUCAGCUGCUGCACAACUGAAACAUUUGUUUUGGGUUAAAAACAACAAGACUGAGCAAAGAAUAACGGAUCUUGUAGGAGAGCAAAUUUGUUGUGCCCUGGAUUGGGGGCCCUUUCAACCUUGCUGACAUAUUUUCAAAGCUGAGAACAUGAACAAUUGAUUUGGUCUGCCAUGUGUUCUGGACAUGUUUGGUAUUUUAUAAUGGUGGCUGGCAAUAUUAUCCAGGAAAAAAUUGUGUAGCUGGCGGUCACCACGAGCGACUCUUCUGAAAUUGAUCAAGGAGAUAUUUCUGGGUUGUUCUCUCUCUAUCUCUCUCUGGAUCCUGGAAUUUCAGCAAAUAGCCAAAUGCUCAGCCUUUCACUGAGAUUGAACUUCAGGGCCUCCCAUGUGUUUAAUAAAAUUCCUUGCACUUGGCUAAUAUAUUUUGCUCCCUUUUGGAUUCAGGGACAGAGAGGGGAUGGGAGGACUAAGCCCUUAAUAAAGCAAGUUAAAAUUUGUAGUACAGUAAGAAAUGAAAAACGGACAUAGCUAUAUGUGCACAAAUGUAACAGCCAUGUAUUGGUGAAAAGAAGUUACAAUAAAAUAGGCAGCGUAUUAUCACAAUUGCAAAAUGUGCAUUUCUGCAAGGCUUACAAAGAUCCACAUAGCACAAGAAUCAUAUUAAAGAAUGCUCUAAGCAACUGACAAGUAUCAUUACACUUGCAAAGAGUACGUUUCAGCAAGGCUUACAAAAAGCAAAUUAUUAUUAUCGUAUUGAAGGGUGCUCUAAGCAGCUCACAAUAGGCUUCCGGAUAAGGUCAUGGAUUGCCAAAUCUUCUUCAGAUGGUAACACCUCAAAAGGAUUUCAAGGCCCUGAUUGCAGUUUUCCAAAUGGAUAACACCACUGCAAAGGUCCAAAAUCAUAGGCAGGAAUAAAUCCACAAUAAAGCAAGUUAAAAAUUGUGUCUCAGUGAGAAGUGAAAAAUGGCCACAACUAUGCGUGUGCAACUGUCUGGUGAAGAAUAUUGAAGGACAGCAGGGAUUAAGAACCAUAUGAUGAUUCUGUAGGACCGGGAUCCCCAAACUGUGGUCCAUCGACCUCCAGGGCUAGGCAAGCUUUAUUCAAGUGGAUUUGCAGCACUGCCCACAUUAGGCACCCAUAUUGAUCUUUUUCAAUUGUAUUUUAUUGCCGAUUUUAUUUCUUGUGUUUUACUGCGUUGCAAGUUGAGUUCUAUGGAAUGUGAGUUGUAAUGCAAUGCAAUGCAAUGCAGUAUGAGGAAUAAAAGAAGCAAUAAAAAUACAAUUAAAAAUCAUACAGCAUCUAGCACAGCAAGGUGUGAUGGCUACGACAGGCAGAAAAAUCGUUAAGUGGCCUGCUAAGACCACCAAAAAUUCUGAAGUGGUCUUGUGGGUGGGAGUUUGGGAAGCAUUGGUUUAGGGAAAGGGUGGAGACUCUGUUUUGGAUCAAGGGCCACAUUCCCAUCUGUGAGCCAGUUCCCAACAGCAAAAGGCUCCCCCCUUAUAAAUUAUAAUGCUGAGAUGAAGAUAGCUGCUGUUGCUGGUGGUGGUGAUGGCGGAGGAACAGGAGUAGACUCUGCCUAUAGUUCUGCAAAGAGGUAUUGACUAUUAAACCUGAAAUAUACUUGGAGUCUUGCUCUUUAUUCAGCUCAUAGUGAUGAGGAGGAAUGGGAGUUCCCCCAGAAUGUCUGCUUUAUAUAUACAUUAUUUACACAAUGGGCCCCACGUGAUUGGCUAAUUCUGGGAUUCUCCUGUAGGCCAAUCAGGUUGCGGAUUCACUUCCACCUGGAGCUGGAUUGGGGGGCUCCUGUGGACCAAUCAGACUGUUGCAUUCUGAAUCCUAUUGUUCUAGGACCAAUCAGUCUGCUGCAUUCUGAAUCCUAUUGUUCUAGGACCAAUCAGACUGCUGCAUUUUGAAUCCUAUUCAACUCAGUACAUAACAAAACCACUCUGAGAAUUGUAACUUUGUAAAAGGAACAGGGGCUUCUUAACAACUCCCAGCACUCUAAACAAACUACAGCUCCCAGGAUUUUUUUGGGGAAGCCAUGACUGUUUGUAGUGGUCUAAUGCUGCUUUAUAUACAUGGUGUGAAUGUGGCCAGUGUUUGAGUGCUUCUCCUUGAUUAGCUGAGAGUGCUUCUCCAAGCCUCCUUUGUUAUUAUGAUUAAUGAAAAGUGGUCCUGGAAAUCUUCCUUAUAGUCAUUUGUAAUAAUACAAAAUUUGUUUUAUUCAAUAUAGCUUUCUUUGAAAAUUUCAAAAGAAGCUCUUUCUCGACCCCCACCCCCAAAUGCAGAAUAAAUUUCCAGCAGCGUACAAUUUGGGAUUGUUAAGAUUGCUGGGUGAGGAUAAUGGGACUCAUUUUCUUGGGGGGACUGUAACUUUGGGUUGCAUGCAGUGUUAGCCCUACUCAGAAGAGACCCACUGAAAUGAAUAGACACGACUAUCUUACGUCCAUUGAUUUAAAUGGGUUUACUCUGAGGAGAAUUUGGCAGGCCACGGCCCUUAGUCUUGGGACAUUUCCCCUGCUCCUUUUAAAACUGUUGCAGGUGUUCUAUUGUGUUUGGCAACUUUUUAUCCUGCAUUUUAAAUCAAUCUGUUGUCAAUGACAGACCACAUUGGGACUUAUAAAUGUGCACAGGGUGGUACUUCAAGGCUACAGCCCUCUUGUUAAUUUCUCUUUAUGGUUCACAACACAGCAACUGGGCAGAUGGAGGUUCCGCUGUGGGACUGGAGGAGAAGGAGGCCUUCCACGCCUCUUUCUGUGUUUGUCUGUAAUCAUGUCCUGUCCUGUCCAUUGAUCUGUUAAAUUGGGAUAGCAGAGCAUCUUUUUUAAACCGAGUAAAUGAUAUGUGUGUGGAGCACGGGAUGGCAUUUUCUGGAAUGCAGAACCAGAGCUAUCUGGAGUUAUGCACAUGAAUCAAACUGGCAGAGACUUGCUGGGAGCAAAUGUACUGUGGAAGUCACACGAGCAUACACACAGUAUUAGUUUCAGCUUAGUUUAUUGGUCAACCAAGAAAGCUUGACUCCUUCCUUCAGCUACAAGCAUGGGAAAAACAAUACCAGGAUACAAAAUACAAUAUAAAGCAACAGUAAAUCCAGAGACCGAUCAUUAUCAGCCUGUCUGUUGAAGGCUUGAAUCUCUAUGAAAGAUCCCUCUUGGAAGUUUCUGGGCCUGGACAACAUAUCACCAUGGGAUCACCCAGACUGGUUUCCAUUGAUUCCACAGAGUCAAAGAAGGGACUUGAACCAAGGGUCAACACUGAUGCAGCUGAGCUUGCUUCAAGGGUGCUUUGGACAUUAUGAAGCGUGCUUCAUAAUGCUCUCCGCAAUGCACAAUCAGUAUCAUGACCUCCAAAUGUUUGCCCCUUCCUUAGAUUGCAAUUCCCUUUCAUCCUGACUCUGGACCACCUGCUCCUGAGCUUCAGGCCCCUUUGUAUCACUAGUCCAAAGAACGGAGGAAUGUUUCUUUCAUCCGCUCCUCACUCUCAUCUCUGAUGCUUGGCAUGCUGCCAUGGGUACGUGUCGGGUGCAAGGAUCGGGGCCUUGCCAGGCACAUAAAGUAGGGGAGGCAUAGAGCACUCAAACAAAUUUGAAUAUACUAAUUCAGGCUGCUUUGGGGGGGGGCACGACAAAUUCCAGCUACCAGGAUUUACUCCACCCCACCCACAAUCUAUUGGUAAGAACUGUUGGUUAUGUGCAUAUUAAAACUCAAACAGGUGCUUCUGGGCACUUUAAGAUGGUGGGUGGUUAGUUUUUCACCAGCACUGUGCCAAUGGCCCAUCAAGUCCAGCAUGCUGUUCUCACAGUGGCUGGAUUCAAGCACAAGGGUGAUCUUCACGUCCUGUGGUUUCCAGAAAUGGGAACAUAUUUCUUCUUCUUAUUGCUGCUCCUCCUUCUUACUAAUAACAUAAGGGGAAGGGACAAAACACUGCACUCCAACCCCCAUGGCUAUCCCUGAACAAUGGCCCUAGCCAGGAGCCAGGUGCACCAUGUGGUGGGGACCGAGGGGUCUUCAGCCUCCCCUAAUUUUUCAAGGAGGGGGCUGGGUUCCCCACAAAUCAUGUGGCCCUGCCCAAUGUUGUGCAGGGAGGAGGCCAAGUGCUGGCAUUGCGGCAGCGGCAUACCUGCGUGUCCUGGCCCAGUGCUAGGUGGGGACGACGACUUGUCACAUGACAUGUAACAUGAUGUGUCAUGUGAUGUGCCCCCACAAUGUGAGGGGCAAGUCAGCGCCCUUGCCCGGAGCCCUGGGAACUGUAACCUUCCCAGUGCUACUGUCGUGUGUUAAUAGCAAUGAGAAAGCCACAACACUUAGUGUUCCUUGGACACAGCGUGCCAGCAGAACAAAAGUAGCAAGAGAGGCAUGCGUGGCUCUUUGGGAGGAGGCAGGUGAGUGGGUGAAAGUGAGGGCUGUUGGAACUUUCAAAGACAGGUUGCAGGAGGGACUGGACGACACCAUGCUCUCAAGGAAAUCUUUGGGGGAACACCAGUAUCUAAAACAGCUUUGAAUUGGCUUUCGGGUUGUCGGGGAGAAUGAGCUACUUUCUGAUUUCAGGGUGAAUAUUCUUGUGCUCCUCUCCCCUCAAGCCUGACUAGGGGAAGGUCACCCAUCACUGAAGUUAAAGCCUUAGCAAUGGAGGAGGGUAAGCAGGAGUGGCAGGGUUUUAAUGAAGAGCUGAAAACUGCCAAGGUCCACAGAUGCAACAGCACAGACAGAUCACAAGGGAAUGGAAUGAGCACUGUCAGAACCAAAAGCAUGUUCUGCAGUGCUUUUUGCAUGCCAUUAUUGCUCGACUUUUAAAAAUGCAGGGGAACUUCAAGCCAUGGGGCCUAACACAGCUCUCUGGGCCUGUCUAUCCAGCUGUUGGGCCUUCUUCUCUGGAGACUUCACCUCUCACCAGCCUUGUUCUGCAUAAGGAAUGCCAGGAGGCAGCGAAUUUUGUUCUGUCAACGCUGUUUCCAUUCAGCUGCAGUUCAGUUUCUUUCCACUGAAACUUACAUAACUCAUUGUGCUACCUGCUAUGGUUGAAACAAACACAAAUUAAUUAUGUAAUUAGUUACAAUGCAUUUCAAUGGGGAGGAAAUGUCAAAAGACAAUUCAGAAAACAACGUAAUUCUUUAUGUGAAGUUUGUGGAUUAAAAUAACAACAAUCGUGAAUGCUGCUCAUAUUUGCUUGUGUGAUUUGCAUUCUGGACUUUGGACAAACAUGCAAAUUGCAGCAAUUUCUGUUCCCAUUUCCAUGUCUGAUGGAAUUCUCUGACAUCCCUACUCUGCUCUUUCCUCAAGUGCUUUUGCCUGGCUGGAAUAGGCCACCUGGCUUGCCUGGUUGGUGAGAUUUGUGUGUGUGUAGAAAGCUCCUGCAUAGCUGAAAUGUAGACUUUUGUGCAAAACUAAGAAUCACAUCUGUGACCCCACCCACUUUAUUCCUCUGUCCCCAGCCUCUACUGGCAUGUGGCCCCCAGAAGUUUACACAUAAAGGAAUGUGGCCCUCGGGCUGAAAAAAGCCCCUCCCCCGUUUUAAAACAACUUUUGUUUGCUUCAUUUGAUGUCUCACCCAUGUGAAUAUGCUUUGGGGCAGCUAGAUUCCAAUUGAUCAUGAAAGGAUCUCAAAAAAAUUGUGUAACAGAGCUAACAGGGAAAAUUUGUCCCAACUACAGCUUGGUCCAUUAUUUGGGUAGGUGGGAUUGAUUGAUUGAUUGAUUGAUUGAUUGAUUGAUUGAUGGGGGAAGGGAGUACAUGGCAUGUCUUGUAUAUGUUUGAUUGGAUUAUUUUUCUUUAAAUCAAGUAACUAAGCAAAAUCAUUUUGGUGUUUGUUUUAAAACACACACACGGAACAAAACAUCAUGUGGGAUUAGAUUGGAUUGUUUGCUAGAACAUUAAACAGGCAUUGUGCAUGCUUCGCUGAAGAUGUGCCUUGAGCGGCCAUGAAACUCUGCCCAGCCUUUUCCGGACAGAGCCAUAGGAAGGACACCCACGCCUCUUUGUGGCUUGGUCUCGGUCAUGUUCCACUCAGCUGGGUAACCAGCAUACUGCAGGGCGUGGCUGGACUCACAUGUGCCCAGGGAGGCGGGAUAGUUCUCGCUUUUAAUUGUAGAGGCCACAAAGACAGACGGGACUCUCAGCUUUCCACGAGGGCAGCUCAAGGUGCCAAGGAUCUGUUCCCAGCUAUUGAGCCGUGAUCUCAGCCUCUUUGUUAUAAAGCAGCUUUCAGGUGUUCUCAAGGAGAUCAUUGCUUAUCAAUGCAUUUACCGAUUCUUAUCAGGGCAAUACUUAUUUACUUAUUUUAUUCACCAAUUUUCUCUCCUGCCCAAAGGGGCACAGGAUGACAAACAGCCAAAACCAAAGACAUAAUAUUUGCAGCUUUUUGUAGUCUUGGGACUGGAGGGACAUUUUAAAACUGCAUGCCUUUAUAAUUCCCUGUUCCAUGUAAUACCAAAUAUUUAUACUACAGUAUAUAAGAAUCGGGACGCGGGUGGCGCUGUGGGUAAAACCUCAGUGCCUAGGACUUGUCGAUCGUAUGGUCGGUGGUUCGAAUCCCCGCGGCGGGGUGAGCUCCCGUCUUUCAGUCCCAGCUCCUGCCCACCUAGCAGUUCAAAAGCACCCCUAAGUGCAAGUAGAUAAAUAGGUACCACUUUAUAGCGGGAAGGUAAACAGCGUUUCUGUUUGCUGCGCUGAUGCUGGCUCGCCAGAGCAGCUUUGUCACGCUGGCCACAUGACCCGGAAGUGUCUCCGGACAGCGCUGGCCCCCGGCCUCUUAAAUGAGAUGGGCGCACAACCCUAGAGUCGGACACGACUGGCCCGUACGGGCAGGGGUACCUUUACCUAUAUAAGAAUACUAAAUAACUGACUGGACAGAAUAUUUAGCAGCCCUUUCCAAAUACUGAAACAUACACAUAACCACUUUCCAUUUGAAAUCUUCAAAUUCUAUAAAUAUAUGCAGCCUAUUCCUUGACCUGAGCUUUUUUGUUCCUUCUUCACAAACUCUGUCUGUCAAUCUCUUCCCUGGCCCGUUCUUUCUUCUUAAAUAAAGCUGUUCUUUUGACAGUAUUGAGUUGCUCUCAUAAUUUCCUUAAAAAUCCAUUCUCUUUGGCCUUUGGGUUUUUUUCCCAAGCUCUCAUGUACAUUAUCCUGGAGAUUCUUAUAAUAUAGAAAACUUGAGUUUGAUUCCUUGGUUUUAUAUGACCUUUUAUAUAUCUCAAUAAAAAGAACAAAAGAUCCAGUGGAAACUGAUACGCAGAAAUAUCUUUCAGUAGGGUUACCACCAUCCAUCAUGAGUUUUAAUUAUUGCAGGAGUUUAUUGUGUAUUUUGAGAUUGUGACUGCAUUGUAUUUUGCCUUGUGAGUUUUCUUGGGAGGGCAUAAAAUGCUGAAAAAGAAUUUUGAAUAAAUAAAUAAACCCGUCUCAGAUGCUGUCCUGGGCCAUCCACUAGCAGACCCUCCAAGUGUCCCUAUUUUACAGGGAUGUCUCUGAUUUAGAUAUGCCGUCCCGGUUUCCGAUUUGAUCCUAGAAUGCCCCUCUUUUCCUUAGGAUGUCCCUAUUUUCAUUGGAGAAAUAUUGGAUGGUAUGGGGUUUAUUAUUAUUAUUAUUUCUUUGGGAGCUGCCCAGAGUGGCUGGGGAAACCCAGCCAGAUGGGUGGGGUAUAUAUAAUGAAUUAUUAUUAUUAUUAUUAUUAUUAUUAUUAUUAUUAUUAUUAUUGUUUUUUAUGUGUUAGAAGCUACCUAGAGUGUCUGGGGCAACCCAGUAAGAUGUGUGAGGUAUAAACAGUAAAAUUAUCAUUACGGAAUGGGAUUUCCCUAUUUUCAUUGGAGAAAUGUUAGAGGGUAUGAACUAGUGCCAUGAAUUCUAUAAAUAAAUUGCAUGUAGCAUGGAACAUUUCCCUUUUGUCAGUCUCCAAUCUAGUCAGCUUCUUUGGGUGACGAGCUCCUGGUUUUAGUGCUGUGGCAGGAGUGGAGAACCUUUGACCUUCCAGGUGAUGUUAAACUACAACUCCCAUCAGCCCUUGCAAGUAUGGUCAGUGAUCAUGAAUGAAUGAGAGCCAAAGGUUCCCCAUACCUGUUUUCUAGGAAGAGAAGCAUGUUUGGAAUUCUCUUUUGGAAUUCAAUGCCAUUUUGUUCAGCCACUUUUAAAAAGAUUUUGUGGGAAGGGGUUGAGCAGAAACCUCAACAGCUAAAGAAUGGAGCUUCCACACAUAUUUCAUAUGCAGGAGAAAGGAGAUGGUUCUACAUAUACCACUACAACAGGCCAGAGCUAUUUUCUUUUUAUCCCCUGCAGCUGCCUGCAAAGAGAGCAAGCGUCCCCUGGAAGUGUCCCAGCACUCGGAGGAAAUGGGCCUCAUCCUGGGCAUUUGCGCUGGAGGACUGGUGGUGCUGAUCAUCCUCCUGGGGGCCAUCAUUGUCGUUAUACGGAAAGGGUAAGGAAAUGUUUUCCCCUUCUGCCUUCGCCAUCGCUGCUUCUCUGGUCGCAAAGCUCAAUUCACCUCAUUUGGAGCCCAGCAGCCUUGCAGAUGAAGAGAAAAGUCUUGGAGGAAGGAGCGGCAGGGAGGGCAUCAGCAGUAGCCAGCCAGAGUCUCAGGCCACUCACCUGUGUCCCUCCCUCCCUUAUCCUAGUGAGACAUUGUUCUAACCUAGAAGAAUCUUCCUCCUUCCUCUAGGCCCCAUAA
Messenger RNA from Podarcis lilfordi (Lilford's wall lizard), 89964 nucleotides. Lineage: Eukaryota; Metazoa; Chordata; Lepidosauria; Squamata; Lacertidae. The record is from the annotation of a GenBank genome assembly.